AUGCAGUCACAAAAGGAUUUGGGCAUGGCCUCUAACGAUACUACCGUUGGUGCCAACAGACACCAGGGGGAAUACGCCCAAAAAUCGUGCUACAUAGAUGAAGAAGCCUCCGAAAUUGUACAGUCGGACAGGGAACGUCCUUUCAUAGAUGAUGUGGUUGCAACACAACAAAGAGCCGACCACCGGGCAAAAUCGGUGAGGAAUUGGAAGAGGGCAAAAGCCCUAAUAGAAUAAUUUGAGUCAGAUUCGGAACAGGAGGAGGCAUUGAGCGAGUCCGAUGAUGAGGACUCUUACAAUUUGGGUACACUUUUCCCCGACUACGGCUCCAUAUCCGUGUCCGGGAAUGACGAUAAGGACGGUGUGGAGUACUCCACCCUCCUUGACCCGCACGUCGAACUACUUUUUGACCCGGAUGCCCUACAGCAUCCGAGUUCAACAGAAUGGUUCCCACUGGACCAUGUGGCAAAAUAUAUAGCCGCACGUAUCAGGAAACCACUUAAUAAAGUGGCACGUAGCAAAAUGCAUACGCCCCACAAUUCCAGAUUUGGCAUGCAUCACCCCGGAAGUGGACUCAAAGAUUGCCCUGUUUCUGGGCAAAACUGGGUGGAAGGCCAAGAAAGGCCUAGAUUUUGCACUACGUCAUUGUUAAGAUGUCCUCGGACCCAGUGCAAAGAUAUUCUACAUGUUUGAAACAGCCUUGGCGGGUGGUGCUCCCGCAGACCUGCUUGCUAUCAGGGGCUGGAUCCAACGAUCUGUACGUCUACUCGGUAAUGCCAAUACGGCUUUAGCCACCGAGAGGCAAAAGGAAAUUCUAAAUAAGAUUGAGCCAAAGUUGGUUAAUUUGGAUAUUUAAGAGCCUGGGCAAAAGGCAAAAGGCCUUCUUUUUGGGGACAGUUUCUUAAGGAACUGGGUACCAAUGUAGGUACAUUUACUGCACCGGACAAGGCAAUAUGAAAAAGGUAUUGUCCCAUAGAGUUUUUGGUGGGGCUUGCAGAUAUCAGGGCCGCCUGCCUGGCCGUUCCUCCUGGGGCUCGUACCGGGUUUCUCGAGGCUCCUUCCAGUCAUGAUGCCAAGGUCUGGAACCUAAGCCCAUCUCUCCAUUUUUUCCAUUUCGAGGAAGGCCUUGGCAUUCUUGUGGAGCCAGAAGCUCUUCCUUUGGCCAAUGCCCUUAUGGUAAGGUUCCUUCCUUCAUCUCUACCUUCAGUACCGUUGGUGGGGGGCAGAUUAUGCCAUUUUGUAAAUUCCUGGCACAUCUUAACUUCGGAUACUUGGGUCCUACAAACUGCACUGUGUUAUGCCAUAGAUUUUGUACAAGCCCAGAUAUCUCUUCCCAACCAAAUUGUCUUCUCCAACCACGACCGGUCCUUAAUUGCAGCAGAGAUACAGAUUCCUUACUUCAUUGUUCGACCAUGGCCUAGCCUAUCACACUAUAAAUGUGUACCGAUUGCAUAUUUCUGCAGGGCAUCAGGGAUUGGAUUGUUUCCCGGCAGGUAAACAUCUCCUGGUAUGCCGACUUCUGCGCGGCAUCAGAUUUGCAAGCUGACCGCAAUCUAGGUACUCUUCAUCAUGGGAUGUCAUCCUUGUUCUCUGGCUUUGUCCAGUGGCAUGUCUUAAAGAAUACGAGUCCAGGACUUCUUCUACUCGUGAUUCAUAAUAUCCUGAUUUGGUUUUGGUCCUUCGACAUCCACAUCAUCCUGUUUCUGCAGUCACAUUGUCUCAUUGGGUAAAAUGGAGUAUGACAUCAUCCACACUUCAGCAAAUGGAGCACACUCGGUCAGGGGAGCCAUGGCGUCUAAGGCUUUCUUCAAAGGAUGCAGGUUGGAGGACCUCCUCUGGGCUGCUGAUUGGUCACGCAAAUCUACCUUCAAGGAGUUUUACUUUCGGCCAGUUUCUCAUUUUUCUGAUGUGGUCAUUUUGCAGCUUUGAACUAGCAUAGUUUAAUAAAAUUACCAGAUUUUACCAAUUUCAUGACGUAAAGUCAUGAUUUUAUUAAGGACACGGAGGCCAGUAUCAUUCCACCCGAUACAGGUAUGUUGCACCCUUCCGUAGAUGUUUAGUCAUUAAGUUUUACACUGGACUUAUGUUACUACAACAUAUUGCAUUUAUUGAAAGUUUUUUGAUUAGAUAAUAAUCUGUUUACGGAUGCAUAUGUUUCUAUGCUUAAUACUUUACUAUGGUAAUAAUUGGAUAUUCAGAAACAUAUUUUACCAGUUUGUUUCUCUGUUCCUUUCAGCUUCAUAAUCGGAUUUGGCACAGUUGUGCAUUGGUUCCUUCUGGGCCUAACAGAGGAUCCCAUCUUCUACAGAAUACCAGAUUAUUCAACUGUGGAGUUGUUGAUUGUUUCUUCAGGUUGACAUAUGUUCUGCAUUGAAUUCUUUGUGGGCACCACCAAAGAAAGAGUGGCUUAAGGUCACAUGGGAAGUUGAUGGUGCAAGGGGCAUUAAGAUUGGAUGUAUUGUUAUGUGGCUAACCCUUUAGGGUGCAUGUUUACAUGUUUGAUUUGUUUCUAUGAAUAUACAAUAUUCGCUGCUGAGGAUUAAAAAGAAAGAGAUUAAGCAUAAUACUCGCCUCCGUGUCCUUAAUAAAAUCAUGACUUUAUGUCAUGAAAUUAGUAAAAUCUGGUAAUUGUAUGUUGUGAGAACUAAGCAUGCAACAAUGCAGCUCAUUAUUUAAGUCAUUAUUGAACAUUUUAUUAGUACCUGGAACUCUGCUUUAAAUACACCAUCUUGUCUUUACCCUACAUUCUAGAGCAGCAUAUACCAAAUUGGUGUUCCGUGGACACAGCGCGCUGACUGGAGGGAGAGAGAGUGCGGCGGGGACUGAGCAGCACACCAGCCUCAGCCUGCAGCACUGAAGGAAGUCACCCUCCUGAAGAAAAAAGGUAAAUGAACAGGAGGGUGACUGCAAAUAUAAAUAUAUGUGUGUGUAACUGUAUUUCAGUGUGUAUCUGCCAGUGUGUGCAUCUGUGUGUAUUUGUGCCAGUUUGUGUAUCUGUGUGUCAAGGUGUGUGUUUAUGUCACUGUGUGUGUAUCUAAGUGUCUGUCUGUAUGUCAGUGUCUGUAUGUGUUAGUGUGUAUCUGUGUGUGUGCCUGUGUCUAUAUGUCAGUGUAUCUGUCAGUUUGUGUGCAUGUGCCAAUGUGUGUAUCAUUGUGCCAGUGUGUGUGUGUAUCUGUGUGUGUGUGUGUAUGUGUCAAUUUGUGUAUCUGUGUGUCAAUAUGUAUCUGUGUGUGUAUAUGUCAGUGUGUAGCUGUCUGUGUGUGUAUGUGCCAGUGUAUCUGUCAGUGAGUGUUUCUGCCCUUGUGUGUAUCUGUGUGUGUGUAUGUGCCAAUGUGUAUCUGUGUGUGUGUGUGCCAGUGUGUGUAUCUGUAUGUCAGUAUGUUGAUGUGUUUGCCUGUGUCUGUAUGUAUCAGUGUACCUGUGUGUCAAGGUGUGUGUAUUUGUGUGUGUUAGUGUGUAUCUGCCAGCGUGUGUAUCUGUAUUUGUAUGUGCCAGUUUGUAUUUGUGUAUCAAGGUGUGUGUAUCUGCCAGUGUGUGUAUCUGUGUUUGUAUGUACCAAUGUGUAUCUCUGUGUCAAAUUGUGUAUAUCUGUGUAUAUGUGCUUGUGUGUAUCUAUGUUUGUAUGUGCCAGUGUAUGUCUUUGUGUCAAGGUGUGUGUAUCUGUGUCAGUGUGUGUAUGUAUUAGUGUGAAUAUGACUGUGUAUGUGUCAGUGUGUUUCUGUUUGUUAAUGUGUAUGUAUAUGUGUAAGUAUGUAUGUGGCAGUACAUGUACAGACAUCCCAACAAUCAAACACCAACCACAACACACAUUACUCCAAACACAAACAUGACAUACAAAGACACCCUGAACUCCAACAUUAUAUACAAACACUCUAACACCAAUACUGCACACAAAUGUACAUGUGCAUUUAAAGUCCAAAACUACAUCCAAACACACGUCUGCACACAAACAUUACAUACAACACAUCCUUGUAUUAAAAUGCUAAAAUUAUAUAUAAACACCAACUCUACACACAGAAGCACACUUGCUUCUAAGUACUACAAUCUGUUUACUAUCUGUAGAAAUUAGUGCGUAUAUUUUAAAAAAAAUUGCCAAAAUUUGCUCUGCUAACUAAAAGGUUUAUGCUAUCUCGUGAAAUUUUUGGGGGGGUUCCACGAUGUUAAUACACUAGGUAAAAAGGGUUCCACGGGAAAAAUUAAUUGAGAACCCCUGUUCUAGUGGGUCACAGACGAACAAGAGCCCUGAUCAAAUCUUUGCCAUAAAGGGGUCUGCUACAAUAAAUCUACAUGUUAUAAUUAUGGGUUGGUAACUCAGUAACUGUGUUACUUAUUGAUUGCAAUAAUUGUGUUUUAACUGGGGUUUGUGAUUUUAAAGUGAAUCAAUAACAGCAAAUUAGUAAAUGUGUGAGUAACCAAUUCAGGCAAGCAAUAAAAUAAAGAAAUACAAUUAGGGAUCGACCAAUAUUGAACUUUCAGACCGAUAGCCGAUAACUUACCGAUAUUCUGUACAUUUACUGUUUUGAAAUAAGAAACUAUUUUUACACAAAUCUACUGUUAACUUAACAUGUUUAUUAUUAUUUAUGUAUUUUUGCAAAACUGUUUUUUUAUUAAGUGGUAAAUGCACCAAAUAUAAAUGCCAGUCAGAUUGUUUUAUGUUUUCAAGAAUAUUUAGAGUUCUUUUCCCCUCCCUUCCCUGUCUCUUAGUGUACCUCUCCCCUCCCUUCCCUGUCUCUUAGUGUACCUCUCGCCUCCCCUCCCUGUCCCUUAGUGUUCCUCUUCCUUACCCUCCCUGUCCCUUAGUGUUUCUCUCCCCUCCCCUCCCUGUCCCUUAGUGUACCUCUCCCCCCUAGUUCCUUAGUGUUCCUCUCCCCUCCCCUACAUGUCCCUUAGUGAACAUCUCCCCUCCACUCCCUGUCCAUUAUUGUUCCUCUACCCUCCCCUCCCCUCCUUAGUGUACCCAUCUUAGUGUUUCCCUUCCUGUCCUUUAGUGUCCCCCCAUUGUCUUUCUCUCCCCUUCUAUGUCAUUUAGUGCCUCCUACCUUUUUUUUUAGCGUGGCAGAGCGGAGUGCACCGCGGUACGGGAGCUUCAGUUUCCUGUAACCGGCCGGACUGACAAUAAUUGCUCUCUCAGUGAGCACUUCCCCAUUGUCUUUCUCUCCCCUUUUCUGUCCUUUAGUGCCUCCUAGCAUUUUUUUUUGCGUGGCAGAGAGGAGGGCACCGCGGUACGGGAGCUUCAGUUUCCUGUAACCAGCCGGACUGACAAUAAUUGCUCUCUCAGUGAGCACUUCCUGUCAGUUCGGGCGCGUAUAGGAAUCAGAAGCUCCUGUACCGCAGUCCGCUCCACUUGGCCACGCUAUACUGAGUGACUGGCAGGAGGGAGCGCUGUGCACUUCCUCCUGCUGGUCACUCUAAUCUUGCGCCCCCCGUGCCGGUGCGCCCUAAUGCGGCCAAUAACGAUAUUUGCCAAAAUCCGUAAUAUCGGCCGAACCGAUAAUCGGUCGAUUCUCUAAAUACAACUAUACAUUAUAAUGCAGUGUACCACUGUUCCUUAUUGUUCCUCUCCCCCUCUAAGUGUUUCUCUCCCUGUCCUUUAGUGUUCCCAUCUAAGUGUUUCUCUUCCCUUCCUGUCCUUUAGUGUCCCCCCAUUGUCUUUCUCUCCCCUUCUCUGUCCUUUAGUGCCUCCUACCUUUUUUUUUAGCGUGGCAGAGCGGAGUGCACCGCGGUACGGGAGCUUCAGUUUCCUGUAACCGGCCGGACUGACAAUAAUUGCUCUCUCAGUGAGCACUUCCUGUCAGUCCGGCCGUGUAUAGGAAUCAGAAGCUCCUGUACCGCAGUCCGCUCCACUUGGUCACGCUACACUGAGUGACUGGCAGGAGGGAGCGCUGUGCACUUCCUCCCGCUGGUCACUCUAAUCUUGCGCCCCCUGUGCCAGUGCGCCCUAACGUGGCAAAUAACGAUAUUUGCCAAAAUCCGUAAUAUCGGCCGAACCGAUAAUCGGUCGAUUCUCUAAAUAUAACUAUACAUUAUAAUGCAGCUUUAUAACCAAAUUUGUAUUCCAAAUUACAUACUCUCAGUAUGAAGCAGCUAUGCAGAUAGACACAUAUAUUGCAUUAUUGUAGUAUGCACUAUGCAUUAUAGAAAUACUUAAAAUUAAUGUUAAAGAUUUGCUAGCAGCUUUUCACCCACGAGUACUUAAGGAGCUAAGUGUGGAAAUAAGUGAACUUCUGUAUUUAAAGUGACACUAUAGUCACCAGAACAACUACAGCUCAUUGAAUUUGUUCUGGUGAGUAUAAUCAUUACCUUCAGGCUUUUUGCUGUAAACACUGUCUUUUCAGAGAAAAUGCAGUGUUUACAUGACAGCCUAGUGAUAACUUCACUGGCCACACCUAAAAUGCAUCCAAACAUUCAGUAUCUCCUCCCUCUGCAUGCAGACACUGAACUUUCCUCAUAGAGAUGCAUUGAUUCAAUUCAUCUCUAUGCGGAGAUGCUGUUUGGCCAGGGCUGUAUUUGAAUUGUGCUGGCUUUGCCCCUGAUCUGCCUCUUUGUCAGUCUCAGCCAAUCCUAUUGGGAAGCUUUGCGAUUGGAUCAGGCUGCCACUUCUGCUGAUGUCAGCAGACAGUGGGCAGGCCAAAAGGAAACAGGGACAAAGCCUGCAGCUUCAAGCUUGAAUACAAGUAAGAUUCUACUAUAUUUAGGGAGGCAUGAGGGGCACUUGGUGGUUUUAACCCUAUAGGGUCAGGAAUGCAUGUUUGUGUUCCUGUCCCUAUAGUGCUCCUUUAAUCUUUCAAGAUUCUUUUGUUUCAGGUAUUGUACCGGAAGAUUGGAGGAAGGCAGAUGUUCUUAUAUUUAGAAAGGGUUUAACAUCCUUGCCUGGAAAUUAUACACCUGUGAGCUUAACUUCUGUGACUGGGAAAGUAUUUGAAGGGCUAUUAGGUGAUAAUAUUCAGGAAUUAAUUGAGGAGAACUUUGUUAUUGUCAGGUAUAGCAUGGCAUGUAUUUCGCCGUCGGAACCCACUUCCAGGUUCACGGCGCUUAGCCCCGCCCCUUUUUUCUGACGCGGUCCCUCCACGAUACUUAGGAAGACCGCGCCAGAUUCAGCUGCUCUACUUUUGAUCCUACCUGCUCCACUUCUAGACCUCGGAUUGUAAAACGGAUUUCUACCUUCUCCACUUCUCGACCUCGGCUUGUAAAACGAAUUUCUACCUUCUCCACUCCCAGACCUCGGCUUGUUAAAACGGACUUCCACACUCUCCACUCCUAGUUCUCGGCUUGUUAAAACGGACUUCUAAUUGCUCCUCCAUUGGGUGAAUUAACCCUUCCAGUGCCAGAACUGCCUUUAAGUUAAGUAAAACUUUUUGCCAAACAAGCCAAUUCCUAUUAUUUAUGUUACACAGUAUCUAAAGCUCACUAAAGUGUCACUUUGUCAAGCUAUUCCUCUUAUUCAUAAGGGAUUGCUACUAAGGCUAAUUCUUCCUGCAAUAAUCAACUUAUUCUAAUUGCAAGCCUGUCCAGCUUCAUUAAUACAUUUCUCAUAAUUUAUUCCAUCUUAAUUAAGUUGGAAACUAGCACUGCCUAUUUCCCUGCAUGUGUAUUUAAAGAUACAAUAACCAUUGUUUCAUAUCAGUAUAAAAGGAGGUGAAACUUAUUGUUGCUGCAAUCAGAAAAUUCUGCAGUUGAGUUCCAAUUAAAGAAGUAUUACAAAAUAAGUAUUACAGAAUAAUCCAGCCUAUUCAAUGGAACCAGCAGAUAUCAACUCUAAAGUUUCUGCCCUAACCAAUAGAGUGGAUACGAUUGCUCAGGGGUUACAGGAACUGCAAAUUACAAAUGAGAGAAUAUUAACCUAUGUUAGAGACAUGCAAGGCCAUCUUCCUCAUGCCACUCUUCAAUCGGCUGGUGAUCCUGCUGUCUGUAAUCCAGAAAAAUUUUAUGGAGAUAGAACAAAGUACAGAGAGUUUUUGAAUUCUUGCAAACUACUAAUAGCUUUAAAACCUAGAUCUUAUCCCACCGAAAGAUCCAAAGUCUGUUCAGUGAUCUCUUUUUUAAGAGGUGAACCUAUGGCCUGGGCCCAUUCCUUUUUGGAAAAUGAUGAUCCCAUAUUAGAUUCAUUGGAUGAGUUCUUUGAAGCUAUGUCUUUAUUAUAUGAAGAUCCUUUUAAACAAACUACUGCUGAUUUAACCAUCAGAACAUUACACCAAAAGAAUAGACCUGUUGAAGAUUAUAUUGCAGAAUUCAAAAGAUGGGCUACAGAAACCCAAUGGAAUGACAUUACUUUACGCAAUCAAUUCCGUCUCGGAUUAUCUGAAGCUGUGAAAGAUGAACUCUCUCGUACAGAACUUCCUCCUACCUUAAAUGCAUUGAUUCAACUGUCCAUCAGUAUUGAUAGACGUCUAAGAGAAAGAAAAGCUGAAAGGGUUCUUACUAAUUCUACCUGGAGAAAACCUUUCACUACUCCAAAACUACCUGAAAAAAUUCCUCCUCAAACUGAACCUAUGGAAGUAGGUAUAAUAAAAAGUCCUCUUACUUCUGAAGAAAGAAUAAGAAGGAGACAACUAAACUUAUGUAUGUAUUGUGCUUCGAAAGAACAUCUAAUUUCCGAAUGUCCUCUACUGAAACAUUCAAAAGGUGGUAAGCUUCAUUCAUCUACUUCUAUAUUGAACGUUCUUCAAAAAAGAAAAACAUCUACUUAUUUUUCUAUAUCUCUCAUAUUACAGUGGGAUACAAAAAGAAUCGUGACUGAGGCCAUUAUUGAUUCUGGUGCUAAUGGAACUUUCCUUGAUUUUUCUUUUGUUACAAAGAAUAAAAUUCCUUGUGUUCGAAAAACUAACUUUGUUCCAAUCAGAGUUAUUGAUGGUUCAUUUAUAUCCUCAGGACCCAUAAAAGAUGAAACAAUUCCUCUAAGAAUGAUUACCAACAAUGUACAUUCCGAAUUCCUUACAUUUGAUGUUAUUAAAUCUCCACUUUAUCCCGUCAUUUUAGGAAUUAAUUGGUUAAAAACCCAUGAUCCUCUAAUUAAGUGGUCUCCCUUUUCCAUUUCCUUUGCUUCUGAUUUUUGUAAACAAACGUGUUUACAACAUAUUCCUAUUCUCCAAGCUACUAAAGAAUCAGUUAUACCUCCAUUCUACUCCGAUUUUGCAGAUGUCUUUUGUAAAAAAGAAGCGGAAACACUUCCACCUCAUCGGGUAUAUGAUUGUCCAAUAGAUCUCAUACCCGGAGCUCCUAUUCCUUAUGGCCAUAUUUAUCCACUCUCUGAAAAGGAGUUAGAAAUUUUAAAAGAAUAUCUUAAUGAAAAUCUACACAAAGGGUUCAUCAGACCCUCGACCUCCCCAGCUGCUUCUAGUAUUUUCUUCGUGAGGAAUAAAGACCAAACCAUCCGUCCUAUUAUAGAUUACAGAGCCUUAAAUAAAAUAACAAUUAAAAAUCGUUAUCCUCUUCCACUAAUAAAUGAAUUAAUUGAAAGGUUAAGAACCGCAACUAUAUUCACUAAACUCGACCUUCGAGGCGCAUAUAACCUCAUUAGAAUAAAACAGGAUGAUGAAUGGAAGACCGCCUUCCGGACAAGAUAUGGUCUCUACGAAUAUCUAGUGAUGCCUUUUGGGCUCUGUAAUGCCCCUGCAACAUUUCAACAUUUUAUAAAUGAUAUCUUUAGAGAUCUUUUGGAUAUAUGUGUUAUUAUCUACUUAGAUGAUAUCUUAAUAUAUUCUAACAAUUUGGAUGAACAUAGGAAGCAUGUUAGAUGGGUUCUAUCUAGACUGAGAACUCAUAAAUUAUACGCUAAACCAGAAAAAUGCCUUUUUGAGGUUACUGAACUCUCUUUUCUAGGAUACAUUAUUUCACCUCAUUCUUUGAAGAUGGAUAAUUCCAAAAUCGAAUGUAUUAUUAACUGGCCCGCUCCUACUACUACAAAAGAAUUGCAACGUUUUCUUGGAUUUUCAGACUUCUAUGGAAAAUGUAUUAGAAACUAUUCGGAUGUAUCACAUCCUCUUAACCUCCUCAACAGUAGUAAACGUCCUUUCAAUUGGAAUAAAGAUGCACAAACAACCUUCGACGAAUUAAAAAAAAGAUUUACAACUGCACCUAUUCUACAACUACCUAAUCCAACAUUCUUAUAUGUUCUUGAAGUUGAUGCAUCAGAUACAGCCAUCGGAGCAGUUCUUUCUCAACAAAAGACUCCACAAGAUCCACUUCAUCCAGUUGCCUUCUUUUCAAGAUCCUUGAGCUCUGCUGAAAAAAAUUAUCCUAUUGGUGAAAAAGAAUUAUUAAGUGUUAAAGCUGCCUUCGAAAAUUGGCGUCAUCUUCUAGAAGAUACAAAACAACCUAUAAUAGUUUAUACUGACCAUAAAAAUCUUGAAUAUCUGUAUACUAACAAAACCCUUACGGCUAGACAAGUUAGAUGGAACCUAUUCUUUAACCGAUUUAACUUCCAAUUAAUAUACAGACCUGGAACUAGAAAUAAAAAGGCUGACGCUCUUUCUUGAAUUCCUUCUAAAACUACUACUGAUGAUUAUCCUCCUAACAAAAUAAUAGGGAUCCUCUCUUCUCUUCAUGAUGACAUAAAGAAUUUGAAUCAGAAGGAUCUUGAACUUCCCAAAACACCUAUACUAACAAAAAAGGAUGGUAUAUUUUAUUUUAAAAAUAGAAUUUAUAUUCCUCCCAUUCUUAGGAAUAAAUUACUUAAGAUGGUUCAUGAUUCACCCCUAGCUGGACAUCCUGGAAUAAAGAAAACUCUUGAACUAACUUCACGAUAUUAUUGGUGGCCUCGCCAGGAUAUAAUUUUGAAUUAUAUGUCAAAACUUGUCCUAUCUGUCAAAGGUCUAAACCUGAACAUAAUCAACCUUUUGGAUUAAUACUUAACUUACCUAUUCCAGAAAAACCUUGGCAAUCCAUUUCUAUGGAUUUUAUCGUUGAUCUCCCACCUUCUCAACAUUUCACCACUAUUCUUGUCGUUGUGGAUCGCUUCACAAAAAUGUCCCAUUUCAUUUCUUUAAAAAAAUUACCCUCCUCUGUAGAAUUGUCUAAGGUCUUUAUUGACAAUAUUGUGAAACUUCAUGGUCUUCCUGAAGAAAUUAUUUCUGAUAGGGGGACACAAUUUACCUCCAAAUUCUGGAAAGAGAUGUGUCUCUCCCUUCAAAUUCAACGCAAACUCUCUUCCGCUUAUCAUCCCCAAACUAAUGGGCAAACAGAAAGGGUUAAUCAAUGUUUGGAACAAUAUCUUCGAUGUUAUUGUUCAUACCUCCAAGAUGACUGGACCACAUGGUUACCUAUGGCCGAAUUUUCUUACAAUAAUACCAUUCAUUCUAGUACGAAAAUGACUCCUUUCUUCUCCAACUAUGGUUUUCAUCCGUCUUCAUUUCCCAUCCAAACUAUUACAUCAAAAAACGAAUUUAUGUCUUCUCUAUUUCUCAAAUUACGGGAGAAUCUUCAACUCGCCCAAAAUAACCAGAAAAAGUUUUUUGACAAUAAUAGAAGAAUUCCCCCUCCUUACAAGGUAGGGGAUCUUGUCUGGCUCUCUUCAAGGAAUAUUACCACAAGCCGUCCUUCAAAGAAAUUGAGCUCUCUUUUUCUUGGUCCCUUUCAAGUAAUUACAAUCAUUAAUGAUAACGUCGUUAAACUAAAACUUCCUCCAAGUUUUAAACUUCAUCCAGUAUUCCAUGUCUCCUUGCUUAAACCACACAUCCCUGAUCCUUUUCAUAGAGAAAUAGUAACAACUCCUGAACCUAUCAUUGUCCAAGGUGAAGAAGAAUAUGAAAUUCACAAAAUUUUGGAUUCUCGUGUCCACCGUGGCUCCUUACAAUACCUUAUUAGAUGGAAAGGUUAUGGAGUUGAUGAAGACACUUGGGAAGAUUCAUCUAAUGUACAUGCUAGGAGGUUAGUUGCUGCCUUUCACAAACGCUACCCCUCCAAACCGAAAUAGUGCACCCAGAGGAUGCCCCAUGAGAAGGGGGUACUGUCAGGUAUAGCAUGGCAUGUAUUUCGCCGUCGGAACCCACUUCCGGGUUCACUGCGCUUAGCCCCGCCCCUUUUUUCUGACGCAGUCCCUCCACGAUACUUAGGAAGACCGCGCCAGAUUCAAAGGGCUGGAUUAUUCGCACAGGUGCUGCAGAGAGAUCAGCUGAUCUACUUUUGAUCCUACCUGCUCCACUUCUAGACCUCGGAUUGUAAAACGGAUUUCUACCUUCUCCACUUCUCGACCUCGGCUUGUAAAACGGAUUUCUACCUUCUCCACUCCCAGACCUCGGCUUGUUAAAACGGACUUCCACACUCUCCACUCCUAGUUCUCGGCUUGUUAAAACGGAUUUCUAAUUGCUCCUCCAUUGGGUGAAUUAACCCUUCCAGUGCCAGAACUGCCUUUAAGUUAAGUAAAACUUUUUGCCAAACAAGCCAAUUCCUAUUAUUUAUGUUACACAGUAUCUAAAGCUCACUAAAGUGUCACUUUGUCAAGCUAUUCCUCUUAUUCAUAAGGGAUUGCUACUAAGGCUAAUUCUUCCUGCAAUAAUCAACUUAUUCUAAUUGCAAGCCUGUCCAGCUUCAUUAAUAAAUUUCUCAUAAUUUAUUCCAUCUUAAUUAAGUUGGAAACUAGCACUGCCUAUUUCCCUGCAUGUGUAUUUAAAGAUACAAUAACCAUUGUUUCAUAUCAGUAUAAAAGGAGGUGAAACUUAUUGUUGCUGCAAUCAGAAAAUUCUGCAGUUGAGUUCCAAUUAAAGAAGUAUUACAAAAUAAGUAUUACAGUUAUUAGCAAUAAUCAGCAUAGUUUUAUGAAACAUAAGUCAUGCCAAACUAACCUGAUUGCAUUCUAGUAGAAUAAUAGAUCAAGGUGUUGCAGUGGAUGUGAUCUACUUGGAUUUUACCAAGGCAUUUGAUACGGUUCCUCAUAAUAGGUUAGUCUUCAAACCAAAAGAAAUUGGUCUAGAUUAAUAUUCUUGUUCUUGGGUAGAACAUUGGCUUAAGGAUAGAGUACGAGUUGUCAUUAAUGGUAAAUUUUCAAGCUGGACAAAAGUGGUAAGUGGUGUCCCUCAGGGUUCCAUUUUGGGACCGCUUCUAUUUAACAUAUUUAUAAAUGAUCUUGCAAUAGGCAUUGAAAGCCACGUUUUAGUGUUUGCAGAUGUAAUAAAAUGUGAGCAGGAUAUUGCUUUGCUGCAGAGGGAUUUAGAUAGAUUGGGGGACUGGGCACUAAAAUGGCAGAUUAAAUUUAAUGUAGAGAAAUGCAAAGUUAUGCACUUCGGGGUCAAGGAUGCACAAGCAAUUUACACUCUAAAUGGUAGUGAAUUAGGGAUAACCACACACGAGAAGGAUUUGGGAAUUGUUAUAGACAACAAAUUAGGCAGCAAUAUACAAUGUCAAUCUGCAGUUGCCAAGGCCAGUAAGGUUUUGUCAUGUAUAAAUAUUGGCAUAAAUUCUAUGGCUGAAAAUAUAAUUUUGCCUCUUUAUAAAUCGCUGGUAUAAACCUUGAAUAUGCUGUGCAAUUUUGGGCACCUGUUCUAAAGAAGGAUAUCAUGGCACUAGAAAAAGUGCAAAGACGAGCUACAAAAUUGAUAAAAGGAAUGGAGCACUUUAGUUACGAAGAAAGGUUAAAAAUUUAAAUCUCUUUAGUUUGGAAAAACGGCGCCUCAGAGGGGAUAUGAUAACAUUAUACAAAUAUAUUCAGGGCCAGUACAAACCAUUAUCUGGAAAUCUAUUCAUAAACAGGGCUAUAAGACUCAAGGUCACACAUUUAGGCUGGAAGAAAGGUGAUUUAAUCUAAGACAAAGGAAAGGUUUUUUUUUUUUUUACAGUAACAACUAUAAGGAUAUGGAAUUCUCUGCCUGAAGAGGUGGUUUUAUCAGAGUCCAUACAGAUGUUUAAACAGAAAUUGGAUAAAUACUUCCAAAAACAUAACAUACAGGGAUAUAAUUUCUAAUUAGUGGGGUAAUAGCUGCUUGAUAAAAGGAAAGGUUAAAGGACCACUCUAGGCACCCAGACCACUUCAGCUUAAUGAAGUGGUCUGGGUGCCAGGUCCUUCUAGGGUUAACCCAUUUUUUCAUAAUUAUAGCAGUUUCAGAGAAACUGCUAUAAUUAUGAAUGGGUUAAGCCUUCCCCCAAAGCCUCUAGUGGCUGUCUCAUUGACAGCCACUAGAGGCGCUUGCGUGCUUCUCACUGUGAUUUUCAUAGUGAGAGCACGCCAGCGUCCAUAGGAAAGCAUUAUGAAUGCUUUCCUAUGUGACCGGCUGAAUGCGCGCGCAGCUCUUGCCACGCGUGCGCAUUCAGCCGACGGGGAGGAGAGAAGGAGGAUCGGAAGAGAGCUCCCCGCCCAGCGCUGGAAAAAGGUAAGUUUUAACCCCUUUCUCCCUUCCAGAGCUGGGCGGGAGGGGGUCCCUGAGGGUGGGGGCACCCUCAGGGCACUAUAGUGCCAGGAAAACGAGUAUGUUUUCCUGGCACUAUAGUGGUCCUUUAAAGGAACUUAACAUGUAUAGCUUGGAGGAAAGACGAGACUGGGGGAUAUGAUAGAAACAUUUAAAUACAUAAAGGGAAUCAACACGGUAAAGGAGGAGACUAUAUUUAAAAGAAGAAAAGCUACCACAACAAGAGUACAUAGUCUUAAAUUAGAGGGGCAAAGGUUUAAAAAUAAUAUCCGGAAGUAUUACUUUAAUGAGGGUAGUGGAUGCAUGGAAUAGCCUUCCAGCUGAAGUGGUAGAGGUUAACACAGUAAAGGAGUUUAAGCAUGCCUGGGAUAGGCAUAAGGCUAUCCUAACUAUAAGAUAAGGCCAGGGACUAAUGAAAGUAUUUAAAAAAUUGGGCAGACUAGAUGGGCCGAAUGGUUCUUAUCUGCCAUCACAUUCUAUGUUUCUAUUAGAUAUCUGACUGUCAUUUUGCGGUUAAGAAGGAUUUUUUUCCUAGUUUGUUGCAAAAUUGGGAGCGCUUCAGACUGGGUUUUUUUUUUGCCUUAUUUUGGAUCAACAGCAAAAAUAUAUGUGAGGAAGGCUGAACUUGAUGGACUCAAGUCUCUUUUCAGCUAUGUAUGUAAUGCAUGUAAAUGCACAUUAUAGUUGCCAAAACACUUUAACUUAAUGAAGCAGUUUAAGUGUAUAGAAUAGAUCAUUCCCCUUCAGUCUCACUGCUCAUUUCUCUGCCAUUUAGGCGUUAAAUCACUUUGUUUAUGCAUGCAGCUCUAGUCACACCUCCCUGCAUGUGACUUACACAGCCUUUCUUAAUACUUCCUGAAAGUCAUUUAAUGUUUACACUAACUUUUUUGCAAAUUCUGUUCAAUUUCGAAUCUCCUGUCAGGGCCGCCAUCAGGGCAUGUCAACCGUAACGGUUGUCAUGGACCCUGCGGUCCUGGGGGGCCCGGACUGCUCAGAUCGUCCGGGCCCCACAUUCAGUGGUGUACAUACCGGGUCGCAGGGGGCCCUGCGACCCCGGUAUCUACCCACUGGGCCAGCUUCUUCUCCUGGGGGGCCCAGCAGCCGGUCACCUCAGGGCCCCCCCCCAGGCUGGCCCUGCUGUCACCCGGCCGGCGCGCGAGGGAGGCUCAUUGGUGGAACAUGAAGGUGGACCCUGGGACCCAGACCUUGAGCUGUGUAAAGGGCCCUCAAAAAAAUGGAGCUGCUUCCCGUUGAUCCCAGAACAUUGAUUUUUGUGACCACAGUUACAAACCGGACCAGUGGAGCCAGACGGCAGCUAGAGCCCAUCAUCAUCCUCAUCUGGUUGUAAGUAGGCAAUCUAGUAUAUUAUUCGUGGCACUAAUCUCUAAUUUACCUCACAUUAAAGGGACACUAUAGUCUCCAGGACCACUACAGCUUAAUGUAGUGGUUCUGGUGUCUAGCCUGUCCCUGCAGGCCUUUUAAUGUAAACACGGCGGCACUGCAGCACUGGUGUUAGUUAACAUGGCAGAUCAUAUGGGUGGGGCAUUGUGAUGUCACAUAGGGGGGCAGCAAACUUUACUUUUGCCUAGGGCGGCAAAAAUCCUUGCACCGGCCCUGCAGACACUGCUUUAUAGACCGUGUAGGAGUCUCCUACAUGUGAUUAAAGUUCGAUUUCCAGAGCAGGAGAUAAAAACUUUUAAAGUAAGUAACAUUUGAUUGAAAAUGAAACCAUUUUAUUUUCAUGCAGUCUGUGUGUCACAGCAAUGGGAAGUGUGGCUAGUGCUGCAUAAACAGAAACAAAGGGGAUUUAACUCCAAUUGGUAGUGAAUUGAAUAGUGAGACUGUGGAUGCAUCAUCUAUACACUUAAUCUGCUUCAUUAAAAUAGAGUAGUUUUGGUGAUUAUAGUGUCCAUUUAAAAAAUUAAACUAUUUAGAUUUUAGAACCACUUAUAUUUUCCUUGCCAGGUAUACCUUUAACUAAAUUGAUUUCUCAAGUUCAAGUUGAAAAGUUCUUCAUAUAUAUUAUAUAUAGACAUUGAUUAUUUAGUUUUUUAUAUAUAGCAAGUGUCAUAUAUGGUCGCCAUGUUAUUUUGUAGUUCCCAUUAGUGUAUUAAGAAACAUCCUAUUCAUGGUCCCGCAGGCUACUGCCCACAAUAAAGUUCAUUAUUCUGAAGCUGGGAACAGUCACCAAUUACAUUUGAAGACUGCGAACUUUCCAAACGAAAAAAAGUCACCAGUGGGAAUUUUAGGUAUGGACUCUGGAUCCCUGGCAAGAUAGCCCUCCAUAGCAGAUAUAUUAUGAUCUGUUCCAGGGUGUUCAGAAUAAAACGAGGUUCUACAGUAGCUAUAACUGUUAUAGAACAGCCCUGUGCCUCAGACACUGCUGGCUUUGUAGUUUGCAGUGCAGAAUGAAGAGAUUAGGAAAGUUGACAAGUUUCCUUGUCCCUCCUCCCCUCCCCAGCUCUCCACCCCUUGUGCCUGGCUCACUGACACACUGUAACACAGGCACAUCCUCCUCCUUCUCCACUCACAGCACUGCCGUAGGCUGUAUGCUCGGCUUCUUGCUGUCCCCUGUCUUGCUGUCACCCAGCUGAGCUCUACAAGAAGGUAAGAAUUCUCUGGUCCCCAUUCCCUGCAAUGCGUCUCCCCCUUCUUCACUGUACAGCCUAUUGAUGGCAGCGCCGGCCCGGUGCCCUGCCGGCUAGGCCUGCUCUCUGCAGGCAGAGAUUUCCAUGUGUCAGCCGCUCCCUUCCCUGCAGAGGCUGCCCUGUCCCAUGGCUCAAAUCCACGAGCCUGCUGCUGGGUGUCACUGCUUCCUCAGCGAGGGUGCUGGGGGAGGGGAGCUGCUGGCCCUCACCCUUCCUGUCACUCCUCACUCUGCAUGCUCAGGGUUUCUGCAUUUAUGGAAUUAAAUUAAAAGUGGGCUAGGCCAGGCUUGUGCAUAUAAAUAAGUUUGCAGAGCCAUCACCACAUAUUUGCAAUAUUGGAUAUUGGUGAUACUGCUAUUGCACUGUGGUAACAUAUGUCUACAUAUGUUUUAUAAUAUAAAAGUGUAUCAUAAAAGUCUUCAUAGAAAUAAACCACAAGUGUGUGCUCUGAAGUCGAUGUGAUUUAUAGAAUGGUCGUACCGUAUAUUGUAUACUGUUUGUGAUUGUGAUAUAUGUAGCACUGUAGAAUUAGUGAUGUGGGCCCUGCUGCGAUUAUACAGCAUUUUGUGUAUCCUCAUAAGGUGUUUUCAUGAGAACCGUUUUAAAAUAUGUUUAUAAAAACAUUUAACAUGGCUAUUGAAAAUCUAUGGAGUGACAUAUAUUAUGCUUAUGUGAGCCAUGACACAUACACUCUCUCUCCUUGUGUUUUCACUUUUUAUAUAUAUAUAUAUAUAUAUAUAUAUAUAUAUAUAUGUGUGUCACAUUAACGCUUGUGGUGACUCAUUUUGUGCAAUUUUAUUUUUCUAAUUGAUCUCAUUUCAUAAAACGAUUGCUGAAGGGUGGCGGUACUUGUUGCUACAUGUAUCUGGGAAUGUAUAUUCGCCACACGAGAUAAAUUUAACCCCUUUGGCUGCUGUAAUAUUUGUAAUAGUUUCCAUUAUCUAGAAUUAUUUACUUAAAUGUGAAUUGCUGGUAAUUCAAAUUGAAGUCCCAAAUAGCUGAUUUGAAAUCAUAUUUGAUUUAGGGGUAUUUUUUUUUCAAGUUAGGCUAUUUUGGCCUAAAACUUCUUCAAGUUUGCUUUGAAUUCCUGACAAGUCAUUCUUUAGUGAACAACUCUUGUCAAACACAGUUAUAAGAACAAACCAUUUUCAAAUAGAUGAAUUUGUUUAUAAAGCAACCAUAUGUUUUGACUUAAUUAAACCCCGCUCCCCAAUUACUUUACAGGACAGUUUAAGAAAUACUGGGUUACAAUUCAGCAAAGGUCUUACAAAUUUCACAAUAUAUGGUCACUGUUCUAAAACCACAUACCCAGCCCGUAAGAAUUGUCAUAAUUCUGAGGGCAACACCAAUAUGUGCCACUGGUCAGACAACUUGCACCCAGAACGUGUCCCGCUGAGCAUCAUGGUAAAUAUAACUCCCUAACACAUUGUGUUCCAAAGUUAGCCAUCGCUGGUUUAAGAUUAACAUCAUAUCUGAGUGUGUUGGGAGGUUUAGUUCAUUAUCAAUACGGAAGAUGAAGGAUGCUCUAUAAUUUCUUAUGCUGUUGUAUGUUUUACCUUCUUGACUUUUGUGGUAUGCAAGCAAAGUUAACUGUUAGUGUUAAAUACAAUAUAUGUUUUUCAGUUUAAUCUACAUGUGUCUACAAAAUGUUUAUUUUUAAUUUUUUUAUUUAAUUAUUUCUAUUGUCAUCAAAGUUACAUUAGACAGUAACACAAGAACCAAAAACAUAUAUUAGAAGCAAUCAUGUAUGUCAACGAUGAAUGACAGGAAGAAUACAUUUUUUAAAUACAUUUUAUUUUUAAAUAUAACAGCAGGAUGAAUAUCUUUUUUUUUUUUAAUUUAAAGGAAAUCUCUAGUGUUAUGAAUAAAUGCCUUUAUUUUUAACACUGGAGUGUUUCAAAGUUGUUUUUAGGUUUACAUCGCCAUUAAGUUAACCUAAAUGUAAUCCAGCAGCAAGGCAACAUACUCCCAACAGCUCAACUUCACCCCCGUAUCAUCAUUAGUAAUUAAGAUCUCCUAGCCAAUACGAUGCAUAGCGUUGGGAGACUUAGCACAUAAAAAGAUUUACCGGCUGUGCACACAAUUCUUCUCAUAAAGAAGUAUUGAAACGAAUGCUAUAUAAGUGUAUCAUUAAUUUCAAAACAAAACAUAACUUUCUUAGGUACCAGGUGCUGGACGGCACCAGAAAUUUUGGGGCCCCUGACAAAGCACAAGGUCUCCCCCCGCCCGGCCGGCCUCCCCCCCGCAAUGAAUGCAGUGUGUGUUAGUGUAAUGAAUGCAGUGUGUGUGUCAGUGCAAUGAAUGCAGACUGUGUUAGUGUAAUGAAUGCAGUGUGUGUGUCAGUGCAAUGAAUGCAGACUGUGUUAGUGUAAUGAAGAAUGCAGAUUGUGUGUCAGUGUAGUGGAUGCAGUGUGUGUGUCAGUGUAAUGAAUGCAGAGUGUGUGCUAGUGUUGUGGAUGCAGUGUGUGUUAGUGUUGUGGAUGCAGUGUGUGUUAAUGUAGUGGAUGCAGUGUGUGUUAGUGUUGUGGAUGCAGUGUGUGUUAGUGUUGUGGAUGCAGUGUGUGUCAGUGUAGUGAACGCAGAGUGUGUGUUAGUGUAGUGAAUGCAGUGUGUGUGUUAGUGCAGUGAAUGCAGUGUGUGUGUUAGUGCAGUGGAUGUAGUGUGUGUGUUUACUAGUUUAUGCAUGUAAUGUAAUGAAAGUUAUUCCCCCCUCCCUGUUUCUUACCUGGUCCAGGGAGGGGGGAGAUUCCAUGAUCCCUGGUGGUCCAAUGGCAUUGUGGGGCCCCCCCGGCUCCCUAUACUUGCAGAAGGGGCCCAGUGGACUGCAGCUGUACUUUACAGCAUUUCCCUCGCUCUCACUCCUGCGAGAUGUGGUGUGCGCGGAGUUAGAGCGAGGGAAAUGCUGUAAAGUACAGCUGCAGUCCGCUGGGCCCCCUCUGCAAGUAUAGGGAGCCGGGUGGGGGGGGGGCUGCGGCUGCACCUAUAUAUAGUGACCAUCGCUAUAUAUAGGUGCAGAGAGUAAUUGUGGGGCCCUGGACUGCCAAAGCAGUACAGGACCGCCUGGCCCGUGACAAUCGUUAUGGUUGUCACCCCCUGAUGGCGGCCCUGACCAGGUGGUAAACCCUUCUUUUCAUGUGCCAACACACUUCUGUACUUCAAAAGAGGUCCAAAAGCCUACUGUACUCACUACCAUUAGUCGAUCCAAAAAAAACAAAUACUUAUCAAGGUAAUGCACAACAGAUUCAAAACUAAAUUCUUUCUUAAAAAGCUACUUCCCAAAAUGUCAAAACCCUUCAAAAUAAAAUAAUGAUAUUAAACAAAACAUCAGCAAAAGUUUAUCAAACUAAAACCUCUCUUGAAAUGGAAAACCAAAGAAUUAAAACCAUCAGUAUUAACAGGCCAGAGAUUGGACGUAGAUCACUGGAAUUUUCAGGCAUGUCUCCCCAUACUAUGUACAAGCAUGGGAUGCUGAUCUUGGAGAGGUUUGUUUAAAGGAAUACUAUAUGGGUUCCUGACCCUAUAAUGUUAAAGCUACCAUUUAGGUGGCUUGCCCCCCCUUGGAAAGGGUUAAAACUCACCUUAUUUCCAGUGCUGCGUGUGCCUGUGCUGGUCCUGCCUGGUCUGCCUGUGCUGGUCCCGCCUUUGAUCUGCCUCCUUGAUGAAAUCAUCAGAAUGUACGAUUUUCAGCCAAAUGGCUGAAAUCAGCAAGGAGACAGGAUAGGUGCGGGGCAAAACGCUGAUUUGGACAAUCAGCACCUCCUCAUAGAGAUGUAUUGAAUCAGUGAAUCUCUAUGAGGAAAGUUCUGCAUCUCUGCUUAACAGCACUGUGUAGCACUGCCCCAUGAAGCACCUCCAGUGGCCAUCUGUGGAGUGACAACUAGAGGUAUGCCUAGGGGGUAAUGUAAACAUUGCCUUUUCUCCAUCCUUUAAAGUGAGAAUGCUUACUGUCUCAUCCCUAAAGUUUCAAAAUUUUACACUAUAUCCAAUUUUGAAAUUGUGAUGUUUUGAUAUUUUACUUAAAACGUUUGAAAUAAAGUUGUGUACACUAUGUGUUUACACUUGAUUGUUGAAUGCAACCGUAUCUCCAAAAAAUAUCUAUUUUUUAUAGCUAUUUUCUAUAGCUACCCACUCCUAUAGUAAGUUUUUUUCAUGUUAGUUAGCCUGCACCAUGCAUAACUCUCAGAUGCAGAUGUAGAUAAUUACAAUUAUUUAACACAAACAACAAUAACAAAACAUGUAUGACAUAGGGGAAUAGUAGGUGAAGAGGGCCCUGCCCAAACAAGCUCUGAAUUUAAAGACACACACCUUUUGAAUGAAAGUGCAAACUAUAGAUAAUAGUGUUGGCACAGAUAGUGCGAGAAGUAUCUGUUUCAUUUAGGUUAUAGUAUUACAUAUAUAGGCUCUCCUGCUAGUCCAGACAGGAUAUGAGAUAAUGUAACAGGAAUUACCCAGUAUAUUUAAUCAACCUCUGAAGGAUAAGCAACCUAGUUGACCAUGUUAGGAAUAGGGUCUGUAACAUUGAGGUUUCAAGAUAUUUUAUUAUCCAAAUUACAUCUCACUGAUUUCUGUAUUGCAUAGCACUUGUAUCAAGUUUUUCGUUUGCUUAGUAGUUUUGGCAAGUUGUGCAAAUAUUUAGUACUUUCUCAUACAUCUUUCUACACAAGCAAUAGAUUGAACAGUGCAUUUGCUAGCAAUGUGUGAUGUAUAGAUGCCAUUUUAAUAUUUUGGUUAAAGGCAUGCUUAUUCAUUAUAUUAUUAUAUAAUCAUAAAUUUACUAAAUAUGGUAUUUGGUAUUGGCCUUCAAUUCAUUUUUACUCCUUAAAAGUGGAGCUGAUUUUAGGAAUUCUCAAAUUAGCAAAAUGUAUUCUUUCAGCAUUAUUUGAUAUGUCAUAAUAAAAACAUAAUAAAAAAACAUGAGCACUGACCUUAAAGGACACUCUAAGUACAAAAACCACCACUAGCCCCUGUGCUUUUAGUCUAUUAUAGCUGCCUAGUUUGGAUGGAAUUGCAAUAUGUAAUGGGAAAUUGUGGUUUCCACAAUGUAGUCUAUCUUUUCUUAAAGGGACACUAUAGUCACCAAAAAAACAUUCGCUUAAUGAAGCAGUUUGGGUGUAUAGAUCAUGCUUCGCAGUCUAACUGCUCAAUACUCUGCCAUUUAUGAGUCAAAUCUCUUUGUUUAUGUAGCAUUAUUAUGUCCAAGUGAAACUUUUGCUAAUGUCCACGAGAAAUUUGCAAAAUAUAAGUCAUCAAAGUAAAAAAAAUAAAUCAUCUUCAGAACCAUAUUUCUCUUGUUGAUAAUUUAUUGGGUUAACUAUUUAACCUCCUUCUGGACAAGGGGUUUGGCAGAUCCAUUUAUUUUAUGAAUGCCCUGGCUAGUCGUGUAUCACUAAUGGGUUAAGGAAACCAUAGCUUACAGCAAUUUGUAAAAUCUGCAUUUGGGCUUGUAGGUCACUGAAUGGAAUGUAAAGCCACUAUGUGAAAUACAGAAGGAAAUCUAUAUAAGAUACUACUUAAAGAAAAAGGGAAUGCUGGAAAUGUGAAUUCUGUGCAGAAAUGGAUUUGGCGUUGACAACACUGGCAUUACUAAAUAAGGUUAUUUGCUUUAGCACUGAAAAACGUGUAUAUAUGCCAAGCAUUCUGUGAUUCAUAGUAACGGUUGGCAUUCAUACUAUUCUGUAACUUGCUCUAUCUAUCCGUUUAUAAACAUUUACACGCACUGUCUCUUCUCAUGUGUUUAAGAAAGGAGGUACAUUUCCAAAGAAAAACGCAUUUGUAUUUUAAAGAGAUUUAUUUAAUGCUGUUUUGAUUCAUAAAGGCCUGUCACUUGAGAAAAUCUCCUAACAAUAAUAAAUAAGCCAUAAAACCAGUAAUUCAGUUUUUUGGGGGUCAUGUUUGGUUUUAAUGUAACACCAUGCAAUUAAAUUGCCUUUCUCUAGCAAUUAAAAUAAAAUGCAAAGCAAUAAGCUCUCCUUUUUUCCCCCUGAUUCUUUUGCAUUUUGUAUUCGCUUAGGUUAAUUUAGAAUAGAUAUUGGUUGCACUGUUUUAAAUUAUAUGUUGCCAUUAGGGGUGCUUUGCUGGUAGGGUAACAAUACUCUAACAUUUGGUCACAUGAUGCAGAAUUCCCCAUUGGAAAGCAUAGACUCUAUGGGGAAGUUUGAAUGUGUGUGCGGUACUUGCCAUUCAUUUGCAUUAGGUCCCCAAUUCUCCCCAAUGAAUAGCGUUGGAUUGGGCCAUCACAGAAGAGGUGAUGACUCCUUCGUGAUGUCACUGGAGACAGAAAGGUGAAUAGCGCCACACGAGCCUCGGCACUAGAAAAAGAUAAGUAAAAUGUUUUUUUCUUAAUUUUUUUAUGUCAAAUGGGGUUGGGGAACCUUUUUAAAGCUAGGGAUUACACUAUAGAUUAGAAAUGCAGGUUUGUAUUACUAAUCCUAUAGUGUUUCUUUAAAAGGUGAAAACAAUUAUUUGAAGUGGUCAUGGUGCAUGGAGUCUGUAUGUGCAGUGUUUGGCUAUAAUAUACUGCACAAAUGGAAUUAAACCCCUCUUCUGCCGAGGUGUCCUUGGAGUGUUCCAGGCUGGCUAAUAUCAAUUCUGCGCAAAUUUCAGUGACAACAUUUUAGUCAUUUACUGAGAGAGGGCAGCUGAACUGAAUGGAGAAUGUUUCUUCUGCAACUUUGCAGAAACCAAAAGCGUGUCAUGUGAUGACCAGGGAGCCUCGAAACCUGGCGGGGACCCAGGUAAGAGUGAAAAACAUUGCUAAACAGUUUGUUCUAUUACCGGGAGACCGGGCCAGUGUACUCCUCACAUUAUAAAUUGUGUAGCGAGCUGUAGUGGUUAUGACAGGGCACAACAAAUCUCAGACCCCAGGUCACCAUGGCAACUAGAAAUUUUAUCCUGGUGCCUGUUGUUGAAGGACUGUGCUUGUCAGCUCUUCAGUGGAGUUAUCCUGCUGAGGGACCAUGGAGGUGGCUGGCCAAGGAAGAAAGGAGGCGGCGAGGGAGCAGUAAUCUUCCUGCAGUUCUUGCUCUGCUCCUUCGCGCCCUCUUUAGUGAUGACGGGAGCCGGAAUAUGAUGUCACUCGGCCCGGCAUCACUAAUCUGCACGCUAAGGAGCAGAGCUAGAAGAGCUCAAGAUUACAGUAACCACACUGGAUAACAGGAAAAGGAUCCCCUCAAGGUCUCCCAAAGAUAGGGAGGCUGAAUGCACUUAAAUUAAAAUAAGAACAGCAAUAAUUUGUGAGAGUAUGAGAAAAUGUGUUUGUGUGUGUGUGAGUGAGUGAGUGUGUGUGUCUGUCAGUGAGUGUGUCUGUUUAGGUUACCGGCCCCCUCCGAUUGCGUGGGAAAGGUGUUUUUACUCACCUUUUUCUUCCUACGCCUUGCCGGUCUCACCACAGCUGGUACCUCCUCCAUGGCUAGAUCAUAAAUGGUUUUGAGGCUUGGAGUAACUCUUAAACAGUACUCUUUGAGGUUAUGUAUAAACAAUUGUCACAUUUGCUUUCACAUUUACACCAAUUUUGUGGGUAUAUUCACUAGUUUCGUACUUGUAAAACUGCCACUCCAACAUACAUUGGUGCCAUGUUAUCCUCCUGUUCUGCAUUGUGCCAAAAUAAUCCAUCUGUUUUCCACUUUUUAUUAUUCUUUCUGAUUUUGUUCAUUCCUGUACAUUGGAAGCAACAAAUGUGUGAGCUAAAAUAAAAUGAUGGAAGAAGCAGGGUAAGUAUAUAGUAUCUGAGGAAAUAAAUAGGUGAAAAUAGGAAAAACAAAAUAGGAACCUUUUCUAUUUAACCAGCUGUGUGCUUUGACUUUUGCCAGAUUUUUCCAAUUUUCUCCACUUUCCUCUUUCUUCAUUUUUACUAUUUAUACCUUAAGGGACACUUUAGUCACCAGAACAACUACAGCUUAUUGUAUUUGUUCUGGUGAGUAUAAUCAUUCCCUUCAGACUUUUUGCAGUAAACACUGUCUUUUCAGAAAAAAAGGCAGUAUUUUCAUUACAGCCUCUAGGUACACCUCCACUGGCCACUCCUCAUGUGGCUACUAGAGGUGCUUCCUGGGGCAGUGCUGCACAGUGUGCAGAACUUACAUUCAGUGUCUCCAUCACUGAUCCUCAUAGAGAUGCAUCUAUGAGGAGAUACUGUAUGACCAGGGCUGGCUUUGCCCCUGAUAUGCCUUCUUGCCACUGUCAGCCAAUCCUAUGGGAAAGCAUUGUUAUUGACUCAGAGAAUAACUUCUGAUGAUGUCAGACAAGCAGGCAGAUCAAGAGCAGAGUCAGCAGCUGCAGGAUUGAAUAGAAGUAACAUUUUACUAUAUUUAGGGUAACAUGUUUGUGUUCCUGACCCUAUAAUGUUCCUUUAAAGCAGGCUUCCCCAGAUUCCAGCCCUGCUGAACUACAAUUAAAAUGAUUCUCGGCCUAUCUAUUUCAUUCAUAGAAUCAUGGGAGUUGUAGUUCAGCAACAUCUGAAGGGCUGGAGUUUGAGGAAGCCUGCUUUAAAGGGCAUAAAUAACCACUUCUGCUUUUAGAAGUGGUCAUGGUGAUUCGAGUCUGUAUGUGCAGCGUUUUCUGCACUCCCUCCCUCCUUCAAGUCCUCCCCGCCUCCCUUUACCCUGAAUUAGAUUUUUUUUUUUUUUUUAAAUAUUCACUCCCUCCCCUUUUUCCAUCCUUGCUGGCUUAUAGCACAUUCGUACUCUCUGAGAAUAAUUUGAUUGGACCUCUCAACAGCUCAAUUGACGUCAGACAGGUAGUGUAGAUCAGCAGUGGAAGCUUCACCCGCCGCCAUAUUUAAGGUGACUUAUUGCUUCAUUAUAUUAUAUGUUUUAAAGCUUCUGGGGGAAGGGGAGACCUAAAGAAAUAUAGAGCAGUAUGAAUAAAAAAAAAGAAAAAGAAAAUAAAUUAUGGCAAAAAAAUGGUUGGGGUAACCCUUUAAGAAACCAGCAAAACAAUGCCAAAGAAAGGGGAUUAAUUAAUUAAAUAUGUUACAAAGAUUCCAUUUUGCACUGUUACUGUAAUUGCUAUGUCAGGAUGGUGGUCUAAAUGCAGCCCCUUAAAGGACCACUAUAGGCACCCAGACCACUUCAGCUUAAUGAAGUGGUCUGGGUGCCAGGUCCAGCUAGGAUUAACCCUUUUUUCUAUAAACAUAGCAGUUUCAAAGAAACUGCUAUGUUUACAUAUGGGUUAAUCCAGCCUCUAGUGGCUGUCUCAUUGACAGCCGCUAGAGGGCUUCCGCACAUCUCACUGUUUUUUUUCACAGUGAAAAGACGCCAGCGUCCAUAGGAAAGCAUUGAAAAUGCUUUCCUAUGGACUGACUGAAUGCGCGCGUGGCUCAUGCCGCGCAUGCGCAUUCAGCCGAGGAGGAGGAGAGUGCGAGGAGAGUCCCCCGCCCGGCGCUGGAAAAAGAGGUAAGUUUAACCCCUUCCACCCCCAAGAGCCCUGAGGGUGGGGGCACCUUCAGGGCACUAUAGUGCCAGGAAAACGAGUAUGUUUUCCUGGCACUAUAGUGGUCCUUUAAGCAUUAAAUAAACCGUUUCUAAUCUAAAUAUCAAAUAUAAAUUAACAUGUGCUGUAUAAUCCCAUAAAAUUUAACACAGUAAGGGUCAGUGUGUGCCAUUGCUUUUGACAGUAAAAUGGCUGCAUGUGAAUGUUGUGUCCUUACUUCUGCCUUUGAAAUCGUUUAGUGCAAAGACCUCUGCUCAUUCCCUAUUAGAUGCGGUUGGGUGAUAAUUUAUAGUUGUGUUAACUCAGCAUUUUGUGUGUGCAAGGUGGACAGAAACUGAAGUCAGUUGUAAUUUAUAAGUGACCUCUUAUGUUUCUUGCUAUAGGGAAAAGUGCCAGACAUAAUCUACAGGAGGGAGAUAAGUUCUAAAAUGUUUAGGUUUAGAUUAGUUUGUUUCUUUAGUUUUUUGGUGGUUUAUAUUUAUUUAUAAUCCUGAGGAAGUUUUUUGAGUGCAAUUGAAAGUGUUAUAUACCAUACACAUUUAUAUUAUAAAGGGACAUACUUGAAAACGAGAGGAAUCUCAAUGUAUCCAUCCUGGUAAAAUAUUUUAUAAAUAAAUAAAUAAAUAUUGAAAUGGAACAUACCAUAAAAAUACCAUGUUUAUGUGGUGUCUGCGUGAUUAGGAGUUUAGUUAUGAGUGAUACUGGUAUAAGGAGCUCACAGAUAUUCUAUGUGAAGGAUAUUUCUAAAUAAUAUAAAUCAUCAUAAUUUUUCUAACAUUAAAGUAUCUUCCAAAUUGUUUGGAUUAUGAGUUACACUCUAAGCACCAUAACUACUGCAGCUUAAUAUAGUGGUUCUGGUGCAAUUAAACUGUUCCUACAGUGUUUAUAUUGCUUCCUAAGGACACCUCUUGUUGUUGUCACUCAGACUGUCACUAGAGUCACUUUCUAUUGCAGUCCUGCAAUGUUUGUGGGACAAAUGUUCAGCAUCUUCGUGCUCUGCAUGAAGAAACUGAACACUCCCUAUAGAGAUGCAUUAAGCUAAUGUAUUGUGGGUAAGUAAAACUCUUUAUUUUAAAGGACAGCCCAUGCACCAUAACCACUACAGCUUUGUGUUAGAUGUUAUGGUUAUAGAUUGCUAUAGAUGAAGUCUCCAUUUUGUGAAACCAUUUUAAAGUGGUUAGACAAAAAACACAGGAGGACUCCCCAUCACCUUAACUUGACAAACUCUGCUGGAGAUGUUGCAAAGAGGCAGAACCCUUCUUCAUAAUCUAUCUAAAUAAUUGGGUGCUUGCUCUGCCCCCAAUCCGUCUCCUUGGCUGACAUCACCAGAAUUAAUGAUCUCAGCUAAUCACAAUGCUUUCCAAAAGUACUAACCACCAUCACAGGACAAAGCAAAAAUGGUAGAGUAGCCCAUAUGUGUACCCUAUAAAAAGGAAGGCUGUGAGGACAUCUCCACUUAACAUGGAACCAUGCCUUUUGGUGAGUAGCUCAGCACACCUGUAGGAAAUAUGCAGGUCUAGUUGCACCCCCGGCACAAGUGACCUAGAAUGGCCGGAACUCUGUAAUUACAUGCCAGCAUGCACUGCGUACUGGCAAUAGAUGAAAUGAGUUUGUAAGUAAAAGCCCUCUUAAUUGGGCGCGCAUGGCUCACAUGCACACAUUCCUACAAUGUGCAACAAUGUAACUCUCCUUCCUUAGUGACAGCCCCACCUUCAUACAGCAUCCUUUUAUUAAUCUGUCCUCUGCCUACCUAUUAUACCUGUGUCUCCCUCUAAUUGCCAAGUUGUCCGCUCCCCGGGCCAUCCCUUUGUGUGCCGUUCAGUGCUUCAGAUAGGAAAGCAUUGGAUUCAAGCUGAUUAGCGCAUUUGCAUUCCGGGCUAUCUAAUAUUAAUUUUAUAACACAACAGGAGGCUUCCUAUUUUGCAUUAACUUUCUUUACUAACUCCAUAGCAGCAAAGAAAAAACUGUUAAAGAAAGAACCAAUCAGAGUAAAUCAGAGAGUAUAUAAGUCCAAGCGUAGCCAAUCAUUUCCUCUUUUUUUGCUGCUCCAUCACAAGUCAGGUCAGAGUACUGAUUUCUUAAUUGUGUUUUGUUAUGCAGGAUCUUUUGUAUAGAUUUACUGUAUAUUAAUUUUUUGGUAUCUAACAUAUGUUAUAUUGGGGGUGGCAGGGGAGCUUCAAGAGGGGCUAUCCCUUCUCCCCUCAGUGGGGCUGAUCUUUACAUCUCAUGUGGGUGUAAGGUUCAAGGAACGAGCUUCCCAGUAUUAUGAUUAUCCCUAUUUAAGUGUCAACACGUAUUGUGCUUAAGUUAUCUGCUGAAGCUUUAGUACCCACCAUUUGCUUCGUAUUUGCAGAGACCCGCUGAGGCUACUGCGUUCCGUUUCCGACCACCUCCCUGUCUCCUCGAGUGGCUACGUUCGCCACCUUUCUCGUCUCCUUCCCGCUCUGUUCAUAUCAUCAGCUAUGCGAACUGACCGGGUUACAUAGUGAAUUUGUGCAUUUCAACACGAAAGGACGCAGCCCUCCUGUUCGCGCUGGUAAUUGAAAAAAGGCGCGAACAGAACAGGCAGUCGCGGUUCGUGUUUUUCUGCACGGACAUUAUCAUACUGUUGCCAGGAGAUUUGCACGAACGGACGGUUAUCAAACUUAACAGGGAACCAGUCCGUUCGUUGGAUUCCUCCACCAGGAGCGUUCGGCAGUUUAGUCUAUAAGCGAACAGCCGUUCGUGGAUUUUCAGCAGAAUGCUUCAGCUAUCACCAUUUUUUCGCGGGCAUUUUCUGACGCCCCAGGGUCUCUCGUGAGACCCGCGGCGGCCAUUUUGUUGGCGAAGUAUUUCUCGAUGCCUCAACUAACCAUGAUUGCGAGCCGUGUUUCUCUUUUUUCCCAGAACUGGGCACAAUUGUCCACGGACGCUUAGGUAUUGCAGACGGUCAACGGAUACCGAAUCGAAGUACGAACACCCCCCAUAAAGAGAUUUCCUCCUUGUCCUUUAUGCCUCUCAGCUCCGGACGCUCACCUCAUAGAUGUGGAGCUCCGCGAACUACACAAGAAGGGCGCUAUACAACCCGUGCUCAAACGAGGAGGCUUCUUCAGCAAUAUGUUCCUCGUCCGCAAGAAAACCAGGGAUUUCAGACCGGUGAUCAAUUUAAGAGACCUGAAUGCUCAUGUGUCACUUCAAAAUGGAGGGGAGUAUCGUUGCCUAUUACAGGGGGAUUGAUUUAGAACAUACAUCUUAUGGCUAAACGAGUGUAAUCAUUGGAAAAUUAAGUAUAUACUCAUAGACACUUUUUUCAUACGGUCUGUCCCGUAGCACUGAUACUAGUCUCUCUUUCUUUUCAGUUUAACAAGUCUUUAAGAUAAUGGAGAAAACUGAAUUCCUUACGGAGUUUCCAUGUUGGAUUAAAUUGGAUCAAAUGCAUCGGACACGUUGUCAUAACAUGAACUUGUGAUGUCGCAGUAGUCAAGAGGAAAUGAUUGGCUACGCUUGGACUUAUAUAUACUCUGACUCACUCUGAUUGGUUCUUUAUUUCAACUGUUUUUUCUUUGUUGCUAUGGAAUUAGUAAAGAAAGUUAAUGCAAAAUACUCGCCUCCUGUCAUUAUUAAAAUUAAGAUUAUUAGUACACUGCGCUAGCAUAAUCUUCAAUUAUGUGUGUAUAUCUAUGCACAGAUUCUUGUUCAUUGACUCACAGUGAUUAUCUGACGCUUUCAUCCAGUGAAUGAGCAUUAGGAUUGCCAUCCGACUUCUGCAGUUUUGCAGAAACUGGAUGUUGUAAACCUGUGUGUGAAGAAAACCCAAUCUAUACCCUUUGCAAACCAUUGCAAAAGGAGAAUAAUCAUCCACAAGCAACUUAUCUGAGUAUUGAUGUGAGCACCCAUCAAAUUGCAAAUCAAAGAUGACAUAAAAAAUAAAAAACAAAAAUAAUUUUGGCAUUACCCGUUUUUUUGUGAUCAGUCAGAUGUUAGAAUUCUUCUGUCGUGGGGGUUAUUUAUAAGUUUUCAUGAUAUCAGUUUUUAUUUGUCUGGUAGAUGUCCUCUUUAACAUGAUAUUACAUUGCAGCAAACAAUAAAGGUUUGUUCAAAUUAGCACUUUAUCAAGAGGUGUAAACAAGUAUCAGUCAAAAUGGAAUAAAACUCAUAAAGCCACUGAUUUUUAAAUCACAACAAUAACUACGGAAUUUGCUGGCUCUAUUUAAAUAAUAAUACAAUAAUAAAAAUAAUUAAAAAAUAUUAAAAUAAUUUAUCACACCUUUAAAUGCACUUCUACAUUUACUAAUUAUUAAAAUCCUAAUCGAAAGAUAAUUUAAAGGAAAACUAUAGGGUCAGGAAUUAAAAUCUAUAUUCCUGACUCUAUACCUUUUAAAGCACUAUUUAAGUUCCUAGCCCUUCUCUCCUUACUUGUAAAACUGAUUUUACUCACCUUUUCUUUUCUAAAAAGGCAGUGUUUACAUUAAAAGCUGCAGGGACAUCCUAUAGACAACAGAGCAACUACAUUAAGCUGAAGUUGUUCUGGUGACUAUAGUGUCACUUUAAAAUAAAAUAGAGUAUAUAGUCCGUUAUUUUGACAGGUUGUAUUUUUUAAUAUUAAAAACAAAAGUCAGAAAUCAAUGUAAUCUUUCACUUUCCUUUUUGUUGAUGGGGCCUUCUUCAAACAGACUACAUAAACAGUUCAUCAACAGGAGCAGGCACUUAAAGGGAUAGGUAAUAAAAAAAAAAUACAUAUUUAUUGUGAAUCUGUGCACCCCAGAGGAUUUAUAUAUUUUUUUGUUUGUUAGAAAUUGGCAUUCAGUCCCAUAAUGUUUACAUUUUCAAACUAUUGAUUUCACAUUUGAUAAACUAUUAAUUUCUUGUUUCUAAAAAAAUUAAGAAAUCUAAUGUAAACUGUGAAACUGUGUGCAAGCUGGUUUGAGCAGAGUCCUCAUCAACCUAUUGGUCCUGUAACAUUUUGCAAUUGUCUCAUUUAUUGUUAAAUCUCCCCCUUUAUAGUAUUUUAAUUAGCUCCGGAAUAAGUUGGUGCUAUAUAAACGCCAAUAAUAAUAAUAAUAAUAAUAAUAAUAAUAAUCUGUAGAAGCAAUGGCUAUGUUUAAGAACCUUUGCCUUUCCCAUGUUGCUCAGUCAGCUUAAACCACUUACAGGGCUAUUUACCAAAUUGUGAAUCGUAGGGAAUUCAAUGUGAAUUUCAAAAUUUGAGGUCAAAAUGUUUAAUCAGAUUUGUUUGGAGUUCAGCUCUAAAAUUCUAUAUUGAUUUUGAAGUCCUAAUACUUCACACUUUGGUGAAUAACCAUGGCAGCAUCUUGCUACUAUCAGGUAUGGAAUGCACCCUGGACGUUUAGUCCAUGAUAGCAUUUAGGGUCCAAAAUUUAAGAAAUCAAUGAAAUUGGGUAUUGGUUCCAAAAAUGGCUACUAAUUAUUUAGAAAAAAAAAUCUGGUUAUGGCUUGAUGCCUUGAGAUUAUCCAUUGUGAAUGAUCAGAAAGGUACUAAUGAAAUAUCUUCUCAUACAUAUAUAGAAUGGUCUACAAAUGAACAAUUAAAAGAUAUGUAUAAUACUUAAAGGGACAAUUUAGGCACUAUAAUAACUUCAUCCAAAGGAAAUUGUUAUUGUGCCAGGAAGCCCCCUGGCACAUUCUUAACUUAAGGGGUUAAGCUGUGUUCGAAGGGUUUAACCCUUCCAACGCCGACCCUAAUCUUAGUUUCAGGAAGUGUGGAUUGGAGCCGCUUGAAAAAGAUACAUAUUUUUUAAGAUACAAAUCACUGUUUAGUAGAUAUACCCCCAAUUAAUACAUGCAUGGAGCAUGGAUUGCCAUGCAUGUAUUCAUUGGAGGUAUAUCUUAAAAGAGCUUGCAAAGGCUGCAGUUCUUAUGAACUGCAGCCUUAGCAAGCCCUUCCCUUUUUUUCCGGAAGAUACUUGUAGUCUCUUCGCAGGAAACUAACCAAUCAAUGAGAAGCCUCUGAAUUGGUGCACACAAACUGGCUGGUGCACACGCACACACAACUACAUGUGCACACGCCGGCUCGUGCACGCGUGCACACAUAUACAUGGGCGCGCACACAUCUGGUCUGAAGUCAGUCUCUGAGGAGCUGGUGAGUGGAGAGGCAGGUACGCUCAAGUAGAGCGUGUCUGCAACUUUUGUUAGUUCAGGGGAGCUAACGGAAGGAGUCUGCAAACCUCCCUGGCUGUUUGACUCAUUUUCUCAUAGAGAUCAACACUUUUAUAAACUGGGGUUAAACUAACUACUCCUCACCCAUAAAGCUGAAGUGCUUUUGGGGUGUGGAGUGGUCCUUUAAAAACGAUAAAGUCAUUAUGGGGCACACAUUGGUCAGUAAAUAACUCCUACAGCUCUGAUGUAUUUCUCUGUUUCCAUGCAUUCAUGAAGCCAUAUAUUUUUUUAAAGCUGAGAGGACCAAAUUGGCUGACUUCUUAAUUUACAUUGUUGAAAGAGGAUCACAGACCAAAAUUGACAACCAAGUUGUUAAUUUUAUUUAGACAAGAGCAGCUUAGUGGUAAUUUUAACAUGCAGCCACUUUGACCACAUCUUACACAUGAACUCCCCUUAAAUUAUUUUUUUUGUGAAUAGUCUUGGUACGUUACAUGUGAUUUCAAAGAUACAUGCAAAUUACCAGUUAGGGCUAUUGCAUCAUUAUUGCACAUGAGGGAUGGUGCGUAAACAAGGACAAACAGCAUGUGUUAUACCUCAUACAUUUUUACAUAAUUACAUGUAUUUGUUCUCAUUAACAAUACAUUUAUUUAAUAAUUAUAAUAUAAAACAAAAAUAUAAACAAUACUUUUAUUGAGUAUAGAAAAUGUAUGUCUUCCUCUUCUCCCCUCCCCCGUCUUCUUCAUCUUCUCUUUUUUUUUAACGGUGCUUUUUCCUGACUUCUUCAAUGCAUGUAUAUAUUUGUCAAUGUACGUUGUUGAAAUAAUUUUGUAUGCCACCAUAACUGCAAAGCUCUUAACAAGAAUUCUAGCUGUGAAUAGGGUGUGGCUUAAACGUGACUCUAUUUCUGUGUUACUGACAUACAUUUUGCAAAUGAGAUACAAGGGGAAAACUGUCCUGUCACCCACCAUUUACCCUAUACAUUGUACUAGCAAUGCAUCUCGUCAGUAGCGCAUUAAACGAACAUCUCUAUUCCAUUUAUUAAUUAAAAUACAUGAAACAAAAUAGAAUAAAAUAGAAGAUCUGAAAGCAUAUAAAAUAAGCUGCUAAUAUGGAAGAAGCAUUAAGAUGCAUGCUGGGAGAAUAUGCUCUAUGUACUAAUGGUAGGUAAUGUAUGUGACUCUCUGUACAAAAAUUGCUGGUAGACUAUUUUAAAUGAUUUCAACACGAUAUACAGGAAAGUAUUUUAACAGAAAAUAUAGUACAUGCUUGGCAAACCCUAGGAUCCUCGAAAUAGCUCUGCACGCCUCUGAUUUUUAAAUUAUAAUAAAAUAUAUAAACAGACUGGCUACUAAUACUAUUCUCUGGUGUUUUAAAUUGACGCUAAGCACCAUAACCACUAUAAGUUAUGGUAUAAACAAGUUUUUCGGUACUGUUCACCAUCCUCUGUUAAAACUUCUUCAAGCAUUUUGAAAAACUGAGGCCUUACUGAAACCCAAAAACUGGCCACUCGAUUGCUGAGACAAUGUUCCGUUUUCACUUCUGCAUUUAUUAUCAAUAGAUAUCCAACCCUGGAAGUCAAUUAUGGACUUCCAGCAUGAGGCUAACUUGCUUGCAGUUUUGCAUUGCCAUGUAAAGAUUGCCUGCUUUGGGUGAAUAAAGUGUAAGUGAAACUUUGGAAUUAUCUGAGCAGCAGCAGCAACAGAUGGGCAAGGUUCUGGGUGUUGCUGUGCCGUGGAUUUGGUCAUGCCGCUUAAAAAUGGUGUGAUGGAAAACUAACAGCUCCCAAGCACUCCACUAUAACUGUUACAAAAAAACUGUAGCAGUUAUGGUGAUUGAGGGUCCUUUUCAUUUUAUAAAUAUUUGUUUCCCCCUGAUGUAGGGCCUUUAUUAAGAUUGAUUGAUGUAAAAAUAUUCCUAGGUGCUAGGUCUACUUUUGACAUAUGCAGUGCUCACACUAUAUUAGAACGGAAAUAAUUGUGAAAUAUUCAUGAUGAAUGUUGAAGGCAUUUGAAGAUUGUAUUUAUAAAUGGGAAACAUUCUGUUAUGUUUCCUUUUGUAUCAAAUUUCAUAAAUUAUGAAUUCUGUGUUUUAGUUUUCCUCCUACUUUUAUUACAUUUACAUUUUUAUCAUAGUUGCAAAGAGCUGUUGUUGAAAGUACUACAAGCGGCAUCUUGUUUGCAUUAAUUCAGUGUGGACAAAUCUCUAUAUCCCUGGUGAUAGAUAUUCAUACUUCAUGCAAUUAAAACCCUGUCUACAAUCUAGGUCUCUCUGUUGUUAUGAUCUCUUUGAGUGCUGUUGUGGCAUACUCUGUGUCAGGGGACUGAGGAAAGAUGAUGCAUCUGUUUAUGCUUUGGCAAACUGUAGCUCACACAUUCACCUCUGAAUACAUCUGGGCAUAUUGGAACUAUGCCAAAACUCACUUUAUUAGCCAAGUAUUUUCCUUUUGUUACAUGUUUUUCCCAGGGUGCAUUACUAGUUUUUUUGUUUUUCUUGCAAAACAUGUCAACGUUCAUGCUACAUGUAAUGUUCUUAAAUUUAGACAUAUGUGGAUUACUUUUGUUUUCCAUCUUGUUUGUUUUAUGACCACAAGUGUCUGUGCAUGCAUAUAUCCUUCCUUAUUUAUUGUAUAUACACACAUUUACUCAUACACAUAAAAUCCUACAAACGAAUUGUCUAUUCUGAAUGAGUUGUAACAAUAUGUAAAAUUCAAGUUAAGAUAGCAAGUAUAUAACAAUUCUUGCAGGGAGAUAAUUUUUUUUUUCACAUUUUAAAAUAAUACAUAACUUUCCAUUUAAUUGCAUAUAAAUUUAAAAUCCAAACGCGAUUACAAUCCAAUCUCAGAACGUUUCAUGGAUUGAUUUGAAAGGACAGUUUUAGAACGAUAAAAGGAAUGAGAAAAAAAAAAGACAUGGAAAAAAUGCAAAGCAUCUUUUUGCUUAGUAAAAUGAAUUUGGAAUAAUGUCUAUUCUAUGUGCACAUCUUUAUAGUAUUUUGUUUUCAUCUACAUUUACUCAUAUAAAGGUGCAAAGUGGCACUCUGAGUAUAUUGAUGAAAUUGAUUUUAAUCUACUCCUACUUUAAUUUUUUGUAAAACGAUAUUUUAUUUAUUUGCUUAUUUGCUGAUGGAAUUCAGUGGUCAAGACAAGGAAGGGGAACAAGGUGCCUACAAACCUUUUAUAGUACAUGAGUGGGAAGUUGCGUGGGCCUGGACAUUUACCCAGUUUGGAGUUUUUAUGAGCCUGUUUAAGCUCCUCCUUUGUGAUGGGUUCAUUGAGAAGUGGAGUAGCCUCUGGGAGCAGCUUGUUGCUAAGAUAUUUAUUCUGUAUGCGGAGCAAAUUAGGUCCCAACAUAGGGGUUCAGGCAGGGUUAGAUAUUGAGUAAAAAUUCAGCUGAAUUGUCUCCACAAUGUUACUGGGUAAAUAGUGAAGUUGGCGGUUACCCAUUUGGAUUUUGUCAAUGUAUGUUACUGCCCUCUCUUUUUUUUUAUCAUACGGAUUAAAAGUGGCCCACAUUUAUUAAUGUGGGCAAAAUAUAGGGUCUUACUCUGCAGUAAGGACCGGUGAUAGGAAGCACUGUGAAGUUUCGAUAAGUCUCGUCUUAGGAUCAUGAGAGUUUGUUAUUUGGUAGAGUCGUGUGUGCUUGUGUGUAGAAUUGGGUCUCAGUAUCUCUUGUUGGGGACAUGUAUAUGUACCUCCCACAGGGUAAAUGGGGUAUUAAGUACUUUCACACUAAUUGAGAGGAAGGUAAGGAGAGCCCUCAUAAUGGUAGGGGUUGACGACAUGGUGGAUUAUUUGUGUAGUAGGGUAAAUUAUACCAUGUUUCCUCUAUCAGAGGGUUGAGUCUCUGUUAGGGGGCCACCAUGUAGUGACUAAAAAUCAUUAGAUUAGUAAACUGGUGUCUACUGGUUUAGUGAACCUAUGAAUUUGUACCAGGGUCAGUCAGAACCAAUAAACUAAACAAAUAAACAGUCAAAUUUACAAAGUAUAUACAAGUUUUAAGAUAACUCACCCAAAGGUGGGGGCAUCUGAAGGAAUCUAUCUCGGAAUCUAUCAGACGGUGUCCCCAAGGCCGACACUCAAUUACUUAACACACAUUCCCUAAUGGAGGUGAUCAGUACAGCCCCUAAGGGGCCCAAUAGCCAGGUGUUAAGUGGGUAACAGAUUUGCGAGGACCGGAGGGUGGGUGAGGUCCAAGGAAGUCCAGUGUCAAAGAAAUUAAAACCACUCUGAUCCACUGAAUUUCUUGAAUAACCUUCCCAACCCCUGUCAUCCUCAGGGCAUGAGGUAGUAAUAGUUUGCCCGAGUACCAAAAAUCUUAUUACAAAGAGUGAGCCUGCAACCUCAAACAUGUCAAACACUGCACAUAUAGGAUAAGACUAGGCAGGUUAUCAUGCACACAAUAUAGGAAGCCCUCCGGUGGGAACUCCUCCCACAACUUUGCAGGGAGCCUUAAGGAGCCGUGAUUGGGCCUUAGCGAUUCAGUGCAAAGGUGAUCUUUUUUCUCAUAGGGUCCCUGCUCUCAAAGUUCCCAGUCCCACACUGAUGCAAUUACAAGGAUCAGCUUAGUGGUAGCCUGUGAAAACAGUGGGUGAAGAACAGUAAUCAGGUCCCCCUGGUCCAAACCUUCCAAGGGCCCAAGGUGGGAUCCUUCUGGUGUCAUUCGCCUGAAAUGACCAAUAUACCAGUGAGUUCAACAAAAAGGGGGAAGGAUGGCCGGUAAGAUAAAAUAAACAGGGAGGGGGGAUAAAACAAGGAAGUCCAUUUACAUACAUUUCCUCUAUUAGUGAUCCCUGAAAAGGAGGUCAAGCCCGCCUUGUACUACCCUCGGUCAGUAUAGGUAUGGGUUUGAAGGAUAACCCUGUGACUAUGGCCCUGUGGUAAAGAAAUGCUGUUUGUGAAGCAAUGCGAAGUGGCACUUCGACCUACCGAAGCCAUUCGAAGUGCCAUUUGACCAUGUGGCAGCGGAUAUUUUAAGCCACGAGUACAAUGAGCUGUGUUUGGUCGUCGAGUUCAUGGAGCUCAAAUCGGACACUCGAAGGUGCGAACACCGCUAAAACUUUACCUUCCAUUGAUGUUCGGCUAUUCGAACGGGAGUCGAACAGCGUUCGGUAAAAAGAACCUCUCGAACAAGAGCUAUAUAAUGACUUUAUCCACAAACGGCUACGUUCGGUAUUUCGAACUUAACUUCGAAUCACCGAAGUAGACCCGCCGUACAGCCUGAUUCUCUGGAACUGUUUUGGGCAUGGGACCAUGGAUGCGGUCGGUCAAAAUAUGACUUCCAUAGAAUUCUUGAACCCCUGAACUGAUCUGGGGGAUUUUUGGAUAUGUUGGUCACCCAUAUCAGGGCUAUCAGGGGAUUUAACAAUUGUGGUGAUAUCAUGUGCUUUUGGGGUACUUUUGGGGUUUUGUAUAUAAAUAUGUGUUUUUUCUGCCUAGAUAAUUGAAUUGAUACAGUAUCUGACUCAGUUAUCUCACAGGCAGAGGGGAGGAAUUGUAAGUUUGUUAUUGGAGUAUCGUGUAUUUAAUCCCUAUCCUUAUUGGUCUGUGUCUUUGUGUUGGAGUCCCCAACAAGGUCCAUAUGGGCGUAACCCCUUGCAUGGGGAUUGUCAUAAAAAGCCAGUGUGGCACCAUUAAAAUUCAGUUCCUGUUUACCCUCAACACAGAACCUCGUCCCGUGCUUGUAGAGGAAAGCGGAUUGUUCUUUGGAGUGUUAUAAUCACUUGCUCUUUUAAGAGCUGUUCCUGCUUUACUCUACAGCAUUCCUCUCAAUAGGGGGAAAAGAACAUCUCUGGCGGCGAGACCCUUCUUCUCAUCUGGGAGGCUGCCACAAUGGGUACUGGGUAUUAAUAACUUCUCUAGGUUUAGGAGCCCGCCGUCUGACAGAUUCUAGACGAUGGUGAUGCCUUCCUAGUGGGGGAGUUGUGUUCCAGACUUUGGGCAUGGAGAAACUGUAAAAGUAGUAAAUAUGGCCACUACAUGCCAACUGUAUGCUCAAGUAAUAGUAAAAUAAAGUAUAAAGAUCUGUGAUACAUAUUCUCUAGGUAUUUGGCAAGCACAAUUUAUAGACAAAAUAAUUACAAGUUUACAACGGGAGUCGAUCAUUUCAGAGAAUAUUUAUGUUAUUGAAUUAGAAAUCCUGAAGAGUCAUCCAGUUAUAGCUGUUUGUUUUAAUCACUCCUUUACAUCAAAGAGGUAUAGAAUAGUGUAUUCUAGCUCUCUGAAAGAGAAAUUGCAUAAUGCUUAUUAAACUCCUUCAAUCCUUUCAUGGAGAUAAUGUAUUAAAAAGCAUGCAGGAACAAUUAAAGAUAAAAAGAUACUCACCUAUAAAUUUCCUUCAUUUGCUGGAAAUCUGCAGCUGCUUCUCCAGGGACUAGGAAGUAGGUGGUUUACUCAACCCAUUCUACUCCUCCCAUUGUUUUCAUUUGAGAAUUGCACACAUCCCGUAAUCAUAAUCUCCAUAACUUGACACUUGUAUUUUAGCAAGAAAAGACAUAAGGAAGGCUAAUUGGAAAGUUAUCAGAAGCCACAGAAAUAAUCUCUUAUUUAAAGGGAUCCUAUAAUGCCAGGAAAACAAAGCUGUUUUCCUGGCACUUUAGGUUUAAUAUGUCCCUCUCUCCCUCGUGCCCCCACUACCUGAAUCCAGCACUGAUGUCCCUCGCCGCUGGGUCAGGAUCCGCCCACACUCCUCAACUCACCAACGUCAGCCGGCAGGGGAGACCUAAUACGCAUGCGCGGCAAUGGCCACGCGUCCAUUAGUCCUCCCCCUAGGAAAGCAUUAUGAGGACAUCUAGUCUCAGAUAACAGAAAAAAGCUCCGUUUAGAUUCUGGAAGUGCCCCCAGUGGCUGUCUGGUAGACAGCCAUUGAAAACAGACUGCAAUGUAAAAAUUGCAGUUCUUUGGAACUGCGAUGUUUAACAUUGCAGCACAAAGCGCAAAGGGACACAGCACCUAGACCUUCAAUUAGCUGAAGUGGUCUGGGUGCCUACAGUGUCCCUUUAAUCACUCUGGGUUCAUAGACAAAUAUCUUCAUCAUCUCUCUGCCUACUUUAAGCAACCUGCCAAACAUGGAUUGCCUAAAUGCUCCACAUGGACUUCAUUGCAAUUAUUAGGGACUGGCGUUGGGCAUUUGACGGCUAGAUAAGAUCUUUUUAAAUUAAUAAAUAUAUGCAUGCACACAUUAUAGGUAGAAUGUAAAAUUAAGCUAAGCACACAAUCUGCCUGAAAGAUAAAAUAAACUGAACUUAGACAAAGUAAACCAAUUAUUUUGUCCAUCUUUGCAGUUCUGCCAAUGCAAUGUAGCUGUCAGUAACUAAAAUUUGUAAAGAAAAGUUCCCUAGCUAUUCUGUCUGCCUGUUUGAUCUGCCACUGUGUUUACUGCAACCAGUUUAUUUUUUUGUACAUAUUAUGUGUACAUAAUAAACUUUAAUAUCAGAAGCCAUGUGUAUUUUUAUCUAUAUAUAUAAAACUUUAUUUUGUUUUUCUCUAUAGAAAUAUAAAAAAUAACUAGUGUCUAAAAUCUCUAACUGUCCCUGAUGAAUAUAUAUUGCAAGCAUGAUGUUACAGCAACUGGAUAAUUCAAAACAUUAAAAAGUAAGCAAUCAAUCACAUUGGCAAGAAGUUAACCAUUACAUAUAUAGACACACGUGUCUAUACGUAAGCUUAAGUAUAUAUUUUCAAGACACAGUCUCUGUAAAAGAACCCUACUAUGCGCAGAAGGCUGCAGCGAUGCUAACAAUAGACUAAAUCAGUGUAUUUGUGUGACACAACCAAACAGGUGCUGGAAGAGUAUAUUUUCUAAUUAAUCUCAUAAAAGUAGCGAUAACAUAUGCUUUUCAUUUUAAUAUGUGGCUUUGUUUUCAGGAUAGUUUAACAAAUGGAUCUGUAUGUCAUCAAUGAGGGAAAGGCAUGAACUGCAUUAUAUGCAUUUCAUUUAUGUUAGUGAUUAUGUUUUUCCAGUGUUAAGAUCCAUUAUGGCCUUGAAUAUCCAUGAGUUAGGCACACAAGAAGAGUUACAUUGAAGUAAAGUGAAAAUUAACUCUCAAAAUAGAGAAAAUUAAAACAGUAAACACUCUUAGUGACAUACUGCCACUGUCCAAAGGAUCCCUGGUAGAGUCAGCUAACAUGCUCUGGUUGUGCUUUUUAAGAAUAUAGUAAUUAUGGAAAAAUGUUUUAUGAAAAUACAUUUUUACAUAAGUAAAUAACAUGAGUAGUAGCUGUUUUCAAAAACACCCUAAUCUGAAAUUAGCCUUAUCCCUUUAAAAAUUGACAUGUACUCAAAAAUAAAAUUCAGCUCUAUAUUAAAACCUUUAUAGUAGUGUUUUAUCAACUUGAGUAGAUUAUUCCUUCUUGAUUUUAUGUAUGAUUUUAGUCACAUGGUCACAACUGUUCUAAUUUUUGCUGGUUGCAAAGUAACUCAUUUGUUCUCUGUUGAGUAUUGAAAAGGAUUUAGUCAUCUUUUUCUCGUCAUUUAGUAACUCCCACUCUUUUUUAAUGCUUUGGCCCUAUAGAGUUGUCAUAUAACAAUCUUUUUGUUUGGCAGAAUAAUGUGCUCAUGUGUUGUGUCUUUGUACGUUUUAAUUACCCAGCAAAAAUAGAAUUUUGACAUCUACCCUUAGUUAGGGCAUCAUUAACAUGCCAAGACACGAUAUCUCAAUUUAAUUCUAUCGGCUGAAAACAAUUGAUAAUUAUCAACCUUUUUCAGCCAAUUUUUUAAUCGAUUUUCCACUCUGUGGUUUUAUUUCAAGCAACCAACCUGUUGAUAGAGUCCGGCUGCUUGAAUUUCGACUGGCAUUCAAUCCAGUUGAAAUUCGAUAAAUAAAUAAGAAAUCAGGCGAAAAAGUGCAUAAUUAUCAACCGUUUUCAGCUGAUAAAAUCACAUUGAGGCAAAUAAAAAUAAUAAGCAAAUAAAAUAAUAAGCAAAUAAAAAUAAUAUGUUUUCUUGUUAUUUUGUACUGUUUUGUCAUUUUUGGAGAAAAUGCAUAGAAAUAAAAAAAAAAUAGACAAAAAAAUCUAGCAUAUAUCUAAAACUUUAUACUUCUUUGAUUUCAAAUUGGGUGACAUCAUUCAUAAUAACAUAUUCCUCAUCUUACCCCAGUUCAAACAUGUGUAUACUGAAAUAAUACUAAAUGGUUUAAUCAUAGCAUAAUUGCACCAAAUCCUGCCGUGAUAUUUUUUGUAUAUUAGGGGCAGCAGGGAGUUACUCCACUCCCCAUGAUACUUGCCCAUCUGGUGUUAUCAGGCACCACUGUCAUUGCCUCAUACCUGGUAACUAAACAGGUUAUUUCAAUAUUUCUGUCUAUCUGCUAUUUGUGUGUUUGCUUAUACAUCUCCGUCUUGUUGUCUACCUACCAAUAUUAUUAACAUUAAAGAAAUUAUAUGUGUAGGGCACUCAAAUUAAAGAAAUACAUUUUUGGUGCCUGUGCCAAAGGACUACCAAGUAGUUGAAUAAAUGAAAACCUCAGUACCUAGAAAAAACUGAUAUAAUGGUGGUUUAUUCAGCCAUCAACAAAAAAAAAGUGUUUUGACACAAGUGUCUUUAUCAAGCACCCUCAUUAUAAAUAGGCAAACCAAUUUCUAACAGUUUUGUUUUUUUACCUGUGACCCAUAGGGCAUCUCUUCUUGUUCCAUCCCAUUUGGUUGUGAUAGCCUGUUAGGAGCUUUUAAUCUCUAUUUGGAGCCUAGCGUUGCAGUGCAGGGCAAGCUCAUUGACUAAGAGUGUCAACGAUUGCUUUCAGUGAGCUAAUAAUACCUGCACAGCUGAGGGUUUCCAGUUCAUUGAAGACAAAUGGUGGACCCCAGGUAAGAAUUCUAACCAUUCUAACACAGUUGAUUUCUUACAUUGGGGGGGCAUUCCUGACACCAUAUUUUGUGCAUCGUAGUUGUAAUGGUACUUGGAGUGUUGAUUUUGACAUACUGAAAAACAUAACCUUUUACUAGGCGAGUGAAUCAUUUUGCCACUAUAGAUGUUUACGAACAAUGUUUAUGCCACAAUAUCCAGCUGUGCUAUAAAAGAAAUCUAGUUCAGUUCACAAACACCUGCCUCUGCUGAUUUAGUAUAUACAGGUCCUACGCCAUUAUAAGUCUAAAAAUAAAUAUAUAUAUAUAUAUAUAUAUAUAUAUAUGUGUAUAUAUAUAUAUAUAUAUAUUGUAAAACAUAUUGUACAGCGCUACGGAGUCUAAUGGCGCUAUAUAAAUAAUAAAAUAAUAAUAAUAAUAAUAUAUAUGUAUACUGAUCAGCCACUGAUCAGCCAUUAAAACCACUGAAGUGAAAUAUAUUGAUUAUAUUGUUACAAUGGCACCUGUCAAGGGGGUGGGAUAUAUUACAGACAGUAACAGUCAGUUCUUGAAUUUCAUGUGUUGGAAGCAGGAAAAAAUAGUCUGAGUGACUUUAAUAAGGGUCAAAUAGUGAUGGCUAGACGACUGGGUCAGAGCCUCUCCAAAACGGAAAGUCUUGUGGGAUUUUCCCAGUAUGCAGUGAUUAGUACCUACUGUCUGGGUCAUGGAGGCCAGUCUUUCUGGUCCGCUAUAGUAGCUCAAAUGCUGAAAAAUGUAAUGCACACCUUGAUAGAAAGUUGGUAAGUUAUCGGCUAUCGGCCUGAAAGUUUACAGAUUAUCGGUAUCGGCUCUAAAAAAUCAAUAUCGGUCGAUCCCUAUAAUAUAUAUAUAUAUAUAUGCCUUAACACCUGCCUAAUAUUGUGUAAUUCCCCCUUGUGCUGCCAAAUUAACUCUGAUAUGUUAUGACAUAGACUCCACAAGACCUCUGAACGUGUACCCAAGGUUUGCCAGCAUAACACAGACUCUGCCGGCCUGCCUUCUUCCCAUAAUGUAUACUGUUGCUUUCUCAUCCCCGGCCAUGCACCUGAUUUAUAAGAAAAUGUGGUUCACCAGACCAGGCAACCUUUUUCCAUAGCUCCAUGGUUCAGUUCUGAUGCUCACGUCCCCAUUGAAGGCGCUUUUGACCGUAGACAGAUUUAAUCAUUGGGACCCUGACCGGUCAAUACAUUGUUAGACACUGAUCUGUAUACCAGUCAAGCCAAAAGACUUUCUUUUCCAACAGAAAUCUCAAAUUAGCAUUGAGGUUACUACAGCAAGGGAUUCUGGGUGUGCAUUUGCAAGUUUGCAAGUUAAUUGAAUAAAGAAUAUAUAUAUAUAUAUAUAUAUAUAUAUAUAUAUAUAUAUAUAUAUACACACACAUACACACACACGUAAAAAUAGAACUCUGGACUGGGUAGGAGCCAACUUUGGACCAAUUGGGCUAUUAAUUAUAUUAAUUAUUGAUAUAUUUUUAGACUGUUUUUAUUUUUACAACUAAAUUACAUUUCUCACCAGUUAUAGUCAACAGAACAUUUUGGCUGUAGUUGGAUUCAUCAAUUGCAUUUUUGUUUCUCAAAAUUGUAGUAAUAUAUUAAAGGGAAAAGUGUGGUAGAUGUUAUUAAAGAGUCGCACAUUAAUGUUAGGUGACAUCUGCUUUCUAUGGGAUUUGGUAUUGAGUAAACAGUUAAAGGACAGCAGGCUUUUACUAAGAUGAUUUAUUAAAGCUCAUUAAAUUUAUUGUUGAAUACACUGGUGACCUAAUUCCAAGAGGUGACUUAAAAUGUCUAUAUAAAAAUGUAACAUUAUUUGUUGUCUUUGCUUUUGGGUGCCACAACAUAUGUUAUGAAAAGCUGUUGUCUUUUUUGCCUUUCUUUUUGUUAUUGUAAUCAAUACAUUUGUAAUCACUUUGAUUGUAUGUUUAUCUAAACUGGGGUAAUUUUAUAUCUGAAUCUUUUGUUGCAUAUUUUUUUUUGACUUUUUAAAAUCAGCUGUUUAAGUUUUUGAAAUGUAAUUAGUAGUGAAUCAAUAUAUCAAAAUAUAUGAUUCUUGCUUUUUAAUAUGUAAUAUAUGACUAUAGGAUUAUUUGAAAAUCUUUGCAUUGCUUUUGAGAUUUAAAAACAAUAUUAAUAUUCAAGUUAUUAAAGUGGCUCUGUCACCUCAAACUCACGUCUCCUAUUGUUUCCUCUUCUCUUCCGGUUUCAAAAUCUGUUAUUUUUUUGAUUUCUGAUCAGUAGGGACUAAUUUGUGUUAUAUAUUUUCCUACACUUGGCAAUCUUGACAAAGGGUGAAGCUUAAGGCAAACUUAACCCUUCGUUAGCUUGACAAAGUAAGUGGAGCUUGCCUUACGCUCCACCCUUUUGUCACAUAAAUCAGGUGUAAGAAAAAUACAUAAGACAAAUUAGUCCCUACUUUGUAUAGUAUAUACUAUAUAAUAUGCAUAUAUGAUAUUGCAUUGUUAGUUUAUAAUUUGUAUCUAUCUAACGUAUCUUUUCCACACACGUUACUUUAACAUCAAAAAUUUAAAGGGUCUCUUUUACUUCUGAGUAUUUAAUAAAUAUCUUUAUGAAAUAUUUAUGCUUACUGCAUUGGAAUGUCAUUGAAAUUCCAACGCAAUCCAAAGAUACCAUACAACAAAGGAAGGACUACUUUGUGUUGUGUUAAAGCCUGAGGGUGACAAAAGGCAGAGCUUCAUUGUCAGUUUUUGUCCUAUCCCAACAUCUACCACAAGUGACGGCAGUGGGAUGCAGGUAGCUUCUUGCUAAUUGAGACAUGAUUUAUGCAGGCUCCUGUGGUCUUGCAGUAGACCUUAGUGUUCAGAUUACGCUUAAGGGGAUACAACAUACUCCUAAAGUACUUUAACUUGCUAAAGUACUUUUUGUGUAAAAAGUGUAGAUUUCAAUAGAAAUUGGUACUUUUAGAAAUUAGCCUUGGUACACCCUCUGGCUGUCAAUCAGACAACUAUCCUGUUACUUCCUGGUUGUUUUGCUCAGUUGUGCUAAACUCAAGAGGCAGACAAUUGGCCAGAGCACCUGCAAAGACUUCUUAUUGAGCUGCAAUGGGAAGUCUGGUCUGGGAAAGAAGGGGAGGACUUGCAAAGGCUGAAGAGAAAAAAAUCUGCAGCUUUUGCAAGCUGUUAGUAGAUUUACACACAAUGAAAAAAAAAUCAUAAUCAAAUGCAUGUAUUUUUUCAUUGAGGGUAUAGCUACUAAACAGUGAGUCUUUUUUUGUUUUUGGCAUUUUGGCAGUGGAGUGUCUGAAAAGUGACAGAUCUGCUUAAAAAACAUACUGUUAGUUAUUAUUUGCCUCUUUAAUUUUUCCUUCUUUUAAGAAGCUGUUUAAUACGCUAAUUUUAUUAGAUGUACAUCAUAUCUAGUAAUAGGUAGUACUAUGUUUUGCCUUCAGGACAGCCUGUACUAAUUUCAAUAUGGAUUCAAAAAGGCACUAAAAUACCAUAUAUACUCAAGUAUAAGUCUAGUUUUUCAGCACAUUAUUUGUGCUGGAAAACCCCGACUCAACUUAUACUCGAGUCAGUGUCUGUAUUAUGGCAACUUACAUUUCCAUAAUACAGACCAGGACCGCCGGGCUCAUAACAAGCCCGGCGGUCCUGUUGGGGGCUGGCAGAGAGCUGUUACUUACCUUUCCUGUAGCUCCUGUCAGCUCCCUUCUCCUCCACUGUAAGUCUCGCGGUGUGACUGCCGUGCGGAGCGUUGCCACGGCUCUGACCCCCGGCUCUCGCGAGACUUACAGUGGAGCUGACCGGACCAGAGGAGAAGGGAGCUGACAGGAGCUGCAGGAAAGGUAAGUAACAGCUCUCUGCCAGCCCCCCUCCUACACAGCCCAUCCACUGGACCACCAGGGAAUGAGAGCCCCCCUCCCUGGCCAGCUAACAAGCAGGGAGAGGGGACAAAAAUAAAAAUUAAAUACUAAAAAAAUUAUAUUACAAUAAAAAAAUGUAAAUAUUAAAAUUAAAAAAGUAAAUAAUAAAAUACUAAAAUAAAAAAAUUUAAAAUAAUAAAAAUGCCCUCCCCCACCCAGUUCAGUAUAUACACACACACUGCAUUAUAUACACACACACAAACACACACACUCUGCAUUAUACACACACUCAUACAAACACACACACAAACACACACACUCUGCAUUAUAUAAUGCAGAGUGUGUGUUUGUAUGAGUGUGUCCGUAUAUAAUGCAGAGUGUGUGUUUGUAUGAGUGUGUGUGUGUGUAUAAUACAGAUUGUUUGUAUGAGUGUGUGUAUAAUGCAGUGUGUGUUUGUAUGAGUGUGUAUAUAAUGCAGUGUGUUUUUGUAUGAGUGUGUGUGUAUAAUGCAGAUUGUUUGUAUGAGUGUGUAUAAUGCAGAGUGUGUGUGUGUGUAUAAUGCAGUGUGUGUAUGAGUGUGUGUGUAUAAUGCAGUGUGUGUAUAAUGUGUGUAUGAGUGUGUUUGUGUGUGUAUAAUGCAGAGUGUGUGUAUGAGUGUGUGUGUGUUUGUAUAAGUGUGUGUGUAUAUAAUGCAGUGUGUGUGUUUGUAUGAGUGUGUGUGUAUAUAAUUAUAAAAAUCACAGAAUUUCAUAGCCCCAAGUUUUACCCUCGACUUAUUCACGAGGCAUAGCAUAUUUCACAAUUGUUGGUCACAAAACUGCACUCGACUUAUACAUGAGAUCGACUUAUACACGAGUAUAUACGGUAUAUCCCAAGAUCUCUGUUCCAACUGUUCUACAUAUUUUCUGCCUUAAAUGCAAGUGUGUAAUUUCCAUUCAGACUCAACCAAAUGGUAACCAUUUAAUAGAUAUAUGGGAGCUUGGUCUGAUUCCAUGUCUGAGUGUGUCAUUCAAAUUCUGCCUGCACUGUUGACGCACAGGGUAUGAAUGCAUGGGUUAAUUUAGUGCACAACAAUUUCAGAACAGUUUCAUUAGAAAUCAAGAUUUUCCAAAUCAAACAUUAAUUAGCUGGAUUUUGGUGACCAUGUGCCAAGUGUAUCCUUAUCUUUAGCUGACGGUAGUGAUAUUUUACAGAUAAAACUCAUCCAGUUCAUGGUUCAACAUACUCAGGACGACCAUAUCCGCUAUGUUUUCAGAGACACGUAUCAUUUUGUAUAAAGGAUAUUCUUCAGGAUUCUUCAUUGCCUAAUUAUUUAAUCUUAUACACCUUUUUCUGUAUUCUACAUACUACAGGGCUACAGCUUUCUAUGUGCUUCACAUCAAUAUGUAUAUGUAUACGUGAUAUGUGUCCCUGAACACGCUGUACAUUCAGAAUUGCCUUUUAUACCGCACUAUUUUAUAUGGUGGUAAAUAGUGUUUUUUAAGAUAUAGAUAAUCACCCCCACAUUUUUGGCUGUAAGAGCAUUACGCAGUCCACAACAUCUGGAGUGAUGAAGGUUGCCUUACCCCUGUUGUAGACAAUGUCUACAAGGUUUAUAUUUUGACUUGCAGACACUUGAUUUACUGCUUGACUGUUUGCUUUAAAGGGAUACUAUAGUGCUAGGAAUACUCCUUCCCUGCCAAUAAAGGGUUAAAAACCCUUUAUUUACUUACCCAAACCGAGGGACACCGGCGAUGGUCGGUGCUCCACCUCCUAAGAUGUCACUCGAUUUCGGGGGGUGGGGGGUGAUAAUACGUGCAUUAGACCCUCACCAUAGGAAAGCAUUGCUGCAAUGCUUUCAUAUGAGGAUUUAACUAAAGCUGGAAGUCCUCACGCAUAGCAUGAGGACAUCCACUUCAGUUAGGCGACCUAAAGUCGCCUAGCAAGCAGGAAGCACCUUUAGUGGCUGUCUAGUAGUGCUUCAAUGUAAACAUUGCAGUUUCUCUAAAAACAGAGUGAUCUACAUUACAGGAUUAAGAGCAAUAAGGACAGUACCCAGACCUCUUCAAUGAGAUGAAGUGGUCUGGGUGCCUACAGUGUCCCUUUAAGGAGCUGGUCUAUUAUUAUUUAUUCAUCUAGAAUGACAAAAAUAUAUAUUUUUUAUUAGUAGUUAUACUUUGAAAUCCAGGAAAGAAAAUCAUGAAAAAGGUUGGUGUGUGCUGCAAAAACUGUAAUGUAUGUUUUGUCAAAAGACAUGAUACCUAGGUUUCUGACAUCAGGCCCCAGCUGUUUUCCAUAAUAGAAAUCUAAAAGUCAGUUAACAUCCUCUAAAAUAUGACACACACAGCUUUCAAAGCCAUUAGUCUGUGCAUUUAUACCGUCCUGUGUUCAUCUGACAAGAGAACUUCUAAUAGUGUUGGAGCCAAGUUGUCAUAGAAACCAAUCAAAUGAUGUAUUUUAUGAUGCUUUCAAAAUUAUGUUGAUAAGUAUGUUAAAAAUAUCUCAGGCCAGGUGCUAUGGCUAAAUUUGCCAUUUGUGUAUAUUUAUCUAAAACAUUUCAGAGAUUGUGUGGGAGUAAACUGUAAGCAGAGAUAAAAAAUAAUCUUUUACAUUUAAAAAUAAUGAAUUGAACGUUUUUUUCUUUCUGUCGCCUACAUAACAUUGUUGUUUUUUGUGCAUUUGUUUUUCUAAACACAUGCCAGGGCCACCAUGAUAGGAAGAGAGAUUAAUUUCUAUAUGCAUUUUUCUCAGAAUUGGCAAUCUAUGCAUUAAAGCUGCUUUGGACUAUUAUUUCUGGAGGUUUUAUGCUAUGACAGUAGGUGACACACGCCUAUAUAUCCAUGAGAAAUCCAUGAGAAAUAAGCAUGUGGUAAUACUAGGCGUGCUAAGUUAGAUGUUUGUUUAUUGUUUAUUAACAUGGAUCUAAAUAUGGUUAUGUUAUUUUAGCUAUUUUAAUUGAUCUGUUUUAUUUUAAAAUCAUGUAAAAUAAAAAACCCAGUUGAGUAAUAAUUGUGCUUCCUUUUAGAAUGUUACAGAUUGUUACUUGCCGACAUUAACUUAUAGGGACACACCUAUAAUGGCAGUCUGGUUUCCUUGGCUAUAGCUGCAUCACACAUCCCAAAAUAAUCAUCUUGGAUCAUCUGCUAGUGAUUGGAUGAAGCACAAUAUGUAUUAUAGUGCAGGGGUCGCCAACCCCCAGGCCAUGGACCGGCGCCGGUCUGCAAGAAUUUAUUGCCGGUCCACGAAAGCUUUCACCCGACAAUACUGUAAGAUAUUUCCCCAGUGCUAUGAUCUUAUGAUCAUAGCACCGGGAAAUGUGCCUCCCUCUCCCCUGCUGGCUCUGCAGGACCAGUGGGGAGAUCAGAAAUCUCCCUUUCCAGCCCACUCGCAGUGUACUGCUGGCAGCCAGCAGGGGAGGGAGAGAGGACCUGGGGCAGCUCUAACCUGCAGCUCCGCAGGGUUCUCCUCUGGCGAGCUCGGAGCGCUGCCGUGAUUACCACGGCAACGCUCCGAAUCUCGUGAGAGUGAACUCUAGCAGCUCCUGAGUUCACUCUCACCACUGGGACCACCAGGGUUUCCCCACCGGACCACCAGGGAUUGCAGGAAAUGUCCCCCCUCCCAGGCAAAGGUAUUUGCAAAUUAAAAAAAAUAUAUGUAUAUUUACUAAUCUACCCUCCAACCCACAGACCCACAAUCAUUUUCCCUUAUACACACACACUGCCCCCAUACACACACUUCUCCCUACUCACACACACUGACCCCCCAUAAACACACAAUGCCCCCCUACACACACUGCCUCCCAUACACACACACUGCCCCCAUACACACACACACACACACACACACACACACACAUACAAACUGCAUCCCUCACACAUACCAUUGGGUCUUAUUUCUGGCUGACGCUGGUCCGGGAAAUAUUUCUCCUCUUUUCAUCGGUCCCCGGCUGCUAAAAGGUUGGAGAACACUGUUAUAGUGCUAAUGUAUCCCUACAGUGUAAAUAGUAGAAAAAGGUAAAAUCUUUAAGCUUUUGGAUUUGUCCACUAAACUAUGAAUUGGGUAGCAGUGCGUUGAAAACCACAUUUGCAUAAUUGAAUCAAACUAAACUGAUCCUUGAUGCUUUUUAUGGUUACUAUGUGGUUACUAUGUAGCCCAUGCGAAUAGACAUGCAUACUAUAAUAGAUUUUAGAAGAAAAUUUGCAUUAACAGAAAAACGUAAGCAAAAAGUUUCUGUAUGUAGAAAAUAAACAUAAACUAAACGUUAAAGGACCACUAUAGUGCCAGGAAAAUAUACUCGUUUUCCUGGCACUAUAGUGCCCUGAGGGUGCCCCCACCCUCAGGAUACCCUUCCCGCCGGGCUCUGGGGGGAGGAAGGGAUUAAACUUACCUCUUUCUCCAGCGCCGGGCGGGGAGCUCUCCUCCUCCUCUCCUCCCUCUUCUCCUCCUGUUUGGCUGAAUGCGCAUGUGCGGCAGGAGCCGCGCGCGCAUUCAGCCAGUCCAUAGGAAAGAAUUCACAAUGAGAAGCACGCAAGCGCCUCUAGCGGCUGUCAAGAGACAGCCACUGGAGGCUGGAUUUACCCUAAUAUAAACAUAGCAGUUUCUCUAUGGGAGGGUCUGGGAGGGAGGGUCUGCUGCUGAUUGGCUGGAAUGUCACUGCUGACUGGAGUCCGCGGCGAACCGUUCGCGAACCAUUCGGGACAUCACCAUAUAUAUAUAUAUAUAUAUAUAUAUAUAUAUAUAUAUAUAUAUAUAGUGUAAAAUGACAUAUAUAUGUAUAUGUCUAGAAUAUACUAUGUGCAGUUUUCAGUUUCUGCUUCAAUAUAGUCUGCAUUAUUGUUUUCCCAUGUGUGGUUAGUUUAAAGUUUGGAACAGUGUGGUCUGUAGAAAGGUUGAAUGUUUGGCAUUGAUGAUUGCUUCUUAAAAUAGAUGGUCGGGUGAUUAAGUGAGAGGUCUCUUAGGGUAAUAAGCAGGCAAAUGUUUUUUUUAUUAUGACAUAUGGUAUACUGGAAGAUUCUAUACUUUUAUUUGAGCUUAAUACAUCAUGUUCCAGGUUUAUUAUUUCAUCCCCCCCAACCCCCCAAGAAAAAAAAUAUAACAAUAACAAAUGUCAGAAAAUUACCAAACACCAGUUAUUGAGUUUGUUUUUGAUCUCAGGGAUAUUUAGUAAUGAGUCAUAUGUUAAUGACCUUGGUAUCAGGUUGUGACAGCUGGAUCUUCCCCAUUAAAACUAAGCAACAGCCUGCUCAGUUUUAUUUAUUGCCAGAUUCUUAAAUCGACUUUUUAUUUUACAUUAAUUACAAAGAAAGUAACCUUAACCUUUUAGUCUACGUUUUAAAGUGGUUUCUGGUUACAACUCCCCCUCCUAAUUUUUAUGGUUUUAUUGUAGCAGCUCUUUAUAUAAAUCUCGAUCUUCUUGUGUUCUGCAAGGUUCUCCAUUGAUAUCUGGUUUGAGCAGUUCAGUCCUUAGGUUACUGUAUGAUAAUUUCCUCUUAUUUAAACAAGAAAAACAAUAUGUACCAAUAAAACUUACCUAAUAUUUCUUCUUGUGCUUGGGUUUAGUAUAAAGCUGUUUAAAAUACCUCCUGUAAUGAUUUAGUUUAAGAGUUACUAAACAUUAUUUUACAUUGGCUCCUUUAGAGGGGGAGUAUAUGCACUACUAGGGAUUGACCGAUUAUCGGUGUGACCAACAUCUGCCUAUAUUCUGCAAUUUGGCAAUAGUCGGUGUCAGUUUAAAUGGUACCAUAAUUGCUAAGGGGGGUGGGGGAGAGGGUGGACACUUACGUUUUAGAUGGGGAGACUGGGACACAGCACAUGCCAUCUCCUGUUUCUGGCAGAUGUAAAAAAUAAAGGAUGUAAAAAUAAAGUCUGCUUAAAACUACAGUAGUUUAGUUUUCUCCAUAUUGUUUCUUUAGAUUUUUAAUGGACAGGAAUCAGCCAAAACGGUUGGAGGCACGCCUAAGAGAAGCACUGAAAGAGCAGAUUGAGGACUUGAAAACAGUGAGCACCUUUUGGGAUUCUUUAUCAAAUGACAAGAGACUUCAUAUUAUGCUUAAAGGGACACUGUAGGCACCCAGUCCACUUGAGCUCAUUGAAGUGGUCUGGGUGCAAUGUCUCUGUCCCACUUAGUCCUGCAGUGUAAAACGUUUGCAUUGUUUACAUUGCCGUAAUAAGACAGCUUCUAGUGGCUGUCACCCAGACAGCAACUAGAGGCGCUUCCAGGAGCUUACCUGACUCUGGGUCCCAAGAAUGACACUGGACAUACACUCUGCAUAAGGACAUUCAGCGUCAGUAUAAUGUGGUGACGUUGGAAGAGGCGGAGCUCUUUUUUUUUAACCAUUUAUCUGCUACAGGGAGGAUCAGAGGGCACUAUAGUGCAGUGUGUGUGAGGGGUUCAGUGUAUGUGAAGGAUGCAGUGUGUGUGGGGGCACAGCAUGUGUGAGGAGUUCAGCGUGUGUGAAGGGUGCAGUGUGUGAGGGGUUCAGUGUGUGUGUGGGGGCACAGCAUGUGUGAGGGGUUCAGCGUGUGUGAAGGGUGCAGUGUGUGUGAGGGGUGCAUAUUGUGUGGUGGGGUGACGCAAGCAAAUUUUUUUUUUUUGGUAUUAGUUAUUAAUGUUUAUUGUUAUUAUUUAUUUAGAUGUAUGCCUCUUUCCCUUCUUCUUUUUUACAGGGAGGGGGGACACUGCAAACGCUGGUGGUCCAGUGGGGGUGAGUAAUUCUAGCCUGCAGCUCCUCUGGCUGCAGGCAGAGUUAAUUCCUCUUGCAAGCUCCUCGGAGCCUUGCCUUGGUAACAGCAGCAAUGCUCAGAAAUGCCUGCUCGCAAGAGGAAUAGAUUCUGCCGGCACCUUCUCUCCCCUCGCUUUGCUGGAUUGAAGGGCCUGUGAGGGAGAUCUUUGAUCUCCCCACCGGCCCUAAAGGGUACACAGCAAGGCUGUCUCUGCAUGGGCUGGCAGAGGAGAUCAAAGGAGCUCCUCUAUCAGCUUCGGCCCAUGGCAAUUCAGCCCAGCGGGCGUUUGCCUGGCUUGCCCAAUGGCCAGCCCGGGCCAGUUCAUUACCAUUAGUUAUAGAAUGUUUGCAGACUUAGCUGCAGACUAUAUACUGUAUUAUAGUGUAAGAGAUUACUCUAAAAUAUAAUUGUUACCUGCUUGCCAAUGAAAUCCCGGCCAGGUCGCUGUCUUAGACAUAACUAGUUUUGCAGAUAUGCAAGAGAGCCAGAUGUUAGCCCUUUAUUGUUUAAGUAUAGGAAGGAGAGAAACUGAAUUAGCUAAAUGUAAGCAGGUAUUCAUGCACCAUAUUCCACGAAUGUUUCUGUAUCUGGAUGGUAAAAGGGUCGAAAAGGUUGUGGAUGGUAAAAGAGCCUUAUUUUAAUAAUAAAUGCAAGCCCAAACAGUAUUACUGAGCAUUAUUUACGACACUCAUGCACCAGUGUAAGACAAAGGUUUAAGAAUUAUACCGCAGUCCCAGGGGAUUCAUUAAACACGAAAAACCUCCCAUGAUAUUUGUCAAAACAGAUGCAGGUUACAAAGGUAUUUUCUCAAGAUGAGAAGCUGUUUAAAAAAAGUACAAGUGAGAGGCAAACAUUUUUUACAGCCCAUCGAGAGAAAAAAAGUAGCAUUUUCACACCUUAAUUCUUAGAGGUCAUACAGUAAUAUGAAUUAUUUAAAUGUGAAGACAGAGCAUAUGAAGUAAUUUGUGAACUUAUGCCGCUAGUAGGAAAAAUAAGUGUCCGGAACAACUCAAGAGUUGUGUUCAAAAUGCAUUUCUGGGGCAAAGCUUUAAAAAUGGAACAAUCAGCAGUAACAUUCAAUAGAUUGCUCUUGAUACAUAAACUAGAGCAGGGGUAGGCAACCUUUUAGCAGCACUGUGCCGAUAUAGGAUUGUGAUGUCCCGUAACGUGCCGGUACUAUUUUUUAAAAUUGAGGUGUGUAUGCUGCCGUAUUCUGCUUGUGUUAUUUAUACUGUAAUUGCUUUGUAUCUUUGUAUUUGUGCGUAUAUGAGCUAUUAUAUUGUAUAUGUUCAGGAGUAGUUUGUGGUAUCCUGUAUGAUACACAUGAAUGUGGGCAGUGUAUGGGGGCUGCUUGUGGAAUUGUGUGUGGAUGGAUAUGUCACAUUGUGUGUUUGGUAGUGUAUGUAUGUGUGGGACUGUUUGGGGUAUUGCAUGUGAGAGGCUGUAUGUGGUGUUGUGUGCAUGUAUGUGGAUUGUUAGCGGGUUAUGUUUGUGCGGAUUGUGUGUAUGUUUGUGUGUGGGCUGUCUGUAUUAUUUGUAUGAGGGGAGGGUUAUUGUGCAUUUCUGUGUAAAUCUAGCAGUGUGGGUGGCUUCCCUGGGUUCCAGUGGAGACCAGGCUGGCCAGGUACAGAUGAAGGACAGGAGCUGCAAUAUCCGCUGUGGGCUGCUCUACCACAGUGUGGAUUCCCAUUCACAAGUGCUGGGAGGAAGUGACCUGAGAUCAUUUACGCUAUGUACUGCAAUGCAUAAAUUGAGGGUUGUCUUUCACCACCUUUUUGUAUUAGCAUAUAUCUGAAGUUUCACUGGGACUCCUGAUAGGACAGAGCCUGUUUGGCUCUAGCAUCCUUGAGUGCCGUGCAAAGACACUUUGAGUGCCGCGGGUUGCCUACCCCUGACCUAGAGGUAUAUUACAAUAAACCUCUAUUAUAAUUAUAAAAAUUAUAAAAAAAAUUCUAGAUUUUAGAGUAAUUUUUAGAAUCUAGAGAAAUUUAUCAAAUCGAUCGCAAUGCAUACAUUGCUGCCAGUAAUCACAUCAAAAUCCAAAACAUUUUCAUAUUGAAACCAGGCCUAACUUUUGAUUUCCUCGGUAAUCUCAUUUUAUUCCUUCAUACACCAGUAACGUAAAGUUAGAAAUUGUUAAAUAUGUUUUCGAUUGGCUGUUUUAUAGUCUGGUUUGCAUCCUUAUUUAUCCUUUAAUUGGACUAAUUGAUUAAAUGGUUACACUAUUCCCUUUUUAGUGAAUAAUUUAUAUUAAUAUAGUAUGCCCUAUUGGGCAUUGCCCCCAGUUAAAAAGUUACAAAUAUAAAAUAAAUAUAUCUGGAAUCCAUCACUGAGAAAGCUCCACACGCUGGUUUCCACACGAUGUCUGAUGUCACUGCCUCCCUUGCGUGGUCCAGUCAAAUGCUUCUCAUAGAGAAUCCUAUGAUUGGACUGUUUCAAUAGCUCAGAGCGCAUGUGCAUGCUGUUAGCCAGAGAGGGGAGGGAGAGAUACUAUAAAAUAUAUAUUAAUGUUACUGGAGGGAGGCGGGGAGGGAGUGAACAGAGAAGGGGAGAUGUAGGUUUCUCCUUGCAUUGCCAGCAAGGGGGAAAGCAGAGAACAUCUGCCGACAAACGUAAAUUUUUUCACAGAAUUGACAAUAGGCAGCCCGGCACAGAGUUCCAGGCAGUGUCCCGGGUGUCCAACUAGCCACUAGCACAAAAGUGCAAAUAUUUCUGGAUGUGCAACAUUUCAGAAAUGCUGCACAUACAGAUCCUUAACAGCAUGACCACUUCUAAAAGCAGAAGUGGUCAUGGUGAUUGUUUGUCUAAAAGCUCCCAGACCACUUCACUACUAAAUACUUCUAACCCUGCACAGGCUUUCUGUGGCUGUUCAAUCACAGAUUCCCCAAUGCAACUGAAAGAGAAGCCUUUGCAAGGCAGGUGCUCUGGGCAAUUGCUGUCUCUUGAGUUCACCUCCACUGAGCUAACCCAAACCAGGAAGAAACAGGACCUGGUGUCUGCUUGAAAGCCAGAGGGGUGUAACCAGUUUAAAAGUGUACAUUAAAAUCUGUAUUUUUGCAAAAUGGAAAAAAGGACACACUCUUCACCCAUAAAGCAUUUCGGCAAGCUAAAGUGCUUCAGGGGUCCAGAGUGUCUGUUUAACUCCCACUUUUGCUCUUAGUGAAGCCUAUCACUAUUUGCUAUUUCAGCUACAUCUUUAUAUGUCUCAUUAAACAGACCUUUUGAGUCAGAAAAAUACAACACUCACCUAGUACAUGCCAAUACUAUGUAUACUAGAUAACAGGCAUUGCUUUAUAGGGAUAGUGUAUUUUUAUGUAUCAUUUCUCACAAAGACGCCAAAGAAAUGAUAAAAAAUCAUCAAAAGGUUUAUCGUAUUAAUUUUACCUUUCUAAAACAAUGGAUAUAGACUGUUGUUAUUAAAACCAUUGCUUUAUAUUUCUUAUAAUUCCUGUCUUUUGAGAACCUAUUUAGCUACUCAGAUAAAUUGAAUAUUUUGUUGAUUAUAAAUAAAUAAAAAUAAAAAAAUAUAUAAAUAUAUAUAUGUGUGUGUUUGCACUAUGUAUAGGCUGACACUGAUCUUUGCGUACUUUUGCUUUUUUCAGUUAAGUAAAGUUAAUCAACUUUUGUUUAACCAACAGCUAACUACAUUAUGUAUCUAAGUUGUGAAAGAUUAGAUUGCCUUGAUAACACGUUGUAUUAUAUCUCUUAUGUGGAAAACUGAGAAUAUAACUAUACAGUCCACAUUGCUAUUCUGUAUAGGUGUGUAGAAUUCAAAAAUAUAGCACUUACGGUAUGUGGUGUUUUCAAGUCUUAGAAAUGAAAGAGUGAGCAACGUAUUGAUAUUUUAGAACAUAAACACUGAUUUUCCAUCAUCUUUAGCAACUUGGAUGAAUAAUAAAUCUUAGUUUUAUAACUAUUAACAUUAUUGAACAUGCAUUUGUGACUGUCCUAAGCUGAACUUGUUCUAAAUGAAAAGGUAUAUUUUUCUCAAUGCAUUGCUUCCUAUCUAGCCAAUCAUGGUCUAGAUCAGUGUUCCUUAACCCAGUCCUAAUGGACCACUAACAGUCCAGGAUUUAUGUAUUUCCCUGUUUUAUUCCAAUGGAGAUACUGACAAAAUCUGGACUGUUGGUGGCCUAUGAGGACUGGGUUGGGGAACACUGGUCUAGAUAACCUUGUCAGCUUUGAGUCUGUCAUUUGAAACAGUAAUAUUAGUAAUGUGAAUCUAUGCGUACAAGCUGUCCAUGUUACUAAAAUAUGCUAUGAAAUAGUUUAUUAAUGUGACAUUUAAAAUAUGCUUUGAUUUUAAUCAUAAUUCUUUGAGUUGUGUAUCAUAUGAGUCUUAGAUGAUUGAUGCAUCAUCAGGGUUAUUCACUAAAGUGUGAAUUGUUAGGGAUUCAAAGUAAAAGUAUUUUUAUUCCUGCGGCAAAUGUAGAGGCUGUAAGUACAGCAGAAACAAGUCUUUGAAGUGUAUGAAUCAAUUUAAAAGUAAACAAAAUGGGAAAGAGUUUUACAUUAAUAAUUUUAUCACGUGUUUUACUAGAAAUUUAAUUUAUCUUUUAAAACAAUUUGUGGGCAGCACAAUACACCCACUACAUAAAAGAAUUGGCGAACAUAUAAAUAACAUUUUAAAGGGUGUUACACAACAUAGUGUCUCUGCACAUUUUAAAGAAAAAUAUAAUAUGGACCCCAGAGGGUUAAUAUUUUUAGGUAUUCAAACAGUUAAUUUGAUAUUUAUAAUUUUUUAUCAAAUAAAUAAUAGUUUUUAUGCCCUUUUAUAAGUCUAAUCCAAUAUGCCCUAAUUGUCUCUUUUUCCUCCUUUAUAAGCAGGUAUAUUUAUGGUGCAUUUUGAUGCACUAUGGUUUGCUGUUUUUUUUUUGUUUUUUUUUUAACCAUAUAUUUAGGAGACAUUCCCCAAAAGUUGUGGUUUGAUAUAUAUUUAUGAGAAUGUUUAUUAAUAGAUGUUUUUUAUACUCUUAAUUAAUAUAUGUAUUAUGUACAAUAUAUUGUGUAUCCUUGUCUAUAUGGAACUUUCCUUAGAAACAUAGAAACAUAGAAUGUGACGGCAGAUAAGAACCAUUCGGCCCAUCUAGUCUGCCCAAUUUUCUAAAUACUUUCAUUAGUCCCUAGUCUUAUCUUAUAGUUAGGAUAGCCUUAUGCCUAUCCCACGCAUGCUUAAACUCCUUUACUGUGUUAACUUCUACCACUUCAGCUGGAAGGCUAUUCCAUGCAUCCACUACCCUCUCAGUAAAGUAAUACUUCCUGAUAUUAUUUUUAAACCGUUGUCCCUCUAAUUUAAGACUAUGUCCUCUUGUUGUGGUAGUUUUUCUUAUUUUAAAUAUAGUCUCCUCCUUUACUGUGUUGAUUCCCUUUAUAUAUUUGAAUGUUUGUAUCAUAUCCCCCCUGUCUCGUCUUUCCUCCAAGCUAUACAUGUUAAGAUCCUUUAACCUUUCCUGGUAAGUUUUAUCCCGCAAUCCAUGAACCAGUUUAGUAGCCCUUCUCUGAACCCUCUCUAAGGUAUCAAUAUCCUUCUGAAGAUACGGUCUCCAGUACUGUGUACAAUACUCCAAGUGAGGUCUCACCAGUGUUCUGUACAAUGGCACGAGCACUUCCCUCUUUCUAAUGCUAAUACCUCUCCCUAUACAACCAAGCAUUCUGCUAGCAUUUCCUGCUGCUCUAUUACAUUGUCUGCCUACUUUUAAGUCAUCAGAAAUAAUCACCCCUAAAUCCCUUUCCUCAUAUGUUGAGGUUAGGACUCUAUCAAAUAUUCUGUACUCUUCCCUUGGGUUUUUACGUCCAAGAUGCAUUAUCUUGCACUUAUCCACAUUAAAUGUCAGUUGCCACAAUUCUGACCAUUUUUCUAGUUUACCUUUUUAACAUUUUAGUGAAUAUUCCUUUAAGCAAGUGUUGAGAUGUGGGUAUUAGUAAUUACUUAUAAGAAUAAAGUUUUUCAAAUUUGGCCAAUUAUAUGGCGAGAUUUUCUGACUUUUGGGGUAACCUCGCCCACUUCUGGGACUUAUAUUCAGACUGUGGUUAGAAUAUGGGCAGAUCUGAUGAAGCCGAGUACAUCGGAGAAACGCGUCGUCACGCAAUGACAUCAUCACAUCAUUACGCUCGACUGAAGAGGUGACCCCGCCUCCCGGAAGAAGUGUACCAAGUAUCAGUUGAAUGGGUAAGGCAGUGGCUGAGUGACAGGCAACAGAGGAUUGUAGUUAAUGGAAUAUAUUCGAAGCUUGGACUUGUCACCAGUGGGGUACCUCAGGGAUCUGUACUUGGACCCAUUCUCUUUAAUAUUUUUAUUAGUGAUAUUGCAGAAGGUCUUGAUGGUAAGGUAUGUCUUUUUGCUGAUGAUACCAAGAUAUGUAACAGGGUUGAUGUUCCAGGAGGGAUAAGCCAAAUGACAAAUGAUUUAGGUAAACUAGAAAAAUGGUCAGAAUUGUGGCAACUGACAUUUAAUGUGGAUAAGUGCAAGAUAAUGCAUCUUGGACGUAAAACCCCAAGGGCAGAGUACAGAAUAUUUGAUAGAGUUCUAACCUCAACAUAUGAGGAAAGUGAUUUAGGGGUGAUUAUUUCUGAUGACUUAAAGGUAGGCAGACAAUGUAAUAGAGCAGCAGGAAAUGCUAGCAGAAUGCUUGGUUGUAUAGGGAGAGGUAUUAGCAGUAGAAAGAGGGAAGUGCUCAUGCCAUUGUACAGAACACUGGUGAGACCUCACUUGGAGUAUUGUACACAGUACUGAGACCGUAUCUUCAGAAGGAUAUUGAUACCUUAGAGAGGGUUCAGAGAAGGGCUACUAAACUGGUUCAUGGAUUGCGGGAUAAAACUUACCAGGAAAGGUUAAAGGAUCUUAACAUGUAUAGCUUGGAGGAAAGACGAGACAGGGGGGAUAUGAUAGAAGCAUUUAAAUAUAUAAAGGGAAUCAACAGAGUAAAGGAGGAGACUAUAUUUAAAAGAAGAAAAACUACCACAACAAGAGGACAUAGUCUUAAAUUAGAGGGACAAAGGUUUAAAAAUAAUAUCAGCAAGUAUUACUUUACUGAGAGGGUAGUGGAUGCAUGGAAUAGCCUUCCAGCUGAAGUGGUAGAGGUUAACACAGUAAAGGAGUUUAAGCAUGCGUGGGAUAGGCAUAAGGCUAUCCUAACUAUAAGAUAAGACUAGGGACUAAUGAAAGUAUUUAGAAAAUUGGGCAGACUAGAUGGGCCGAAUGGUUCUUAUCUGCCGUCACAUUCUAUGUUUCUAUGUUUCUAUCCAGUUCUGUGUAUUUUAUGAAGCCGGCAUUCGACGCAGAAACUGGCUUUAACACUGAUUGGAGGAGGAAGAUAGACUUGUAAAGGGGGUCUUACCUGCUUGGAAGCGGAUUUUAUCUAUAUUGCAAAUAAAGUUUGUUUACCUUCACCUCAGCCUAAAAGCCUUCAUAUUUGCAGAGAUGCCAUCAUAGUUCAGUACUGCUCUACAUUUGUGAGUGUUUUUAGUCCAUUAUUUUUUCCUUUUUUAUUAUACACAUCGCCCUAAGUGCUUGUCCUUUUUCUCUUUUUUUUGAGAUACCUAUCGGGACCCUUUGACAAGCAAUGUGGAAUACUCCUUAGUGGGUAUAAGAGUAUAAGGUGUUUAUAUCACUAUUGUGGUUUGUAUUAGAAUUUGCACAUUAUUGCACAUAAUUGUGUGUUUAUUGCACAGUGCACAUUGUCACUUUGGAUACAAAUAUACUAUUAUAUUAAUAGACACAGUGCUCUUUAUUUUUUUGUUUAUAUUCAAAGUUAAAGUGACUUUCAUAUUAUAGACACAAAGAACCACUUGAAAGCCUGUUGUUUCUUUGUGGAGGUGGCCAUUUUGGACUUGCAUCACUGUGUUCUAACAGUUAGUGAUAGUUACUGAUACAAAACAAGGAUGCAAAGACCAAAUUAUGUGGUUUAUCAGUAAUGCUCAUAUGUAUCCACCAGGCAGGAAACAGAAAAUAAUAAAUAUUUAAAAUCUUUGAUGAUGUUCUGUGACAAACUGGUCAGAGUUAGCUGAAAAUCUUUGAUUAUUUUUUUUCAUUAAAAAAUAAACAAAAAACCACCAAAACUGCUGAACAGAUGUGAACAUAAUCAACCUAAGAUAUAGUCAUCAUUUGUGAUGACGGAGUCACCUUACUGUAGUAAUAUGUUUAUCAACAUACUCAAUCAUAGUUUUUCUAGCAGAAUGUAUUGAUAAUGUUUUAUAGUUUACAAGGUCCCGUGUCAGCUUUGCUUGAUGCUAAACAGUGCAAGUGAACUUUAUAUAAGGCAUGCACAACAUUUUGUCAAUAUUUAAAGUUUGCUUACCUUUUCUCCAUCACCUUGCUAGUCUCUUUGCAGACUAUCCUGCAUCCAUGGCUGAAAUCAACAGCCUUGGUGAUCUCAGCCAAUCCAAUGCUUUUCCAUAUAAAAACAUUGGGAGGCUAUUGUGCAUGCGCAGCAAAACACUGUGCUGUGCCCGUCAUCCUCUCCCUAUAGAGAUGUGUUAAAUCUGUGACAGGCACUACAGGUGUUACUUGACAGCAAUGUAAACACUGACUUUUCUCUUUCCUCUGAAAAGGCAGCAUUUACAUUGCUGUGCCUGCAAUGGUUCUGCUGACUAUAGUGUCCCUUUGACUUAAUGCAGUAUGGAUCAAAGUCAAAUUUUGUUUUUCAGCGGCUUAUAUAUUUUUUUCUUAAGAAGAGAACAGGCACGGAGCUGUCUAUGCAGCAUUCAGUGUGGAGGGGGAGAGCAUGUGAGCAGAUUUACAUUUUUUUUUUUUAAAGUUACAAAUAAUGAUUAUUAAUGUCUGCCAACUGUUUUAAAGUUUGAGGAAUAGGAUAGUCCCUAGAACCAUGCAUUAGUAUCCCACAAUGCUUACUGUUAUUCGGGGUGUGCAAUAUUAACCAGUUACAGACCUCUGCAGCUUAUUGAUCACAUUUGUCUUUCAAUAUAUUGUACCCUGUAGUGUUGGAUUAACCAUUCUUCUGUAGAAGUGCAGUUUUAGGGGUUAUUUGCAGGGAAAAAAGUGUUAAAAAGUGCAAAGCUGGUGGAAGAGUACUAAAAAACUAUUUCCACUCUAGUCACUAGGGUUUAUGGUACUAAGAGGGCCCAUUUAAAUCUUUGGGUUAUUUACUAAACUCCAAAUUCUAGCAAACUGAAAUCUUAAUAGUGAAAUUCAGGCAGCAAUAGAUGAUCUGCAAAAACUAUCCAUGUCAUUCAUACUUAUAGCAUGGCUGCUUUAUAAUAUAUGUUGCCAUUCACAUUAAAUUCACUAUAAUUGGGUUUAGUUUACUACAAUUAGUUUAGUGAAUAACCCCUUUUAAGAUGCAUAAUGGAGCAUUGUACACUCAUUGCUUGCUCAGAGUUUCCUCAUGUACUCUUGAUGCUUGUGUUCGCAGUGCAUAUGGUGAUGGAGAAUAAACUAUUGCCAGGCAUGGUUGAGAGAAGAUGAUGGGUAAAAAUAUUGCUAGGUUUAGAUAAAAUGGUAUGUACAAUGGUAUUGUAGUUAUACAUGCCAUUUUGUCCUAUGCCCCUAUGGUUUCAAGUGAAGGAUGCAGAAUGCCUUGGCUAUCAACAAUCCCACUUUGCUAUUGCUCUACUAGAUUCCUAUCAAAACAAAGCUGUCUCAUUGCACUAGCUGUCACACAGUCCCAAUGCUGUUUUAGUGAUAACCAAGUUAAAUCUUCACAUUCAAAAAGCAACCUUCAAUAAUCUUGCAAACUUACUUCAUGUGAAAGUGGCAGUCAGAGUGCACAUUGUUUUAGUACAUCUAAAGAGAAAAUGCAAUGGUUCUUUGCUACAUUAAAUGAAGAUGAGUUCAUUGUUUUAUUUAAAGGACCACUAUAGUGCCAGGAAAACAAACUUGUUUUUCUGGCUCAAAGGGUCUUUAGGUACCCCCCCCCCAACCCUCAGGGUCCCACUCCCGCUGGGCUGAAGGGGAUUGUCUGUUUGUACAUCUCUCCAUAAUAGUGCGUGUCAGUUAGCAGGAUCAGCAUUAACUCUGUUGCAAAAGAUCAUGCCAAAUUGCACACAUGUUCAAGAAAGUUAUUAAACUGGAAUUUUGUUUUCUGUACCCCCCUCCCCCCACAACCACACACACACACACACACACACCAUUUCUUUUUGUCUGAAAAAUAAUUUUAAAAAAUUCAAAUCGAAAAAACAAACAAAAAAAAUGGAAUUUUGUGACAAGAUCCCUGUGUAAAAUAGCCAUUUCUAAGUCUUAUCAUUAACUGACAUGCUUUAAUCCUGUAAUAUAAACCAUUCUUUCUGGCUGUUUUUAAUAUACUGCACAUAAUUGCUAUGUACUGUGAAAUACAACAUGAACAAUCAAAUAUAGCAGUCUGAACAUUGAAAUAUGGCAUUUUUGUUUUUACUAAAUGGUAGAGAGGUAUUUGCAUAAUUGAAUAAAAGUAAUAAAACCAUGGUUAACAUAAGUAGUUUUGCUUAUAAAUGUACUCUGGAUCCAGGUAGCUGUAAUAGCCUUUGGUUCUGUCGCAUGUGCAUUAAGUAAUAUUUCUGCAAAAGAGGAUAAGAUCCAUUUAUCUUAUCUUUAUCAAUGGUCUUUUACUAUAGUUUCACAAUCUAAGUGCUCUUUAUUCAUUGGCCAUGUGUGGAAACUUGUAUUGUCCUCCUUUUUCAUAUCGAAUAUAAUUUUUAUUCAAGGGUACAGUAGUACCCAAUAAUAUGUUCAGAUUUUUCCAUCGUUGGAAAAAUGUGGCAUGUUUUAUUGUCUGUAUUGGUCCUUAAAUCAGUCCAGUUGUUUGCUGUAAAGAAUAUUAUGUGUUUGUCUUAGGAGCCCCAUGAAGCCCUAAAUCCAGUACUGGUCAUGUGUUUAUAAAAUGCACAGAUUCCUUGUGCUAGCAAACAGUUAGGUCCCAGAGAUGGUGGGUCUAGUACACUAAAUGUCAAGAUGCCUUUUCUCUGCAAUGUGCAGCCAAAGAGCCUUACAAGACCCACUCGCUGGCUCACAUAUGCCUAUGAUAAACUCAUGGCAUCCUGCCCUAAGCAGUGGCGACAUAAGCUUAAGGUGGCCCAGUGCUUUAUGAGGGUCCUGCCUAUUCUGCCCAAAUAUACUGUUGGGGAGGGGGCAGCGAGGGAGCUUGGUUCUCCCACGAUUUGUUCCAUAGCUCUCUCUCUCUUUCCUUAUACUGAUGCGGGUAGCCGGUAUGUGACAUCACCCUAGUGUUGGCAUCACUACAAGAGUGUAUGGGCGCUAUGCAGGAAGAGCACGGUGAACCUAGCAGCCACUCGCCACCAGGGAGGAGAUCCAUUCUAGCCCUUCCAAGCAAAAGUAAAAUAACCAAAUAAAAUGUGUGUAUGUGUGAGUCUGAAUGUGUGUAUGUAUGUAUGUACGCUUGAAAACGUGUGUGUUAAGUAGAUUUUGUAUAUUUAGGUAUGGUAAGCACUAUGAUCUUUUGAUCACAUUUGUAGAUCACAGCACGGCUGUUCGCUGAAACAAAAAUCUUUUCACAUUAUUCUUAUUUUGUUUUGCUUUAAUUUUUAAUUUUUCCUAUUUAUUUUCAUGAUUGACAUAUCGGCUUUGUAUUUUCCAUGUAGGAUCUGGGCUCACUUAUAUCUUUUAUGAGGUUUAACUGUUUAGUAAAUAGCUACCUUAUUUCAAAUCCUUAAAUAUGGCAAUCCCAAAUAGGAAUAGCAAAUUAGGGAAUUGUGUACUAAACAGCUAAAAGAUCACAUUUAGGAAAAUUGCUUUUCUUAAUUUUGAUCUUUCAGUUCUUUAUUAGAUUGCCCACUAAUUUGAAAGCCCUAAAUACAGAUCAUAUAAGGAUACCAAAGCAGGAAGCCAUCUGCUGUUAUUAUAUACAUUUUCUUGCUGUAUAGUUGAAGGUGAUCCUCCAUCUAUUUAUAGCAUUGAUGUAUUUUAGAUUUGUGCUGCCCUAGGCGUUACAAAACUCGAGCCCCCCCAUGUCAUUUUGCCCCCCCUUUCCUGUCAAGGGCACACCUCUUCAUGUUUAACACGAGCAUGCAGUUUGAUAGACACCCACUGACAUGCACACACUCUCAGAUACACAUACAAUGACUUACAUUCACUGACAGACACACACACUCACUGACACACACAUUCACUAACAGAUGCACACUCACAGGCAUACUCUGACAGACACACUCACUAACAGAUACACACUCACAGACAUACACUGACAGACACACACACAUUCACUAACAGGCACACACACAUUCACUAACAAGCACACACUGACAGACACACACACACAUUCACUAACAGGCACACACUGACAGAUGCACACACGCACUCACAGGCACACACUGACAGACGCACACAUUCACUUACAGACACACUGACAGGCACACUCACUCACUAACAGACACACACAUACACUCACUAAUAGAUACACACUCACUCAAAGACAUACACUGACAGACACACACACACUUUCACAGACACAAACACAUUCACUCACAGACACAUACUGACCGACACACACACAUUCAGUCACUCACAGACACAUACUGACAGACAGACACACACACAUUCACUCACUCACAGACACAUACUGACAGACUCACACACAUUCACGCACUGACACUGACUCUUCCCUGGGGUCCAGUGGGGUUGGCUGCUGCUGGGCAGGCACAGGCUGGUGGUCAAUCAGCAAAUGCAAGAGGCGAGGGAGCUGUGAUCUUCCUGCUCAGCUCCCUCGCGCCGCUUAGUGAUGCUGGGAGCCGGAGUGACGUCAUAUUCCGGCUCCCGGAAUCACUGUGGUGAACGCUCCCUCGCCACCAACCCAUAAUCUUAGCAGCUGAAUGCCUCAAGGGGAUCCUGAGCUGGCCAAGAGGCUAACAAGGCAUUUGCCAGGGCACUUGUGGGUUGGGGGGGAGGCGGCAUUUUUUGCCGCACCCCCUUAAAGUGCCGCCCAAGGCAAAUGUCCUGUUAGCCUCAUUAAAGAUACAGCACUGAUUUAUAGGCAUGGCAUUCAGCCUUCAUGCGGAAAAAGGUCUGUUAAGGUCAAGAUUUGAUAAAGUUCCAAGCUAAGAACUGAAAUGUCGAUUUGUUGUUUGCAACGUUGCUAAAUGCUGUUACAAUAAAGAAAGCUGAUCAUUUUUUUGCAGUAAAUUUCCGUGUGUGCUCUCCUUUUAUUUUUCUAUGUUUUUAGCACCAGGGCAAGUUUGUAAAGUAGAUCUUGAGUGUAGGGCUCCUGGUUUAUAAAUUCAUGAAAACACCUUUUUUUGCUCACCUAAUAAAUGUAUCAUUUUACAUUUUAAUACUGAUGGUAAACCACACCAUUGAUGUUUGAACAUGUGACGCUGGCACAGAUGGUAUCUUUGUCCAUAACAUAGCCUGUGUUUUAGCUGAUACCGGUUAUUGCUAUUCACAGCCACUGUGAUAAAAGACCCCAGCUAUGUUUUCCAUUCAUCCUAAAAACACGUUCAGUGCACAGCUCCAAAGCCUUAUCCAAAAGCAUGAAAACACCUGAAGCCAUCUUUUUACAUGAACAUAUAAUAAUUUUAGCUGUAAUUAACCUUACCUCAUCUACCCAUGAGGCUUCCAUCUUUUCUCAUCUCCUGCCAGUCUCACAUGCAUGGAGCUGCAUCAUUAGUUACAUUUUUUUCACUCAUAACACUUAGCUGUAGUCAUCAGUCAAUUAAAAGUACAGUUAAAAAAAAUCUAUGUCAGAAAGAUUUUUAAACUAUCAGACAUCUACCUGGAAAAUAAAAUUCUGAUGAGCAUGUAACACUAGCAGUCUUGAAUUUUGUUGACGAUUAGCUCCCAUAAUUCUACUGUACUUCUUCCCAGGGUUGGCCCUCAGGAAGAGAUAUUUGAAGGCAUAUGUAGGAGGGGGCACUGCUUUUUAGUUUUAUCUUCAGAGGAUGGUUCAAGGACAAUCUAAUAAUAUCAUAUGAAAUAUAGGGUGUACAAUGGUUGUUAAAAACAUUUUUUUUAAAAGGAGAAACGUCCAGGUCUAUUUAAUGUUAACCUGUCUUGACUUCUCUUUAACUGAAACCACCCACAAGCAAUGCAUAUAUCAGUAUCAUGGAAAUAAAUGAUACAUUUCAUAAAAAGUUUCAAAUGUAGACUUUACAUACCUUCAUUUCAGACACGUUGGGUGGUUAUUACACCUUUGUAGAACCCACCUUUGUCCCACUCACAUUCUGAUUUGAUUGGCUCUGCUCGUUGAACUUGAUCUAGGAUGCUGCAGGCAGCAUAAUCACAGAAGUAAGGUGUAAUGAUUAUUGUGCAUAACACUCCCUUUUAAUAAUUAAACAGUUCAGCUUUUACAGAACCUUUCUAAGAUGGUGGAACUUGAACAGCAUGUGCAAUGCAGUGUCCACACAUUGUACAAAUAUUUGCACGGACCAGACAAAUUUCAGUUAACUAACAUUACUGAGAUUUAGUCAACUAAAACUAGACUAAACCUAAAACAAUUCAGAUGACUAGAAUGUGACUAAAACUAAAAUGGCUCUUUAGUCAAAAGACUAAGACUAAAACUAAAUUGAAAUUUGCCGCCAAAAUUAAAUAACAUUGGCACGGACGGAGGAGGAAUACUUAAACAAAAACCAUAAAUUGUGCUUGGAGUGCCCCUUUAAUUAUUACUCUGGCUCAUUUUCGUUCUGUGUGCUAUGCCAAUUAAGAUGGAAGAAAAACAUGCAAAAAAGCAUGCCAUACAGGCAGUGAUUUUGCUCAACAAGGAGCACAAUGUCAGCCUGUAUAAAGAAUAUACAUGGCUUUUUCUUAAAAGUACUUGACUUGGUGACUUUAGUGGAAAUGAAUGCUUGAAAAAUACAGGCAUUAGUAAUUCAUUGCAUUGUAUUAUUUAGCAUUGUACAAAAACAACGUGUAUUUUAGUGAAUUUAUAAAUAUUUCCACACAAAUUAUUUAUAAGUAAUAUAAUGGUGUUGCAUGGAACUAUGAUGAAGACAGAAUGAUUACUUUUUUUCUUUUAUUUUUUUAUUUCAUUGGAGUGGCAUGAAAGCCAGAGCAACACAAAUAUGCUGCUCAGGAAGACAUGAUAUUUGCAUAAAUGAAUUACACGCUUACCGAACCAUGUAGCCAGAGAAAGUACAUGCCCUGGAGAUUCUUGCCAUGAUCCUCUUUCCAAACAAUUUCUAUUUUAUCUUCAGUCAACUAUGCAUUCCCAUUUCCAUUCUUGCCAGUGUUACUGGCAGCCACAUGUUAUGCUCAAGGAUCAAGGACUGUUUGUGCCACCUUCAAGACUUGUAGUUGUUAUAUUACUAGGUAGUGAUAUUUAUUUCGUAUUCAAUACAGCUCCAAGAUGCCAUUUUGUUGUAGGGAGGAAUGAAUGGUAAAUAGAUCUGCUUAUUAACAGUGUUAUACACAUAUUUAUAAAAUAUUGGGUGUUCCUCUUGUGUAAUACAUAGAAAAAUGAAUAAACAACAUUGGAUGGAUAUUUUGCAUAUAUUGCUGGGUCUCUGGGGCAGGAGCCCAAAUAUCCAGCACCAGAACAAACAAGAUAGUGACAGAUUUGGACUGAUUGGCUGAGACUGUCAGCUAACACUCUCUGAAUUCCUGGAGCAAUAAAAGUAAAAUUAGAUGUGUUCCAUAACUCUUACACAUAUAUUGCAUGUACAAAUAUCUUUUUAUAAAAGUUGACAUUUAUGGUGAAACAUAACAUGUCCUCAGUUGCAAGCUUUUUUCCUUAUUGUCUGUCACUUACUGUGUAUAAUUAUGUGAAACGUUGUUACAGACUUGCAUCUAGACUGCAUCUAGGUCAAAUUAACAAUCACUCUUUUUUUGUUGACAUCUAGAGAGAACAUUUAUUGUCCAGUCCCGCCAACCAGAAUUUUUUUUUUUUAACUAUCUUGAUUACAAUUAGCAUCUCCUGGGAAGAGAUCUACUAAUCGUAAUACUUCCUCUACAUUACAUUAACAACUUGCAAACCAAAGAGGAUAACAAAACAGUAAAAAUUGCUUGAUCUUUUUUUUUUUUUUACAUAAAUUUCUAAUCAGUAACCAAUCAGCAAUACUAUUGUGCUAUUCCACAAUUCACAUUUUUCUUCCUUCUUUUCUGUAUUUGAUUUGGUCUUCUUAUUGAACUAAGUUGUUUUCUAUCCUCUAUGGAAUAGUGGUACUGAAAAUAUUGACAGUGGAAAUCAGGGAAACUUACAAGAAUGAAAGUAAAUUGUACAAAGUUUGAUGAAAAGGUCAGGGGUACAAAUAUCAAACUUGUCUCCUAAGUUUCUUACCUGUUAUAGCUCACUAAAUUCUAUUUGGUUACCAGACUUUUCUUUAAUGUAUAAUAUCUUCUGCCUGAAUACUUGAAGACUUUGUUACUGUAUUACUGUUGCUUCUACUUGUCCUAGGAGACUGCUCUCCAGAUCAUCUAUCCUGUUUCUGAAGACGAGCUUCAUCAAAUUCCCCCUCGGCGGUCCUAUUCCUGUAGUUUCCGAGCACAACCUCAUGUUCAGUCAUUUCUCUUUUUCAGAACAAAAACUUCCCCUAUAAAACUGCUGAUAUCCUUGGUUUAUAGCAACAUUUUACUUACUUUACUUAAGAAAACGCUGUGUGUUUACUAUUAGUUGUGAAGUUUUUGUGGUAGGACAGAUACCAUUUCAAUACAUAUUAAUAUAAUGUCAUGGGGACAUUAGAAUCGAUUCAUAUCAAAAGAAUAUAUUAUACAGCUUUAUUUAAAAAACAAAUAUCCUAAAACACAGCUGAUGUUCCUCUUUGACAGUGCUGUAUUCUCAGAUCUGGCUAUCUUUUUUAUUGGUGGUAUGGCAGUUUUGUUUACUAAAUAAAUUAAAGGACCACUCUAGGCACCCAGACCACUUCAGCUUAAUGAAGUGGUCUGGGUGCCAGUUCCAGCUAGGCUUAACCCAUUCUUUUAUAAACAUAGCAGUUUCAGAGAAACUGCUAUGUUUAUGAAUGGGUUAAGCCUUCCCCCAAUUCCUCUAGUGGCUGUCUCAUUGACAGCCGCUAGAGGCGCAUUCGUGCUUCUCACUGUGAAAAUCACAGGGAGAGCACGCAAGCGUCCAUAGGAAAGCAUUGAUAAUGCUUUCCUAUGUGACCGGCUGAAUGCGCGUGCAGCUCUUGCCGCGUGUGCGCAUUCAGCCACAUGGGAGUAGAAGAGGAGGAUCGGAGGAGGAGAGCUCCCCGCCCAGCUCUGGAAAAAGGUAAGAUUUUACCCCUUUCCCCCUUCCAGAGCCGGGCGGGAGGGGGACCCUGAGGGUGGGGGCACCCUCAGGGCACUAUAGUGCCAGGAAACCAGUAUGUUUUCCUGGCACUAUAGUGGUCCUUUAAGCAUUAAGACCUGUUUAACAUGUACAGUAUAAGUCAAGACUUCUAUUUCUUAGCUUUGUAAAUGUAACUGUAACUCCAAGCAUUACAAUCCGUUUUCCUGGCACUGCAGGUCCCCUCUCCCUCCCACCCCCCCCAAUCCCCGGUUACUGAAGGGGUGAAAACCCCUUUAGUAACUUACCAGAUGCAGCGACAUGUCCCACGUCGCUGCUUCUUCCUUCGCCGCGCUCCUCCUCUAUAUUACGUCGGCAGGUGGGGGCGAGACUGAUCCCGCCCACCAGCCGGGGAGACCUAAUGCGCAUUAGAGCUCCCCAUAGGAAAGCAUUGAAAAUGCUUUUCAAUGCUUUCCUAUGGGGAAUUGAGCGACGCUGGAGGUCCUCACACAGCGUGAGGACGUCCAGCGACGCUCUAGCACAGGUUUUCUGUGCUAUGAAACAGGAAAUGUAGUAGACAGCCACUAGAGGUGGAGUUAACCCUGCAAGGUAAUUAUUGCAGUUUAUAAAAAAACUGCAAUAAUUACACUUGCAGGAUUAAGAGUAGUGGGAGUUGGCAUCCAGACCACUCCAAUGGGCAGAAGUGGUCUGGGUGCCUGGAGUGUCCCUUUAAGGUGUUCCUUAAUUCAUGAAAGCUGUUACACUUCCUACUGAUCUCUGAUUGGAUGUUCAAAACUACCACAAUCGUAACGUUGUUUGAACCUGCAGGGAACUUGCCAUAAAUGGUAGCGCAGCAAAUUCUGUAGCGCUGUACAAUGGUCGGCAGGAAACCAAAAACUGGUUGACAUCAUGCCAUUACUGCUUAUAUCUAUUUUGUGACAAAUAAAGUAGGCUUGGGGUACCUUUAAUAACCUCCAUUAAUUGUUUAUUAACCUUAUAUGUCAAUGGAGGUACACAGCAGGGUCAGUUAAUUAUAGUGAACCAGUUCCCUCGAGUGAAGUCCCUCCAGUUUUUCUUAAACUGAGUUCAAGUUGUUUCACAACGAAUGGGGGAUUUCCAGACACCCUAAAGUUACAGCUUCUGCUUUCCAAAUUAUAAUUAGCAGCUAUGCAAUUAAUGGAACUAGCCUAAUUUGACUACUAGUACCGUAUCCACUGCAUGUAGCUACACUGGUUAUAGUGCUUAGGAAAUCUCUUUAAAAUUCAUUUUUAUACAUUGUAAUUUAUUUGAUGCAAGAUAUAACUUUGUAUAAUGUGGUUGCUGUCCUGUACUCCCCUUUGUAUGCUGGCGUUGCCUAUUAAAUAGUGAGAUAAUUGACAUCAUGUCAACAUUUAAAUGAAUUCUGUUUGCUACUGUUUCUCCAUUCUAUAUGGCUAAUGGAAUAUAGGUGUCAAAAACACCUUAAAAGGGGUAUACAUAUAAGCAUUACUUGUGCUUUUACUAGUGGGACAUUUUCCAGAUGGGAUGCUAAAGUCAACACAAAUCAUUCCACAGGCAAACGUUAGCACUUUUGACAAAAGUGAAUUCCCCUUAGUGCCAGCAGCAUUAGCUAGUCUAACUAAAGUUACACUAAGCAGGGACACCAGGUUCUCUAGGCCUGUCCAAAUGUCCGUUAUGUAUUUAAUAGAUGCAUAGCAGCUGUGGUUUUGGUUUAUAUUAAUGACAAAAUUUGUUCAACUCGAAGUGUACAGCAUGGCUUGUCAAUCCUAAGAAAACACAUCUCUUUUAUUUUAUGGGCUGUGUUUAUUUAAAGGGAUACUACAGACACAUACAUGAUAUGUAAUAAUGUUCACAUUGUUUUGUUUUUUUCUUUAUAUAUUAUUUAUUAUUUAUUAAAAUAAUGAUUAAUAGUAUCUACCUGCCACCUAGUCUCCAUCUCUAGAAUUUCCUUUUGUAGCUGCAUAUAUAUAAAAGCCUCAAAAUAUAUCUGUACAACAUAAUGUAUAAAGUAAUAUAAAGCACUUUGUGUAAGAGGUCACACAGCUGCUGUGUUACCAUAAUACCUUUAGUUGUGAAUGAAGCUACAUGGAAGAUAGUAAAAGCUGAGACGUCCCUGCUACAGUUAGCUUAAAGGAAAUCUCUAAAGUAAAAAAAAAAAAUAUAUAUAUAUAUUAAUAUUUAACUUUAGAGUGCCUGCCACCAUGUUUAAAAAAUUGUAAUAAAAUUCACCUAUAAUCCCGUGCCUGGUCAAUCUCCUCGGUGAAGCCUCUCUACUUUCAGUAAAGGCCUCAGUAAUGAUUACUUUAGUUAGAUGUAAUGCUUCUCAUAGAAGAGCAUAAGAGACAUAUGGCACACAUGUGGCAAUUGUCAUACUUCCCCAAUCAGAUUCUUUUCUUUAGAAAAGGAUUGUAUCCUGUGUUUCAAUAUGAGCAGCACUGGAUGUGUUCGGCAUCAUGAUGUGCCAUACAAUCACCAAUUUUUUAAAGGUCUUAAGGAGGAAGAGCCUCUAGUGCAAGCAUGUUAAACUCGCGGCCCACAAUGAAUAUCUUUGCGGCUCAGCAAACCACGAGUUUGACAUGUUAAGGCAGAGUAGGCACCUGCUUUCCCCACAUUGCAGGUGCCUACUCUGCUAAAAUUUAUCUGGCCGGGGAGAGAGAGGAAGCUGGCGGCGCGCCCUCUGUAGUCAUUCCAGCCCAGUAUCACUAAACUGCACAUGUGAGGGAGCAGUGAGAAGCAGGAGGGAGACCCCAGGGAGAGGCCCCACACCAGCUCCCAAAGAUAGGGAGCAAUAAAUAAAAUGAUUUGUGAGUGUGUGCAAGAAUGUGUAAAAUGUGUGUGUCUGUCAGUGUGUGUGUGUGUGUGUGUGUGUCUCUGUCUGUGUAUGUCUGCCAGUGAGUGUGUGUGUGUCUCUCAGUAAGUGAGUGUGUGUGUAUGUCUAUCAGCGAGUGUGUCUGUGAGUGAGUGUAUGUGUGUGUGUGUCUCUGUCUGUCAGUGAGUGUGUAUGUCUGUGUCUGUCAAUGAGUCUGUGUGUCUGUCACACAUGUCAUGUGUCCUUAAGGGGUUAAACCAUGUUUAUUUGGCCCAUGCUAGCCUUUGAGUUUGACAUGCUUGCUCUAGUGGAUGUCAGUUCCCACUUGCUUCAAUGUUGUGUGAGCAGGGCUAAAUUCCUACUCAUACCAGAGCGACCCAGUUAUUAGCACUACCUGGUGCUACCCUCUAUCUGCUGGGACCACAAUUAGUGGCUCCAGACUGACCGAUGAACUUUAUGCAUUUUAAAUGCUCUGCUUGACGUGGUCUGUGUGCCUAUAGUGUCCCUUUAAUUAAUGUUUACGAAAACACAGAAGCCUACACAGGAGGCUGCUGCAGCUUCCAUCAGUCAAUUAACAGAAUCUGAGCAAAAUUUUGCUUAAAAAGAAAUGACUUCAAAGAACACUAUAGUGUCAGGAAUCCAAACAAGUAUUCCUGACAGUAUAGUUCUAAAACCACUGUUAACGUGUCUCCUCCUCCCACCACCUUUGAAAAGGUGGUUUUAUGGUUUGUCUCACUUUAUUUCCAGCACCACACCGGUCUCGUCGUGCCUGGCCCUGACCUGCUCCACCUCCUUGGCUGAGAUCAUUAAAUUUGCCGAUCUCAACCAAUUUGGGAGGCUAUUGCGCAUGUGCAGCAAAACACAAUGCUGCACCAAUCAGCAUCUCCUCAUAGAGAUGCACUGAAUCAAUGCAUCUCUAUGGGUAGCGUUCAGCGCCCACAGCUUUAUUUUAAUUUUAUUUUUUGCUGAUUGGCCGGUCUUCCUUACAUUGUUUCACACUGUUAGCAAAUGGGUUUUUUUUUUUGGUCUUUGUCAUCCAGAUAACAAGACAUACUGAUCACAUUAGGAUUUUCUAUGAGUCCAUGCCUUUUAUGUCCAUCAUAAAAUGAGGCAGACAUAUGUUAAUCACUAUACUAUGUCAAGUAAAAAAUAAUUAUAAUUUUUCCUCUUUGUACAAGUAUGCAAAAUGUUUUUAAAUUGUCUAUUUGUAGUUAUUAAUGUGGAGUAAAAAGCUAAGAUGAUGUCAUUUCCAAAUCUAGUAGUAUUAAAUACAGAUGUAGGCUUGGUCUUUUGGCAGUUUGUUUGCUGUCUGUAUAUUUUGUGUUUGUUAUUCAUGCAAGAUGUGUUUAUUCUUGCAGUGAACACUAAUGUGGUAUUUAAUUCUGUUUUCCAUCAACCAGUUAAAGGUAAAUAACUAAAAGGAAUAGCUAUAGACAAUCUCAAUUUGUCAUGCAUCACGUUCUACUGUGUUUAAAGAAGCAUUCUAAGUACCAGUACCACUGCAGCUCAUUCUAGUGAGUAGGGUGCUUGGAGUGCCUCUUUAACCCCUUAAUGACACAUGACAUGUGUGACAUGUCAUGAUUCCCUUUUAUUCCAGAAGUUUGGUCCUUAAGGGGUUAAAGUGGACAUUUUAUAUUGACUUUAAACAUAUAGCUAUAACAGAGCUAGCUACUUAGAAAUCAUAUCUUACAGUGCGAACAGAGCAAGCAUCCAUAAUACCAUAUGAUAAGUUAGUGACACAGAUUCAGAGUGCCUACAUCAUAAAAUAGGGCACAGCUAAACUCUAUAGAGCAUUUCUCACGCCAAGUAUUAAGGAAUACUUAAAACUCUAUAAUACAGUUUCCAUGAUGCUUUGUCAUUCUAAAGGCAUGUAAAGCACAAUGGGGGUUGUAGUUCUACAACAUCCGGGGAUCUACCUUUUGGGCACCCAUGUUCCAUAACUACGACAGCUCUUUGUAGUAGUUAUGGUGGCAGAAGAAGCUGGUGCCCCACCAUCACCAUGUAAGUUGUCAAGUAAGUGGUUGACUUCUUACCAGAAGUCUGCUGGAUGCCCCGUCUGCCUACUCUCAGCUGGAAUCUCACAGUGCUGCAGGUGCAGGGCUUAGCUGAUUGGCUAAGGGUGAUCAGCUGGCACUCUCAGCCAAUGAGCUGGUGACAUAGCAUAGGAGAGCUAGCAGGAAGCGAGUAGAGGACGCGAGGAGUGGUCCCCCAGUUAGAAGUCAUUAAACCAUUCCUAAAAUAACUACUUAUACUGGGUGAGCACCAGGGCACUCUUGGUUCCAUAACCACUACAUUUUGCUUACUUGGAGAGUUCUUUUAGGAGUAAUUCACAAAGCCACAGCCAGCUGGACAGUCAGUAAAAGACAAAACUUUGCGCAAGAACAUUUGACCUUGCAGCAAUGAAAGUUUUUUUUUUUUUUUUUACUUAUGUCUUAUGUCAAAUUAUAUUUAUUUCAGCAAGCACACUUUACAUUUAUACCUGUGAUGGCACCGUAACAAGUAGCUAAAAAGUAAUUACCUUGUAGUAAACAAGCAUUAAGUUGGGGUCAUUUGGAAAAAAUUAUGUUUCAUCGUUAUUUCAGAUCAGUUCAGUGAUAUGCUUGUAACAUUAGGUGCAUAGUAAUUUCACAAAAUAACCUCCAAAAUAUCACAAAUUACCUACUCAAUUUUUCUGAAUUACAAAAUUAAACAAUGUUGCUUGUUGAAUAACCCCAUUUGUGUGCUGAUUGACAUGAUAUAAAUGAAAAUUGCCUUACUGCAGCUGAACACUGAGCGUAAUACAAAAACACAGCGAACGAAAUUGUGUUGCUCAUAGAAUGCAGCUUUACAUAGCGCAUACUGUUUGGCUUCCCAUGCAGUGAUAACUAAAAGAUCUCAUGCUUUUAUUUGCCUGUGCUUUCACUGCAGUAUCGGUAAAGAAAUAAAUGUCAGUGAUCUGCAAACGUCAUGAAAAAAGAGGUGCAGAAAGCCCUCUUGUGAGGCAGUAGAGGGAUGCAGAUGCAUUCGACUGAUCCUUACGUGGUUGAGGCGAAGACUGCAAAGGAAAUUCCGCUUCCAUCAGUAUGGAUCCACUGUUGUUUUUGCACAUUACUGCUGCUGUAUACCAGUGUCAAUCAUAAUUACACCACCAGUGCAGAGAAGCCAGAUUUCGAGCUCUAGCAUUUGAUUGGUUGCUGUAUUCUGGGAGGGAUAGGAAGGAAGGGCUGCAGCAUUCUGUCGACACUGUUGAAGACAUCUCUCUGCUUCAUCAUCUGAUGGGAAAAUCCCCAGGAAGGGCAAAAGCAUUCCUGAGUGUGCCAAAAAAUAGAGGGAUGAGAGAAGUUGUUAUUCUUCUGCAAAAUAUUGUUUAGUAAUGCAUUAGCAAAGAUGGUGCAGUGCUUGGAAGAGCAGGGAAUGCACAGCAAGGAGAAAUAGCAAGAACUGAAGAAGGUAAGAGGAUUGUAUUGCCCCUGAAUGCAAGAAGAGUUUGCUGCAGUCUGCUGCAUACAGUGUGCUGCUUAUAGAAGUCAAGAUGUAUGCUAGUGCAGAGGCGAGACCAAAUGUCAGGACGUGUUACCAACACCAACAUAACAGGUUUUAAUCAUUGUUGAUUAUAUUAAUUUUGUUUCCCAUAGUGAUUCUUCUAUUAAAGCUGAUUCGAACUGCUUUCAAAAUACAUCGUCGCUGUGUUCGGUAAACACUUCUGUGCUCAGAUCAAGAGCAGAAUAGAAAUUGAUACUGCAAUCCCUUUCAUUUCUAUGUUUUACUUGGGAAACUUAAGAUUUCCCUUUAUAGAGGAUUGCAAUAAAUUUGUGGACAUUAAGUGCUAUUUGCUUUAAAAACACACGCACGUAAAGGCAUACAUAUUGUUCCUGUCUUCUAUCACAUUCUUUAUUAGCACCAUAUGUGCUAUUUUUCUCCACUGAUUUGUAGUGUACAAGUUGUGUAUUUAGCUGAAUUUCCUUACAUACUAACUGAAUAUUUGAUUAGGUUAGAUACGAAUGCUCACUGCAAUUAUGCCAUGUUUGUGCAAUAUUAAUAAGAACACACCAUCAUGGUGGUGUUGGGGUUUAAAGAAUGUCAUUUACUGUUUAACUUUCCUGCUUUUUUGUCCCUGUACCAUCUGUUUAUCAGCUACAAAUUCUCUUAAAUCUGAAAGAAAUAACUACAAUGCAUGGAGUCUGACUAGAAAAAGAGUACAAUAUAAAUUAUUAUUCUGCCUCUAUUCAGUAUAUUAAUAUUAAGUGAAGAAUAUUUAUAUAAAAUAUGACAUAUCUCUAGCAAAGGUCACAUUAACCGCAGAAGAUUGUGUUUCAGUCGUGCAGUCUGGCUAGGCCUCAAGAGGUAGAGAUGCCCAUUGGAUUCUGUAGUUGCUAUGCACUGAUGCUGGAAAGGACACAACUUAAAAUCUUGUGUUUUAUGAGGUAACAUAUAUAAAUGGGAGUUGGAACGAGAACCUGACUGUUCUCAAACAUAUGUAUCUUCAUUAACGUGAAUAUUAACAUGUCUUGAUUUACACAAACAUCUUUACAAGUUUACGUGUGUUGUUACACCUAUAUAUUUUACAUGUUCAUUUACAUAACAAAACUCGAUAACUGUACUUGUAUUAAACCUUCUUUUCUGUAAACUGCAGACAGACUGCAGACCCUAGCAGGUGACUUUAUAAUGGACAGAGUAGAGGACUGCAGCACUUUAUGCAGCUUAAAGGGACACUCCGAGGUCUGUUACCACUUAUUCCUACUUCAUAGUUUUCUUUUUUUUACUGCAGUGAUUUUAAAUAUAGAAAUUGUAGCCAAGGUUUGUGUGAGUGCUGUCAUAAAGGAAUGCAUGAAGUGUACACUGACAUAUUUAUUUUACCAUGGUUUAAUCUUGGUUAACCUAGUCUACAUAUUUAUUUUUAUGGAGAUCUUUCCAGGUUUAUGUGUAGUGGCCAAACCUUUCAGCUAAUCUCAAUUUAAGUGAUACAUAUUUCAGCAUUUUACUGUUAUACAAAUUUUUAGGACAUUCUACUUUACUGUUUACCCUCAGGAUUGUUUUAGUAAUCAUUCAUGAUAUAUAUUGUAAUGGUGUUCAAAAUACUAUUUUUAAAUGUCAUUUAAAUCUUACUAUUAAAGGAAGACUAUAGGCUCCCAGACAACUACAUCUCAUUGAAGGGCUGUGGGUGCAGUGUCCCUGUACCUAACCCUGCAAGUGAAGACAUUGCAGUUUCAGGGACUAUGGGAGAAAGCCACUAGAGGCACUUGUUUAACUCAGUGAAACGACGCUGGACGUCCUCAUGCUUUGCAGCAUCUUAAAAAUACUCAUAGGAAAGCAUUGAUUUAAUGUUUUCCUAAAUGGAAGACCUAACACGCACGUGGCACUUGCCUCGCAUGUGUAUUAGGUACCCCCCAUUGCUCACGUCAGAGGAGGCGGAGAGCGUUUCAGCACGGGGGACCUUAGCGCUGGAAUCAGGUAAGUGAAAAAAGGGUCAGAGGGACACUAAAGCGUUAGGAAUACUGUUUUUUACACUAUAGUUCCUUUGAUACACCCUAACAUGCAAACAUGUAAAUAUGGCUAUGUAUAUAGCCAUAGUUACCUGUAUGCACGUAUACCGCAAACACAGAUUAAAAGGAAUCCAUGUUUAACCCCUUAAGGACACAUGACAUGUGUGACAUGUCAUGAUUCCCUUUUAUUUCAGAAGUUUGGUCCUUAAGGGGUUAAGAUGGAAUGAGGCAAAAAUUUGAUGCUUUGUUAAACUAAUUUGCAUAUGCCCACCCAGAAUGCUUUGCGGUAGUAACAUCACUGCAGAUUUGGGAUUUCUGUGGGAAAAGCAAGUCUUAUGGCUUGACUGGUGUGCAGAUUUUUGUUUAACAUUGUAUUAACUAUCACAUAUAUAUAUAUAUAUAUAUAUAUAUAUAUGUGUGUAUAUGUAUAUAUGUAUAUGUGUAUAUGAAUAUGUGUAUAUGAAUAUGUGUAUACGUAUAUGUGUGUGUAUGUGUAUAUAUAUAUAUAUAUAUAUAUAUAUAUAUAUAUGUAAAUCGCUGCAAGAAUCCUGUAUUUAUCGGAAGUCUGUCAAUUUAUGGGCUUUAUACAGCCUGAUAACAAAAUCUUAUAUUCCAGUUGUGUACUUAAUAAAUACUACAUAUAGAUUUUUACUUUCAAUACAUGCCAGUUCAACUCACAGCAGGACACAGAGAUGUAAAUUAGUUUCAGUUUGGUUAUUUAUAGAAUGCAUUAAACAACGCCACCCAAAAAAUAAUAAUUAAAAAGCUAAAAACAUUAACAUACCGUCAAAGUGUCCCUCAGUGCACUGCUUAGUGAGACUGUCUGCAGGAACAUCUCGUUUUGGUGUAUGGGAACUUAUCUUAUGCCAUAAAUCACAGUCCAGCAGAUGUUUUAUUGCAUAACUACUUGUUUCUCAACCUUUGGUAACUUCUGGAGUAUGAGUACCAAAGGCAGGAUGCAUGCAAAGAGGUGGACAACUGGCCACCUUAGCUCCCCCCAGGAAGCUUGGUGGAGAAUGGCGGCAAUAAGGGAGCUGUACCCUUCCUGAUCUAGUAGCACUGCUCCCUUGCGCACCCUGUGGUGAUGCCGGUUUAUGACUACAUCACUAAACAGCUUGCGAGCUAGCAGUGCUGGAAAAGCACAAAGAGUACACUAGCCCCACACUGUACCCCAGAGAAAAGAUCCCCACUGACCACCAGAAAGGAUCCCCUCCAGCUCUCCCAAAGGAGUGUCUGUCAGUAAGUGUGUGUGCCAUAUCAGUGAGAGUGUAUGUGUGUCAGUGCACUUUGGGUAUAAAUGUGUGUGUCAGUGCACUUUGGGUAUAAAUGUGUGUGUCAGUGUCCUCUGGGUGUAAAUGUGUUUGUCGGUGUCCUCUGUAUGCAUCUGAAAUAUUUGUUACACCCAGGGGACACUGACAUACACAAACAGAUGUAAUUUACCUUAAAUAAUUGUAUCUCAAUCUCUAAAUUGAACUUUAAUCACAUACAGGGGGCUCUUGCAGGGUCUAGCAAGCUAUUAACAUAGCAGGGGAUAAGAAAAACUUAAUUAAACAGAACUUGCAGUAAAGAAAGCCUAAAUAGGGCUCUCUUUACAGGAAGUGUUUAUGGAAGGCUGUGCAAGUCACAUGCAGGGAGGCGUGACUAGGGUUCAUAAACAAAGGGAUUUAACUCCUAAAUGGCAGAGAAUUGAGCAGUGAGACUGUUCUAUACACCAAAACUGCUUCAUUAAGCUAAAGUUGUUCAGGUGACUAUCGUGUCCCUUUAACUACAUUUCUACUACAUUCUUGAGGCAGUGUUUUUUUUUUUUUUUUUUAGAAAUAGAGGGGGGGGGGAAGUUGAGAAACACUGGUAUAACUUAUGAGUAGUUAAUCCUCUACCAACAAUUUCAGUCAUCAUACAAUAGCUGCUGUGAUACAUUAUAUACAGACAUGUUCCCCUUUUAGUGAUUUACUAUUGGGAGAGUAUUGAUGUGGUUUACUUUUUAGGAGAGCCAUGGAUCAGGUAAGAGAAAGCCAUUCCUAUUGUGUAUAUUGUGUACACACUGUCGGGACCAAAUUGAAACAAGCAACCCAAAAACUGUUCUACUACCUGGCUAACUAGCGGGGUGCCCUAUAUUUCCAGCAGUUUUAACAAACCACUGUUGUAAGUUACUCUCAGAUUUGAGAUUGAGCUCAGGAUACUUUCUUAAUCCCUUAAGGACCAAACUUCUGGAAUAAAAGGGAAUCAUGACAUGUCACACAUGUCAUGUGUCCUUAAGGGGUUAAGACUGACCAUAUACGCCCUGCGAUCCUGCAUUGGCACCAUUACAGUACACAAAUGUGCAAGACACCAGAAGAGCAAUACCUAAGCCCACAUGCACUUAUAUGCCUUCUGAAAGAAGACCCCUAGAUAUAGAGGCCCAUGUCUGUAGAGGAUGCUUGAUGUCUCAGAAAACAGAUUGAAUUCAAAUCAUGGUCAGUGACUAGAAAAUUCAAAUAAGGAUAAAGGAGCGGUAAGAUUCAAUUCAAUUGUAGACUAAGGUUAAAAGAAAACACCAAGCGCGGUAGCCAUGCCAACUAACUAUUUUAGAACAGUUUGCCUUCUCACCUGUAAUUUGUUGGGCGCCAAUGCCAGCCACCAUUACUUCAGACAGUGAGCAAAAAGCUCUCUGUACUUCGCUAAGUACUCAUUGGCUGCGAGUGAUUAGGUGACGCAGUCAGCCAAUGAGGUAGCCCAAUACUAUAGGAUUUACCACAGAAGAGCAGAUUCUGCUUAGAAGCUUCUGGCUCUCUGCUGUUGGUAGUGGAGGCUGGAAAAAGUGCUCAGCAGACCCCAGGCUAGAAGCCUCCCACCUUGAGAGAGAGUUGAGAUGUGUAGUCUGCAACUUAAAGGACCACUAUAGUGCCAUGAAAACAUACUCGUUUUCCUGGCACUAUAGUGCCCUGAGGGUGCCCCCACCCUCAGGGUCCCACUCCCGCCAGGCUGGAUGGCAAGGAAAGGGGUUAAACUUACCUUUUUUCCAGCGCCGGACAGGGAGCUCUCCUCCUCCUCUCUGCCUCCGAUCCUCCUCUUCGGCUGAAUGCGCAUGCGCAGCAGGAGCUGCGCGCACAUUCAGCCUGUCUCAUAGGACAGCAUUCAUAAUGCUUUCCUAUGGAUGCUGGCGUCUUCUCACUGUGAUUUUCAAUGAGACAGCCACUAGAGGCUUUAGAGGCUGGAUUAACCCUAUUAUAAACAUAGCAGUUUCUCUGAAACUGCUAUGUUUAUUAAAAAAAAAAAGGGUUAAUCCUAGCUGGACCUGGCACCCAGACCACUUCAUUAAGCUGAAGUGUUCUGGGUGCCUAGAGUGGUCCUUUAACCUAGAACAAAACACAGCCAUGUUCAUUAAACAGUAUAACAGGAUGAAAGGAAAAGAAUUUCCUUACAGAAUGUAGCGCUUGUAUACUAAAUAAUAUGCUAUCACCUUUUAGUAAUUAGGCGAGAUAUGAUUUUUCCUCCUUUUUCAGGUGUCCAGUAAAUGGUUAAUCUACAAAAGACAAUCAUACAUAGUGCAGAUAGUAUAUAACUGUGCAAUUUUGUAUCUAUUCAUAUAUGGUGUUAUUCACUCACAAACAGAGAGCUGUGGACCCAGCUCUAGUUGAAAUCACUUUUGGGUCCGUCUAGGCGACCCACCCCUGUUUAGGAUAUAUGUCUUGUCCUACAGGAAAAUAGAUAAACCGGAGAUAGCAUAGUACAGUCUAUGUAAAUUAGAAUAAAAGUGUUGAUCCCAAGUGGGUACUUACAGACCAGGAGUCUAAAUUGACUCAGUUCUUGAAUUAUGUGCAGAUUAAGGGACUGCACUCCCAGAUGUAAAUGGAUAGAUGGAGAACCAAAUAAAAAGAGAAUUAAUUUAUUAACACAGUAUAUAAAAUACAAAUAAAAUCGGAACAAUGUCCAAAUAAAAAAGCCGGAACGCGUUUCACCACUCAAGCGUGGCUUCCUCAACCGGAUCGAUAUGCUGAAUGUCAAUCGGUUCCCCAUCUCCGUUUAUAUAUCCUCCUUAAUGGUUCCAUGUAAUACAGGUGUGUGUUUCCCACACACGUCGUUACCACUUGCAGGUAGGAUGUGUGUGGUCCACACCUCGUUCUGGUCGUCUGAUGCUGUCCUCGCCUCGUUUUGGUUUCCAUGCCUCCAAACUGUUUAACUAUUUGUUUUCUUAAGGUUCUCACCAUUGGGCUGAUUUUAUCCACAGCAUUCAAACGUCCGUCUUUGCAAUAAAAUUAGACAGCACAUAUUUAAACUGCACAAAUACAUUCCGAUUCAUAUUGGAGUCGGUCAGUUCGUUUGCAGAGCUUCGAAGUUCAUUCACGAUUUAUAAGUAUAUAACAGUAUAACAGGAUGUCCAUAAAUUGAUAGCAGCCCAUUCCAGCCAUUCUAUGUGAACUGCUUUUUAGGAAUACUGGAUAAUAUCAGUGUCCAUAGACCAGAAUAUCAUCCUAGUGUGGGAGGAGUCUUUAAACUAUAUUCAACUUCUACAAAGAUAAUAAUUUUAAAAAUAUUACUGUUAUAUUCAAAUUGAAUAUUAUUGGGCAGAAGGGUGAUUAUCUCUGUCUUUAUGGGAAGUGCAUAUUUUUUCUCUACCUUGACUAAGCAUUCCUGAAAUAUUAUAUACAAAUAGAAUGUCAUUUUGGGGCCUGUUUACUAGUAGUGCAUUCAUUUUUCUUCGAAGAAUCAACUGUGUUUCUGCCAAAUCUCAAUGAAUGGUUAGAUUUGAUGAUAUAUUUCAAAUGAUUAACAUAAUGUAUAGGCAGGUUUUAAAGUGCUGCAUGAAUGCAUAGAUAUUUUUGAUGACAAAGCCACGAAUAGAACAAAAUAUUCACAGCUGAAGUUAGCAUUUUUUUGUGCUAGGUUCAACCAUAUAAACUGUGAGUCCUGUGUAUUUUUUCUUAUACUAUAUAUAAAAGUUGGCACAUGGAGUAGACAAAUGAUAAACAGAACAAACCAGGUCAAGAUCACACAAAUUAGAACAUAUAUUAAACUUGUCAAAAAACACAUUCUUAGAGAUUUAUGACCCUUCCCAGGUUAUAUUUAAUGUAUGAGGGUAGGUAAAAGAUCUGCAAAACUGUAAGCAUGUGUAGAACACCAGGGGCCAUGCCAUUAGAGGGGCCCAUUAGAGGACUUAUGGGCCAUUCUAAUGUAUAUAACUGUGUAUAUAUUAAAAUAUAAACAGUGAGGGAAAUUGGGUCAUUGUCAUGCUGGAAUACCCAUCCACGACCCAUUUUCAGUGCCCUGGCUGAGGGAAGAAGGUUCUCACCCAAGAUUUGACAGUACAUGGCCCCGUCCAUCGUCCCUUUGAUGCGGUCCGGUCCACUUAGCAGAAAAACACCACCAAAGCAUAAUGUUUCCACCUCCAUGUUUGACGGUGGGGAUAGUGGUAUUGGGUCAAUAGGCAGCAUUCCUCCUUCUCCAAACACGGCGAGUUGAGUUGAUGCCAAAGAGCUCGAUUUUGGUCUCAUCUGACCACAACACUUUCACCCAGUUCUCCUCUGAAUCAUUGAGAUGUUCAUUGGCAAACUUCACACUGGCCUGUACAUGUGCUUUCUUGAGCAGGGGGACCUUGCGGGCGCUGCAGGAUUUCAGUCCCUUACGGUAUAGUGUGUUAUUAAUUGUUUUAUUCGUGACUAUGGUCCCAGCUGCCUUAAGAUCAUUAACAAGAUCCUCCCGUGUAGUUCUGGGCUGAUCCCUCAACGUUCUCAUGAUCAUCGAAACUCCACGAGGUAAGAUCUUGCAUGUAGCACCAGACCAAGGGACACUGACAGUUAUUUUGUGUUUCUUCCAUUUGCGAAUAAUAACACCAGCUGUUGUCACCUUCUCACCAAGCUGCUUGGUGAUGGUCUUGUAGCCCAUUCCAGCCUUGUGUAGGUGUACAAUCUUGUCCCUGACAUCCUUGGACAGCUCUUUGGUCUUAGCCAUGGUGGAGAGUUUGGAAUCUGAUUGAUUGAUUGCUUCUGUGGACAAGUGUCUUUUAUACAGGUAACAAGCUGAGAUUAGGAGCACUCCUAAUCCUUUAAAAGAGGUGCCCAGGUCAUCUCCUGGCUUGCUGCAUCCACACUAUAUUUAUAGAAGUGACCUCUAGUGGGCCACUCUAAUGGCAUGACCCCUGGUGUUCUACACAUGCUUACAGUUUUGCAGAUCUUUUACCUACCCUUACACAUUAAGUAUAUCCUAGGAAAGGUCAUAAAGCUCUAAGAAUGUCUUUUAUGACGAGUUUAAUAAAUGUUUUAAUUUGUGUGAUCUUGACCUGGUUUUGUCUACUGCGUGUGCCAACUUUUGGCAUUUUUGACCAGUCUUUUCUUUGACAUGCUCGGCCAAUCAAUGCCAUCCAAAUAUUCAUGACAUUGAUAUUUCUAGUGCAGUAGUGGAGCAUUCACAUUAUCUAUUUUGGUGAGCCGGCGAUUGGUCGCAUGUGAUGAGGGAAACCCUGCUUUUAUUCAAACCACUUAAAAAUGACGUGACCCCACACCAGUGCUCACGUAGCCUAAUAUUGUAAAAUAUAAAAAGUGUGUGGAAAAAAAGUCUAAAUUAAAAGAAAAAGUAUUAGAAGAAAAUUGUGGUGUACCUAUACUCAUUAUUUUGGUUAGGAAUUAUAAAAUUAAUGCAUUUUAAAAAUAAUAAUUAAACCACUUAAGUUUGUAGUUCCUGUGUUGGCUGGAAUUCUUGGAAUGUGUCCUUACUGUGUCAUUGUAUUUUUGGAUUGCAUUAUAAUUUCAGUUACAUUCCAAUUCAGUCUGUAGUAGUAUUUUAUCAAGAUUAUAUCUUUAUAAAAUACUAAGAAGUGACAGAGUCGAUUUACAGAUCCACCUGGGUACCUAAAAAAAAAAACACUUGAUUAAGUUAAGACUUAUAAACAUAAAUAUUUCACAGAGAUAAAUCUCAUAGUUCAGUGUUGGUUAUUCAUCGUCAGAUGCAUCGUUAACAGCAGCUGUUACCGUUUGUGCCCACCUUCUUCCCCUUAGUCUCACGGUCCAUUAACAGAAUGGGCAUUGGGCUUUAGCAGCGCUGCAUGUAGUGAUGUCACUCAAGAAUUAGAACAUUGGAAACAAUGACAUUACUGUUGCCAGAGUAACAUCAGAAAUAUAUGAAAUCCUUAUUAUUUAAAUUCUGAGCAUCGGAAGAAUACAUAAUCCUUUUUAUGUAUAUUCUAAACAUCAUUAUUAUUUGUGCCUUGUGUGAAUAGAAGACAGGAAAAUAACAGAGCAGCUUUAUCAGAUAUAUCAUUAGCAUGCUGUGGAUUUUUUUUUAUGUAUGGGACUUAGAGACAUUACAUAUUAUAAUUCAGAGGAUCAUAUAGCGCAAACAUACGUAAUAUUAAACGGAUUGUCAACCUCUCGCCUAAAAUUGCAGGAUGCUGUCCUUUCGGUGGUCAUAUCCUAUAUGUUAGAAGAGUUACCUACUAUUUCUUGCUUCAGCCCUUUAUUGACAAGAAAGUGGGAAAGAAAUGUUAGCCACAAUUAUCAAAUUAAAAAAAAAAAUCCAUCUUGAUUUAGGUGCAGAUUUGAUUAAACACCGCAAUUUUUACCAUCAUUUUUGUAAGUCCAUGCACUAUGUUGUUAAAUGCGUUUGCUGCUCUUGGUCAGAAAAACAGAAGAUAAAAAAAAGAUCACAGCAUCUGAGAACAGCUAAAACGUGAGAAAUGGUGGAUGGAUAAAUCUAUAAAUAGCUGAAUGAGUCUCUGGAUGAUUAUAAUAGUACACCCUACAUCAUAGAUUAUGGAUUCUAUCAGUGCUCCUGGCAUUGCAGCACUUCUUAAGGCAAGGUUAACUUACCACUAGCCAUCAGGAAAUUCAGUUUGUGUUGUUUACAUUACUGAAGUCAGCAGCCAGGAAGUAAUCACGUUUUCAUCACUGAAUCUUUUUUAUUCCUUAUAUUUUACUACUCUGUAUCCUUAGGGACAUAACAUACCAUCUCAUUUUAAUUGGCUUAAUUCCCAAAAGACAUUUAGAUUUUACAACUGAAAUUCAUGGUAGCAGAACCUAGUAGUACUUGUCGUGAAGAUCUGGCUAUCAGGAUGGCUCAGCCCUCCUUAAUACAUAAGAGAAUCAAUUUUAGUAAACUGUGCUUUAAAUAUUAUGUAGCACUGUAAAUACUGACUGUUUGCUUCUUCAUGAUAAUUAUAUCUAGACUGUAAUAUUCUUUUGUUUUUUCGUCGUUUAAUUACAGCUUUCAUCUCACGUGAUAGUGUACUAAACCAGGUUAGGGCUUGUUUUUUAGCUUGUUAGUUUAUACUAAUUUUUACUGGCUGGCCGCAUAUAACGUCUUCUUUCAAAAGAUACCGACCACUCAAAGAGAUGUCACUUACUAAUAAAGCACAGAAGCAAAUGCUGUGCAUGUUGUGACCAUAGCAACCGCACACCUUGCUGGCAAAAAAGGCACAUGCUGAGCAUACAUACUUUACCUUGUCCUUGACUUUAGCAGGAGAUAGCAGUGUAUACAAAGUAUUAACUGUACUUUUGUGCUAUGUAAGGUAAAUAUUUAUGUGACUUUUGAGGUACAUUUCUGCUAUAUGAAUUGUUUAUUUAUAUAAAGAAUUAUUACAUAUUUUAUGUGAUGUGCCUGGAUUUAUCUAUUAUUUUUUAAAAAUUCACCAUUAUCUGCCAAACUUUGCAUAUAUAUUAUAUCUCUUAUAAAUAUUUGUGUUUUUACAUGUUUCAUUUUCUGGAGAAUUUCACAGACCAGACCCACUACUGUAAAGACCCCAGAUUUCCAUUCUGCUAUUGCGCUUGGGUACAGCAAUCCCACAUGUAGACUAGAAAGCUUUUUGCAGUUUCACACAGAGCAAUCACAGCAACAGGCAAGUUAGGUUGAGCGGCAAUUGGUCAGAUAACAGCAGAAUCUGACCUAACAUGACUAGUCCGCUAGAUAAAAAGUGAAACAAAUCUAUAUAUAUUUAUAUAUCGUUAAAAAAUUUUUUAUAUAAUUUUGAUUUAUUACAUGUAAGAAACUUGCUAAAAAUACGAAGUGCAAAUCUGAUGACUUACCUCUUACCUUUCCUCCCAAAGACACUAUUCACUAACAAAUUUUGAUGCUAUUUUUAAACCCAUUUAACCCUAAUUCUAUAAAACUCUAUAGGGUUCCCUUUAAUAGAGGAAAUCAAUGCGGCCUCAUAGUGAUAGCUCUCUUGUUUUGGGGGUCCUGCACAUCACUAUUUCUAUGAUGCCCAACUAGAGCUCAGGAUUCCAGAGAUUUAAAUGGCUUCCUUGCAUGGUAUGGCAGCCAUCACAAAGUGUAGUAUUAUUAUUAUUACUAUCAUUUAUAUAGUGCCACCAUAUUCUGCAGCAAAUUACAAUCAUAAAAUGGGGAUAUUUAACAAGUAAUUGACAUACAUGCAUUAACAGAGGCAAGAAGUGAAGAAGGCCCUGCUCAAACAGGCUUUCAAUCUAUAAGAGGGGUUAAUACACACAAGAUGAAUUAAAGCAUGUCAGAGGGAAAGAGGGGACUGGUAGAUAAGAUGUCUGUGUCACAAUAAGCUAGUAUUAGUGGUGUGUGGAGCAAGCAAACAGUGGAAGGAGGGAGAGUGAACUGGGCUAUAGCGGCAAGGGAACUGAGGAAGACCAUUGUAAUUAGACAAGCAUCACCCAUGAAGAGGUGUUCAGUGACUUCUUACAUGACUGGAGGAUCUGGGGGAAGUGGGUGGUAAUGGGUUACAAAGGAAUACUUACAACAAAUUCUUGCUUAUAUCAAUUUGUUCCUUAUGAGUUUCUUAAACGCUGUCUAUUUGGCCUUUGGCUCAGUCACCCUGUGUCACAUGUUUUCAUGACUUUGGCAGGGGCAAUAUGCUCCAUAGAGUUGAUCCUGAACUCAAUAUAUAGAUUUUAUUGGGAACAAAAUAAAGUCCCAUACUCAUGCAAAGAAACAUAAUGAACAUUUUGUGGCUGUUUACUGAGCAAUAUGAUAACAUUAGGAAGUGUUUAGUCAAUUUUCUGUCAUAGUUCAAUGCUGCUCAGACCUUCGGAUCCCUGGACAAUGUAGCAAAUAUAUUUUUUCCAUCCUUUAGAAGUAAACCCUAGAAUUUUUACCCUUGUGAACAAGUGUUGUAAGGAAGGCUGGGAUGUGAUUUCAUGACUUAAAGGACCACUUUAGUGCCAGGAAAACAUACUCGUUUUCCUGGCACUAUAGUGCCCUGAGGGUUCCCCCACCCUCAGGGACCCCCUCCUGCCGGCCUCUGGGGAGAGGAAAAGGGUUAAACUUACCUUUUUUUUCAGCGCCGGACGGGUAGCUCUCCUCCUUCUCUCUGCCUCCGAUCCUCCUCUUCGGCUGAAUGCGCACGCGCGGCAGGAGCUGCGCGCGCAUUCAGCCGGUCUCAUAGGAAAGCAUUUACAAUGCUUUCCUAUGGACGCUUGCGUCUUCUCACUGUGAUUUUCACAGUGAGAAGCACGCAAGCGCCUCUAGCGGCUGUCAGUGAGACAGCCACUAGAGGAUUUGGAGGCUGGAUUAACCCUAACAUAAACAUAGCAGUUUCUCUGAAACUGCUAUGUUUAUAAAAAAAUAAAUAAAAAAAAAAGGGUUAAUCCUAGAGGGACCUGGCACCCAGACCACUUCAUUAAGCAGAAGUGGUCUGGGUGCCUAGAGUGGUCCUUUAACAAAAGUAUUUUUGUUUUGUAAGUGAAUAUGUCUAUUACAGCAAUACCAAAUUAUUUCUACUUAUAUUAACUUUUAUUAUAUUUCCAUUGACUAUUUAAAGUUGUACAAUUUGUUAUUUUGGCUAUUUCUUUGUGUUCCUGGUUAGUAAGACAGUACUCCAUUUUAAUGGCUUGCCUCUGUCACUCAUUAUACUUUUGAAGACAAGAAUGGGAGUGAAUGACUUGCAAUGCAUUGGUUGACAGUCCUUAGAUGAUUCUUGUGAAGUAUUAAUUCCAUAUAUUUGCUUACAUUUUAUUUAUUUCUUUUUGUAUCGGCUCGGGAAAAUUGUUCCCUGGAAUAACUUGUAAUUUUUGGACCGCUGAAACACUGAAAGUUUCAUUGAGUACACCAAAACUGACAAACUUGCUAGCAACAUGCAUUAACAGAUAUUACCUCAGCUAUAAUUCAUAUUGAACUCAAGGUUGUCAUAACCUGGCACAGAUUAGGCAGGUUGUAUGCUUGUUCGGUAGAAACUGGACAAACAAAAUUCAGCUUCCGUUGACAAAAAAGAUUGUGAUUGGCCAGUAAAUGCCAAUCAAUUAAUAUGUUUGUUAUAGGUUUGAAAUUGACUUGGUUGAAACAAACUCUAGUUUUUUUAAAGUAUUAGUUUCAAUAAAAUAAAUCUCUCACUGCAGGUUGCAGCCAACACUUGUGGUUGGAAGACUAGGCAAAAUAAUCUGUAUUGAGCAAUUUUGAAAGGGAUGCAUUAAUAUUUAUGUUAACAACAUCACAAGGAUGUUUGGCAAACCUCUGGAGGCAAGGAGAUUCUGCUUGUGUUGAGUAUUUUGUUUUAACUCUAUAGCUGCAUCUUCACUGUUUUAGAAAUCGUUCUUUUCCUUUAUUACAUUUGUUUGACUCAUAAAUAAACUUCAACCAUAUAGUGUUUGUUACCAAGUCUUGAAAAUGACAACAACAAAAAAAUACUCAAAAUAGUAGAAACUGUCAACUGAAAUUUUUUUUUAUUUUACUGGCUACUUAAAUCAGAAUUUAAAUAUUGAAAAGAUUUUACACUUCAAGUGAAAGCCAAGUUAUAUCAAAAUGUUCUGUGAGCACACUGAGUUCAGGGCGGUAACUGUCUGAAUGCAUUCUUGAAAUAUCUAUUGGGUUUACAGUAAAAUUGGGAUUACUUUCUCGCAAACAAUUCAAACUGCUACAUUUAGCUAACGGCACCUCAGGUAAGGUAGCAACAAAAUGGGAUGUUUAAAAGGUGCUGAUGAGAAUUAAGAAAAAAAGAUAGCUGCGCUUUCAAGAAUUUUCCAUCAUUGCAGUGGACCUUGGUUCAAGAAAUGUUGGUAACCAUUUUUCUAAAAGUUCAGUGAAUAGCGUCUGUUCUCUGUGACUGAUUUAUAUGUAUCAUGCUAUGCAAUAUCCUUUAUAUUUAUAUGUCGUUUGUGAUAAUAUCAAUGACUAAUUAUUGCACGCUUUAAAAAUUUUUUUAAAAUGUUACUGUGAGUAUAUUUGUUGCCAGUUAUUCUUACAUAGUAGGCUAUUUUUAUAUCUCGAAGUAUAAACACCAGAGAACUAAAUGUGUAAUUAAUUGGGAAUCGGGGUCCUAAUAAAUUGAUUUAAAGGCUAAGCACAUUAGACUGAAUUGUUUUUGAAGCGGCUUGUCUAAUUAUUGUGUCUGCCACAUUCAUCUACUUCUGAGUCACUCCCAUCUCCUGGACGACUGCCUAGAAUAUUGCAGCAAUAUGUGUUUCAAUUGGCUAUUCUCCUGUCAUGCAUAACUUUUCUGGGAAGACUACAGCAACUUAUUUUUUUUUUCUCCUUUUCACGAUGUGAACAGAGAGCUGCAUUAUGCUGUUCGUUUAUAUGACGCUGCUUGCUCAGAAGGGUGUGGCUGAGUUUUUAUUUUGCUUUCCUUUAUAAUAUAUUUUAUGUUUUGUUUUUAUAAACUGACAUUUUCUCUUCUUUCUUUUUCUAUCGUAGGUUUGCUGUUUACUUGAAAAGUGCCUUUUUCCAGAGUCACUUUUGCCAGUAA
Messenger RNA from Pelobates cultripes (western spadefoot toad), 90800 nucleotides. The record is from the annotation of a GenBank genome assembly. Lineage: Eukaryota; Metazoa; Chordata; Amphibia; Anura; Pelobatidae.